CAGCCAUCCAGGGAUUGGGGGGACGGCAGAUACAUCCAGCCAAGCACAUGGCACUGUAAGCAGCCCCCUGCACUGCCUGGCUGCCUAGAGGAGGGAUCAGUGGGUACACAGCCAGCCAGCACCGGGAGAGCCCACCAAGAAUGCCAGGUUACUAGCAGAAGCCAGUCUGACAUCCCUGGACCACAAACAUGCUGUCCUAUGGAGUGCUGGACGUGUGUGUGCAGGAUGUGGAGAAGAGGAGGAACCCAUCUAAGCACUAUGUGAGUGGGGUGCACUGUGUGAGUGGGGGGGUAGUCAAAGCACUAUGUGAGUGGGGUGCACUGUGUGAGUGGGGGGGUAGUCAAAGCACUAUGUGAGUGGGGUGCACUGUGUGAGUGGGGGGGUAGUCAAAGCACUAUGUGAGUUGGGGGGCGCUGUGUAAGUAGAGGGUAGUCAAAGCACUAUGUGAGUGAGGGGGACAGUUCAUGCACUCUGUAAGUGGGGGGAGGGGGAGUCAAGUCCAUGCACUGUGUGAGGUGUGGGGGGGAGGCAGUGCAUGCAUUUUGUGAGUGGGGGGCAGUCCAUACACUCUGUGAGAAUGGGGGCCCCUUCCAUGCACACUGUGUGAGAGGGGGCAGUGCAUGCAUUCUGUGAGCUAUGCAGUGCUGUCACCAACACACCCACCUCAUGCUAGUUAGAAAUGCAGGAGCACACUGCUGGUGAUAAUAUAUAUAUAUAAAUAUAAUGUACAUACAUACACAUGUAGCUGGGUAGUAUGUGGAUGUGUGUAACAAUGCAAUGUGGAUAUAUUUGUAUUUCUGACUGCUGAGCAGUGUGUAUACAUAGUGAGUGCUUUCCAUUCUCCUGUCUCAAUGUAUAUACAAUCAUUAAAUCCUGCAUGUCUGGGUUGAUAUACUGACUGUGUAUAUAUAGUGAUACAUGGAGCACACAGCAUUGUGGGAGGAGGCUCUACAAUCCCCAGGCUCUGCCUGCAGCCUGUCACAUUUACAGUAUUGUAUGACUCUCCCAUGGUAACUCAGUUAUACCAGCAGCUAUAACCCCAGGGCCUCCUGUUCUUUAAUUGUGUUACAGUGUAUAAAACGAGGGUUCCUAUCAGUAAAAUAAUUCUAUUUACCAUUCCUUUAACUUUGCCAUUGUUUUGGUUUUAGUUUUUUUUGUUUAAAUCCGAGCCCAGCGAUUGUCUUGCUGUUUGUGUCUUGGAUUAUUUUAUUAUUAUUAUUAUUAUUAUUAUUGUUAUUAUUAUAUGUAGUAUUGUAUAGGAUCCAGGUCACAUCCUGGCAGCUGUAACCAAUCUCUGUAUUUCCUAUGCUGCUAACAGGCCUGCUUGUUUCACACAGUACAUUAUUGGCUCUGACUACAAAGUCCAUUAGCUGGCUCAGUCAGACACUGAUCUGUUUGUAUUUUCCUCACAGUAAAAUCCUCUAGAGAAAUCGCUGAUUUGCCACUGUUUCUAUGCCUUCCAGAUCUGCGCCUCCCUCCUCUAUAUUUCUGCUUUGCGAAAAUGAUUUUGUGUGCUUUUCCCCCCCUUUCUAUAGUAACCCUUUUACUCUCCCCUGGAAUCCUAGUACUGACUGGCACAGUUAAGAGAAUGCUUUCUAAGAAUAGAAUACGUUUUAUGUGGUUGCAACUUAACAUUUAUUACUAGCACAGAGCUGCAGAAAGAGACUCCUUGAUUAUUUGGGAUUAAAGGCUAAAACUGAGAAAAUUGUGUAGCCAGGGACCUCCCAGUACAUAUUGCCAGUUGUUUAAAGGUGUCAAGAACUAUUGCAUGACAGCAAUGUCAUCUUCCAGUAUAGAGCAAAGGUAACAAUCAUCACUUAAAAAAAUGAACGUAUGAUCUCUUUUGUUGAUCUGAAGACCAUUGUCCAUCCUGUGCCCAGCCCAUUGUUGACUAAGAACCAUCAGAGUUUAGUUUAACACCUGGAGAACUGCCUGCGGCGCUAACAAUUAUCAAGAACAGGGAUAGGCAACCUUUGGCACGCAAGAUGUUGAGGACUACAUCACCCAUAAUGCUCUUAUCGCCAUAACACUGGCAAAGCAUCAAGGAAGAUGGAAUGCAGCAUGUUGCCUAUCCCUGAUCUAGAACAUUGGGUCUUUAGAAAGCCAUGUGAAAGGUGAUGCGAUCUACCAACCUAGAUCAAGCUGUGAUUGUAUGGUUGGCAGUAUAAAUCAAGCCCUUGUGUGACACUGAAGUUUGUGAACCCCAACAUUGAUCGUAAUGGCUCAAGCAGCAUAACUGGAGUUGUUUCACAGUCGGGAAUAGUGGGAAGAACUUUUGGCAAUAGUGGUUUCUUAAAACUCCUGUCUGAAUGUUGAAGUAUAGAUUGCGCUAGUGGGGAAUAAGUUUGCAGAUUACUAGUUUAGGUUAUCAAUUAUCCAAACUCCAGGGUCAAGUUUUUUAGCAAAUUAUUGAAUGUUUCCUAUUUUGGUCCAUUUUGAAGUAUGUAUCAUUUAUCAUGUUACAACAUAUUCUGCAGCGAUGUACAAUAUGCGUCCGUGUGUCUAUCAGCAGCUGAGACUCUGUUUUGCUUUUCUUCGUAACUGUGUAGCUGUUGCAGCUGUUGUAAGAAUGUUAUUGAAUAAAUUGUGAAUUGCUGAGACCCCAUCAGAGACUUUGAAAUUUUAGGGCAAAAAUGUCUCGGUUGGGAAAAAUUCUCCUACUUGGCUUUGAAUUCUGCUAUUUUGAACUAAACUUGUGACAGGAAAAAGUAUUCCAAGUGUACUUUUAUCAGCAAACAAUGACCUGUCUUUACGUGUUGCUGGUUCAAUAAACAUAUGUAAAUAAGGAAAUUGGCCACUGCAGCUUACCUGCCCUUACUUGUGUAUCUUGCACCAGACCUAUGUAAACAGGGAGCAAGUAACACAUACCAUUACUUGCCUUUACAUGAGCCUGGUGUGAUUGACUCACACAAACAUUGACAUCAGAACUUUUUACUCCACUCUGUGUGCUAAGCAAACUGCCAAACCAUUUAAAUGUCAGUAAAAAGAGCAAAGAAUUGUACAUUAAAAUAAACCAACACAUGGAUUCUGGGGCACAGUGCUAAACUCGUGCAAUCUAGAACAUGGACAUUCCAAUGGUUUCCAUGGCAACUGCGCCACUUUUAGAAUUUGCCCCAAAAGGAUUCAAUGUCUGCCAAUAACCAAUUGCACAGUUAAAACAAUUGCCCACUUGAGUCCCAGGGACGGUGACAAUAAACUCCAUUAAAAGCUUGAUGGACACAUUGUUAAUCUUUUCUUCACUGUUGUGCGACGGAUAGCUGUAUGUGAAUCUUCUAUGUCCAAGUGUAGAAAACCUUCGGCACUCCAGAUGUUGUGGACUACAUCUCCUACAAUGCUUUAAUGCUGGCAAAGCAUCAUGGUCGGUGUAGUCCAAAACAUCUGGAGUGCCGAAGGUUGCCUACCCCUGUCUGGCACGUUAACGGAAGAGUUAAAUUCUACAAGUUCCGCCUUCACGAACGACACAAACUACUGCAAACAAAGAGCACGCUGGCUUGAAGUGUUCGUUGUGCGCAUUGACCCAAAAAUAGGUCAGUUUAGAUAGUGCUGUGUUAUGACAUUAAGGAGCUGCAUUGUGUGUUCAUUAGCAGAAAGCUUUGUUUUGAUUAUACUUUCCUGUGUCAUUUGCGCUUCUUGUUAUUAAGGAAGUAACCUUUUCCCUUGAAUCAGGUCUGCUUUAUGUUAUCCUGGGUUUUCCUGUGACUGCAUUAUUUUACUUGUCCUUAUCUUUUUAUUGAUCGCUGACAAUACUUUUUGGGUUCUGAAUGCUUGAGACGCUUUCUUUUUACUUAUUAUAUUACAGUUACUUUACCGUCCCAAACUGAUGCUUUUGUCAUAAUUCUGAAUCCAAUGGCUCUUUUAUAGCUUGACCAUACCCUGUUUUAUAGACUGAAUUGUAAAUUGGCCAAGCAAUGACAGAGUUUAAAGUUUUCUCAACUUCAAGUUGUUUGGCUUAAAGGGAUACUAUAGUGCCAGGAAUACAAAGCUGUAUUCCUGGCACUAUAGCACCCUCUGCCUCCCUUGACCCUCUCCCCAACCCCCCUCCACUUCGCAAUGAAUAAAAGGUUGAAAACCUGGUGCAGGGUUGCGGCUCUGUCUUCUCCGACGCUACUUGAAUGGGGGGGAGCUAACGUACAUCCCGCGUGAGCAUUAGACCCUCCCCACAGGAAAGCAUCGAUCAAUGCAUUCCUGUAGAAAAAUAGCUUAUGCUGGAUGUCUUUAUUCAGAGCAUGAGGACGUCCAGCGUCAUUUAGCAGACCAAAAGUCCGGUAACAUUCUAGAAGCGCCUCUGGCAGCUGUCUUGUCUAAAACUGCAUUUACCAUUGCAGCACUAAGCGCAACAGGGACACGGCACCCAAACCACUUCAAUGAGCUGAACUGGUGUGUGUGCCUAUAUUGUCCCUUUAAGAUUUCUAGAUCCUUGAUCAAGUCCUGAGAAUUCACUGUUUUAUGGAAUCAUUCUGACCGUCCUUUUGGAAUCCAAAUUGUAGAAGGGAUAACUGCUUUAUAUUGAAAUUUAAAAAUUAUUAAAACUAUUAGCUUUUACAAACCAUUGCUUGGUUUAACUACAGUUAUGCGUCUGCAUAUGUCAGUGUUUUUAAGGGAGCUUGACAAAGACCCAAUUCUGGGUCGAAAUGUUACAGUGUUACCUUGGUUCUAAUAAAUGUGCCUGAAGCUAUUGGAGUGCCUGGACUUUUUCUCUAUUACUUGUGUUUUUUAAGGAGGUCAGAGAAUAGACCGCACUGAACACCUUAAUCCAAUGCCUUUCACACAAUUUAUCUUCUAUCUGGUUGUCCCUCAACCUUGGAUAUAUUGGAGGACAAGACCCAAGCAAUGUGUUCAAUCAGCUCUCUAUUAAGAGAGAUUGCCCUCUUGUAUGCUGUUAUCGGAAGGUCACUUACAUUGGAGGACACACACUUUUGAGAUCUUUCACAACAAGCGCAUUUGGUUUUGAAUUAUUAUUUUAUCUCUCAAAAUUCAUCAUUGCUGUUUUAUCCUCUGCUACAGGAUACAUGGAGAGCAUCAGCUGGAACACUCAACCCAUCACUGGCGCCCAUUGAUUCUCUUCCGGCACUCUUAUAAAGUUUCAGAAGUCCCAUUUGAUUGUUUCAGAUGGUUAUUUGCUUACAAACGUAUUGAACUAAAGCCUGGGGCUUCCUUGUAAAACAUAUGAAAUGAUAGUCUUUUACCACCAAUAAAUGUUCCUACGAUAUUUAUGGAUGAAACGUUAAACUGUAGAGCUUUGUAUAUUUCAAUGCUUUUUUCCAGAUGUAGGAGUCUGUAUGUCUAUAUAAUCUAUCCAUAAACACACGUAUAGAUUAAAAGACCCACAUUCACACCACUUUCUAUGAGUGGACUGUAGUCUAUCAUGUCGUUCCAAUGACUUAGUGUGGCAUUCUCACUGGCCUACCUGUGUGCCCCAUAUAACUGGAUACAACACUGCACAUCUGGGACAAAAGCUGUGCUACUUGUUUGAGUCUUUCAUGGAAUCAGUAGCUAGUGAUCGGAUUUUAUACUGAAAAAAUUAAACCUUUAAAUGCUGUCAAAUUAUUACUGAUGUGACAGAUUGAUGGGCAGAACACACAUUCACUAGACCAGCGAACUCCAUGAGAGCCUGUGGCUGGAAAUAAAAAGUGUUUCUUGAUAUAAUAUGAAAAUCGUACGGUUAGUUUGAAAAGUCCCUAGUUCAGGCAAUGAAGGUCAAGGAAGCUAAUUGAUUCUCCAGUGAUGCAGAUUACUGUGGUCAUGGAAGCUGCUUUACUGAAUAGGUCAUUCUGUGUUGCCCAAGUGACUAACCGCACCGAAAAUAGUCAUGUCUGCUGUCUACAGAUGGUACAGUAUUCGUGUGAUUUAAUCACUCUGGAAGAAUGUCUGUAUAUACCAGUAUCCCAACUCUCUAGGAUGCUCUGUUAAGGGUCCUUGCCACAAACUGUUUUAUUAUGUAUUUAUGCAACACAUUUAUACACGUAGAACUGUGCAAGAUCAAUGCAACGUUCUUUUUUCAGGAUAAGGUAUAGAUGAGAGAGAGAGCUUACCAGGUGUCAGAGAAUGUUAGGAAAACCAAUCGUUAUAGCAAAUAUUGUUCUGGAAACUCUGAACAGUGAAUGGAGGCCUAAAGAUAACAGCAUUGCUUAUAUUUGCUGGUUAUGAGCUCUCUGCCAUUUCUCUUGUUCCCCUAGCACUUCUCCCUAACUUCAUAAACUCUUCCUUGCUCUUGAUGAUAGUACUGGAUCCUCAGUAAGCAAAGCUUAUGGUCAUCUAGGACUUGACAUUUCUUGCCCUCUCAUGUUUAGCAUCUGACCAGAUAUGCUGCCUCCAAUAUAAUAAUACCUCCAAGAUUUAACUAAUUCUACUGCUAGGUGCCAUAAACCUCAAAUUGACACAUUUAUUAGUUUCCCAUUGUUCCUAUGGCAACGUUCUUUUAUUGGAUCUCAACAAUGAUCCACACAAGACGUGUUGUUUCUCUUCUUUAAAGCCUUCACUGGCUCCCCAUCCCAUCAAGAAUAAAAUAUGAUAUCCCUUAAUUUAGUUUACACAAAAAACUUUAAUCUCUCUUGUAUCUCAAUCCUUAUUGAGUUUCCCCAAAAUUGGCCUCUCUUCUGCUCUUCAGGAAAUACAGAUUACAGAACCGCGCACAUACAACAAAUUAUUAUUUAUAAAGCGCCAACAAGUUCCAUAGCACUGUAUUUGUAACCAGACAAGUUGUACACACAGGAACAGAGGGAUUGAGGGCCCUGUUCAUGAGCUCACAUGCUAGAGGGAGUGGGGUAUAGUGACACAAAAGGUAAGGUAGAAAGGUAGGUUGAUAGGAUAGUAUUCACUCAGGGCUUAGUGUUUUGUUUUGAUGACAGUUUCAGGAGCGGAAUCAGGGUGCGGGGAGGGAAAGCUGUUCAGUUUUAUUGAUAUGCUUUCCUAAAGAAGUACGUUUUCAAAGAUUUUUUUUUUUGAAGGAGUAGAGAUUGGAUGAGAGUCUAACAGAGAGGGGAAGGGAGUUCCAUAGUAAUGGUGCAGCCCUAGAAAAGUCUUUAAGAUGAGCAUCAGAGGUUAGAUGUAGGUCUCCGGCAGAGCGUAGGGGACUACAUGGAACAUAUUUGUGUAUUAGUGAGGAUAAAUAGGUUGGAGCAGCAUGGUGUAGAGAUUUGUAAGCAAGUAUCAGGAUCUUAAAUUGAGUCCUAUAUCUUAAGGGAAGCCAAUGUAGGGACUAACAAAAGGGGGAGGUACAGGCGGCCUGGAAGAUGAACCUCGCCGCCACAUUCAUUAUGGACCGUAACGGGGCAAGUUGGGGAAAUGUAAGACCACUGAGAAGCCAAUUACAGUAGUUAAGGUGAGAGAGGACAGCGGCAUGGACACCUUUCAUCCGUAUCCGGUAGGUCGGAUGCGUGCAAUAUUUUUGAGAUGAAAGUGGUAGGGUUUGGCGAUUGAUUGGCCGUGAGGGGUAAAGGAGAGGUUGGAGUCAAAGAGAACACAUAGGCAGUGAGCCUUAGAGGAUUCUUUUUUUUUUUUUUUUAAAUCUUGCAAGGCUUCUUUAAAUAAUUUUCCUAACACAAAUAUGGUGAUCCGUUACACUAUAUGGCCAUAUUGUGUUAAGCCCACCACUACGCCACAGCACCCCAAUAUCCUACACUGAUUUUAACAUGGGAGAUUUGCAUGCUAACUGCAACACUUACUGCAUAAACUGCUUUCAGAGACUCUCUUCAAUGUAUGCUUCCCUCUAGUCGCCUCCAAAGGGGGAACCUGGAGUGGAAGGGCUGGGUGCUCAACCUAGAAGGAAUCAAAGCUCUUCAUAUUCUAUAAAACAUUAGAGUGAGAAUUCAAACAGAAUUUCAAGUUUAAGGCCAAAGUAACUGAACUGGUAACAUUCUAUCUAUAUAUCGUGCUAGCAGUUUUAAUAGCAAUUGUAUAGAUUAGUAGAAAAAAAAAGUUAAAAAUUACUUUUUUUUUCUCCCAGCUGCAAGUGCGGGCAGCAUUCUCUUGGAAGCAUAAACACAAGCACUGAAAUUUAGUGGUUAUGUUGCUUAGACUUUUCCAGACAAUUCAUCUCCUUCUAGAAUCUCACACAUCGCUCCCCUAACCCCAAUUCUUAGUCCUGUAACAUCUACAAUGCAGACAAUGGAUUUGUUCUUUCUUUGCCUAUAUUAAUCGUCUAAACACACCUAGUUCUCAAUUAUCCAUUUCCCGGUUAGACUGUAAGCUUGUAAAAUCUACCAUUUGUUCUCUCCCCAAUAAAAUAAGUUGAAUUUUAAAAUUCUUUAUAAUUUAUCUUUUUAUGGCGGAAUCUGUUACACCUUCAGCAAAUACUAUUGAUAAUGUUGGAAAGUCUAUAUAAUAACCUAACGAUGUAUUGAUCCAGAUGCAAUGCACACUCUUGCCCAGUGGGCACACUUGUAGAUAUUAUCCAAGUGUGAAGAUGCAUUAGUACCCCAACAGUCAGCCUUUUAUAUCCUGCUUCAUACUGUGUUAUGGAGAUAUCACCUAGACAGUCUUUCCGGUUUAUUUAUUUCCCAGAUUAAUUUUGAGUAGGCACACCUAACCCAUUCCUAUGUCCAAUGAAUGAGUCUGGGGCAAGAUUCCACAAAUGGAACAAUCAGCAGGAACAUUCUAUUGGUUUCCACGGUGACUGUACCAUAAUAGAACCUUGACCCAGAAAUACUAUUGUAAAUGUUUAUCCUUUUUCCUGUCGCUGGUGAUGUCUGGAAGAUAUGAAAAAAACAUUUUGUCAAGUUUUGUCAGAUAUAUACGAAAAAUGUGUGGAUGUAGAAAAUGCAAGACAAAGAAGUCCUAUCUUUUGUCUUAUGCCUUUUGACUGUGUUGGUAUUUCGGUAAAAUUCCAAGUCAAAGUGAGUAUUUCAUGAAAAUUGUAUCUUUACAAAAUAUUAUUUCUUUUUAAAUGCUUUUUGGGUGGGGGUGGGGGAGUGGUAGGGAGUGAUCAAGCCACAGUAAUAAAAUCCAGGAGCCCAGAAAUUCUAUGAGAUAAAUAGACUAAAUGCUGCAGAUAAUCAUUUAUAUCUGCUUCCUGUCUGUCAUUCGCUCUGUGUCUGUUACAUUGUAUAGCCGUUAGUGGGAUGGGAAAUGAUGUGGACAGUUAGCGUGGUGAAUCCAGGGAUUAUGGAAUACUUUAGUUGAUAAACCAUAACUUCACUAACUGCAAACCAUUUUUACAACUGUGCUAAUCUUCGCUUCCAUUAAACCAGUUGGCUGUUACCUCACUUGUUGAAUGAACCUCUGAGAAAUGCAAUGGUGUAAGUUCGAUAGCAGAUGAAAUCUAGCUCUGACAUGGGGCUUUGUAUUAAGGUCAAUGCUCUUUUAUUGAAAGUAAGGGGAGCAUCAGUUCUGGCUUUUCUUCUUCCUGGUUUGGUGAGUGCUCACCGCAGAACCUGCAAAUCCUGGAGAUGCAGAAAUGUCAAACAUCUUUGCGUUUACAAAAUAUUUGGCAAUUUAAUGCAUUAUUUAAACCAGACCACAGUGUCUCAUUAAUCUUUCUGCAUGUGUAUUGUAGAGUAAAUUAAAUCCGUGCUACCAACACAUUACUCAUUGUUGGUUUUCUUGGGGCACAGAGUGUGUUUUGGUUCUGGACCUUUAACAGUCUUUGUGAGUGGAUAGGGAAUCUGUUAAAGUUGUGAUCUAUGACACCAAUCGAUGGCUGGACCCGAAGAGCUGUAAUCUGCUCGAGGUUUCCUAUGUCCAUGAGUGGAAAUGCUAUCUUGGCUGUCUGAAUAUACUUUUAUUUUUUUACUUCUUCAGGGAAACAGCUGCUGUCUUUCCCCCUUUUUUUCCUUCUCUGGCCUUUUGGAUCAUUUCCUGUUAUUUGUAGUCCAUAUAUGCAAAAAUAAACAGUCUGUGUUAAAACAAAGACCAAACUCCCAACAUUCAUUCAUGGAAAGCAUGUUUACUAGAGAAUAGGAUAUGGGUGUUUCUUGUGGUUUUUUUUUUCUCUGCUGUAACGCAAAACAUUUUUUAUUUUCUUUCUUUUCAAACUUUGCCUAUUGGUUAUGUGUAUAUAUUUUCUCCUGCUGGGACAUAACACAUUUUUUUUUUUUGCACAGAUUUCAGGAUACUUUUAAUGCUUCAACUUGUUUUUAUGUUUAUUUUUUAUAGCUUGUAUACAAGUAUUUGGAAGGUUAGCACUUUUUUGCAGCAUUACUUUUUAUUUUAUUUUUUUGUAGAAAACUCCAGUUUUGCAGAUGGAGUUAUCCAUUCUUUGUACAUCAGACUCUGUCUUUCAACAGUCUACAGUCCAUUACAUCCUCGUCAAAUCAUUGGCUGAUGUGUAAUGCAGGAAAUAAACAAAUCUUUCACAAGUUGUAAUAUCUUCUGCGCAUGGCUCUCGUCAUCCACUGUUCCUGUAUGUCGAACAUGUUUUGUUAGAAUAUUUUUUUUUUUGUCUUUACCUGUUUGUCUCUUCUCCCUCUUUCAUCUCUGCUGUUCUUCCAUAUCCUGCCUCUACUCUGCCACCAGCUUUCCAUGACCGAAGACUCUCCACCGCUCUCAUCAAAUGUUCUCACUCCACAUAACAUCCUCCCUCUCCUUUCAAUAAGGAUCUUUCUAAUCACUCUGCAAAUUCUAUAACACGAAGCCACAUUGUAACUAUUCUCUAACCAACACGCUAAUUAUGAUUUUAAUGUGUUGGGAAAGAAAUCUGUAUUCCUAAACUAUAGUGUUUAUGUCCACGGGUAAAGCCCGCUACUCCUUUUCUAAUGAAUUUUUUUUUUUUUUAAAUGGUGCUGCUCACAACUCUGUCUCCUACAAUGUCAUCAAGGAGAUGUGGCCUCCACCAGCGGAACAUUGGGACAUUAAGAGCAUGCAGACUUGUCCUACACUCACAUCCAAGCUUCCCCUUUAAAGCCUUGUAUUCAAUGCUUCCAUAUGAGCAUCUACAUCCAAUUAUUUGGUCAGCACAACAGAAGCACCUCUAGUGGCUGUCUAACUGAUUUAACCAUAGUCUAUUAAAGAAACUCCGUCUCCAAGCACACCAGAAUAAAUUUGUACAUAUAAAAUAUCUUUUGUUUGUUUAUAAAGUGAUAAGCAUAGAUAAUACAAGAAAAGUGCAGAUAAUAGUACAGGCAUGUAACUAUUAAAUAGAAUACCACUUAAUCACUCAUAACAUGCAAUAGUAAGUGCUCAAAAUAAAAACCCAUGCAUACUGACCAGCGAGCAGGAGACCAUAAUAACCUCAACGUUUUGGCGAACAUUCCUUCCUCAGGCUGAAUGUGUACAAUGUGUGCUUGGGGUUUCUUUUAUCGAAUAGGUUUAUGGAUCUGUUGGGAGAUCAGAUUUUGCCUUUGAGCACCUGGUAACUCUCUAUUACAUUAAUCCAUAAGUACAGUUUGAGCGCUCACUAUAAUUUUCUAUGCAAUUACUGAUCUAACCCUGCAAUGUAAACAUUUAAAACAGCUGGAUAACGCUAAUGUUUUUCAUUGCAUGUUUAGAAGGACAGGGCCGCUACGCUCCGGGAACUUCAUUGAGAUGAAGUGGUCUGGCUGACUUUUGUGUCCAUUGAAACACCAGUCAUUUACUUGUCUCAUAGAAUUUCUCCCUAAACGCACAAUUUGCAGAGAGUUGCCACAUUAAUAUUAUUCCCCCUACCAACCAGUUAGCAUCAUGUCAAUUUGAGCUGUAAUCUGUUUGUGGUUUCCUUGGAACUCUGAGUGCAAUUUCAUUAAACACCUUGAACUAUUUAUCUGUCUUGAUAUGAAAUGGGUUAGAGCUGCUGUGAGUUAUCUCACCAAUCAUUGGUUAAAAAAAUAAAUUGCUAAAUUCCCAGCACCUCAAAAUCCACCUUUCUUUAGCUGCAGGACUAGUGCAUCUCUCGUCUGUUGGGUAUAUGCUGUAUUCAUAUCUUGCAGAGAUUUACAGGAAACAGAGUCCCCAAAAAACAGAGUAGUUGACUACUCUUGUCUAAUCUUGGUAUAAAACCUGGGUUAAAUAUGAGAUAACUGGCCUCUUCUUUCCUCAACAGGUCAAUUAACAUGUCUUGGUUGCAGUGGCUGUAGAUAGAUGACAGGCUUUUGCAUGGUUUCCAAUCUGGCUACUGUUUAAGUGUGCAGUUAAACCACACAAUCUGGAUUUUUGUAAUCUUUUUAGAACGUUCCUCGUAUUGAGUUUCUGGAGAAUAUACUUAGGAUGCCGGGAAAUAGCCCUGAAACUAGUCAUGGUUCUAGUAUGCGAAGUGCACGGUCUCUAUAUAUAAUCUUAAGUUUUGUGAUCUUUGUAAUUCAGGUUCCCUUUCUAUUCUUGUAGCAGAUAGACUGCACUGUCAUAAAUUAGUCACUUUUUGUAUUUGCAGAUACUUAUUUGCCGGGUGGGUCAAAGACACGGACUUUAAUCUCAAAUUGUAAAAGUUUUCAGACAAUGUUUUACAUAGAUCAUGUGCUCUAUAACUGGGAUCCCAUAAUUAAAAUGCUCCUGUUUGUCAGAUCUUCCAACAAUAGUGGAAGCUAUAACUCUCUUUACCACAAUAUAAUUCUGUAUGGUGGAUUGGGUGCAAAUGUAAUACCAGUUUUAUGGCUCUUGAGUGGAGAGAAUUUGCUAGUUAACGUAAAAAACAGCUGGUGCACCAGAGUUGCUGAACUACAACUCUUAUCUGUGCCUUGCAAUGGCCAAUACAGCCAUGAAUUUAUAAUUUAAUAUCUUCUUUCUUGCUACUCCUCACUUUGACAGUUUUUCUGUACAAGUGUGCGUGCAGUAGUUAAGGGAAGGUUCCAAGAAUAGGAUAAGAAGAGACACUCUGACUGUAUCCGCAUUAGAGGAGAAAUUAGGUUGCAGAAAGCCGUUAAGGAGCUAUUUAGCUUAGUAUAGAAGUUGAAGUGUGUUAAAUUUCCUUGAUCCACCAUUGGACGUUCCAUCAUGUAUUUGGUGGGCAAAAAAAAACUGUGUGGUCCUGCAGUGUGAGAUAUUGAGAUACACUUCAACCAGUAUUUAUAUCACUACUUCUAAGUCUCAAACCCUUACAGAGAGAUUGUCCAAGGAAUGAGGAACUAAAUUAUAAAUUACGGCUAUUCAGGACAUUUGUGAAGUCUCAAUAGGUGAAACUUUGUAACCCUUCAAAUUUUAAUUUCUUGUAAAUGGUACAUAAUAUAUUUUUACAAUUUUACUAGUAAAGCUACAUAUUUUAAUUAUUUAUCCUUUUUCUCAUUAUUUUUACCUCUUUGGUUGAGGAUAAUAUAGUCUUCUGAGAACGUCUAAGGAUCACACAGGCACCAUGCCCCAUAGCCUACAUGGGGAGGGUGUUCCUUGAUCGGACCUGUGCUUUUGACUAAAGCUAUGUUUACAUUUCAUACAAUCUUUUUUGUGGGAACACCUGGGGAAGGCCUGCUGUAUUAAAAUGUAAGAACAUGGGAAAUUCUGCAUUUAAUUCUGAGAAUGUUUUGGAAAUGUAAUAUUUCAUAAAAAACUGGGCCUUCUGUAUGUGUCGCAUGUUAAUACAAUGUAAUUUAAAAAAAAUCAGCCUUUCUGUUGUUUCAAAGUUCUUUUAUUCCUAUCGGGCACUAAAAAAGUCGCGAACCAUUCGCGAACUUCCCGCGAACGGCUCGCCACGAACCGUUCAUGGCGAGCUCCGGUCAGCUGACACAUCCUGGCCAAUCUCCAGCAGACCCUCCCUCCCAGACCCUCCCACCUCCUGGACAGCAUCCAUGUUGAAGGCAGCUUCAACAUGGAUGCUGCUUCAUGAAGGCAGCUUCAACAUGGAUGCUGUCCAGGAGGUGGGAGGAUCUGGGAGGGAGGGUUUGCUGGAGAUUGGCUGGGUUGUGUCAGCUGACCGGAGCUCGCCACAAAUGGUUCGUGGCGAACCGCGGCGAGCCAUUCGCGGGAAGUUCGCGAACGGUUUGCAACAUCUCUAUCGGGCACUAUAUGCCACAAGACAAAACAAUUUGGAAACCUUAUUCUAAGUCACUCUUCAAUUUUUAAAACACGCCAAUACACAUUGCAUGUAUUGUACAUUUUAAUUUCAUUAAAUUGUUGUGUGUAUGUGUGUGUUUAUUUGCUGAUUGGACUUAAUCUAUAUUUGUGUACCAACCAAAAAUCAUACAUUCUAAAGGUACAUUUAAAACCAUCUAAUCAACUAGACCGCUCUCCGACCCAUAUAUAUUGGGUUGAUUUAUUUGAUGAAUACACUAAUAUAUCUUUCAGUGGACCUUUUGUUACAUCUGUUUUUGUAAAAAAGAAUAAAAGCCAUCUGAAAAUUCUGUGGGGAAAUGAAACCGUCAGGUUUUUAUAACUCUGUAAUAACUACCAGACUAAAAUGUUUAUUUGAUUUGGCCCAAUCAGCUCCUGGCCCCUUCAUCUGAAUAAUGUUUUAUGCAGAAAUAUUGGAAUUAAUGCUAACUGAUCGCUGUAUUUCUCAGCUUAUAAACGAUGUGUUCCUGUAAUCCAUAUUAAAAAUAGUCAGCUUUCAUAAGAGAAUGUUAUUCGAUGGUUUAAAUCUAAUCGCCUCCAUAUAUGUAUUUUCAAGAAAAUGUUGAUAAUAAAAUGAUACACACUUUUGACGUUUCUGCACGUCAUGUAAAUCUCCUAACUCUUCAUCGUCCUUAGUUUCCAUUCCCUGAGAGUAAAAAAAAAAAAAAAAAUUAAAAACAAACAAAUAAAUAAAUUGUGUGCAUCUCCUUUGUCUGCAAUGCUUUAUUGACACAUCAUUCAUUUUAUAGCUUUUACCAGUUUAAAAAAAGAAAACCAAAACAACAAUAAAACACACACUCCGCAUAAUUUAAGGUAACUGACAUGUGGUUACCUGGAGUGCCCCUUUAAGGAUCAAACACUGUGGCAACCUUUAUAUAGCAGCCCAAUACCGUUUGCCAAGUUACAAGCGGUGGGGAGUUUACUUUAUUAGAAUGGAGUCUUUUGCCAGAGAGCACUUCAAAAGGUAAUAUGACACUAUUAAAACAAAGCCAAACUCUGCGUUUCAAGUUCAUUGCAGGACACAGCAUCACUAAGUAUGUGAUGAAAACCAUACAUACAUAUGUAAUCUAAAUAUUAUUCCUGAUGGCUUGUAAAUGCAAAGGUGGAGUAGCUGAUAAUAUUUAGCAUAAACUUCAAAGAUUAUUAAAAGAAAACUGUAACCAUAGGGGUGUAAUAAGUUAACGUUAUAGGAGGUCUUUAUUCUAGAAUUCUAUGUAAAGCCACAGUGUCUCAACACCAGAUCGUUGGAGAUGGGACACCUUUUAAUACUCCUCAUGUUUUAAAGGGGUAGUAGCACGUACUUUAUGGGCCAGCUGUGAUUUUUAUCCGGUUUAUAAACUAAUCUUCAAAAAUGUUUAUAUUAAAUUACAAAAUUAAGCUAAAAUAUCCAUUAUUUGUGACUGUGAUCAGUUGAAUUUAUCCAGAUCGGCUACUUUCACCUUAAUUCUAAUACUUCAGAUUACACUUUGAGGUUUAAUUAGCAGUAAAAUAUUUAUCUGCAUUCUCAAGGAUUCAUUCUCUAAAGGUUUGCAGAGAACUCAAAUGAAAAGUGCAACAUUUAGGUCAUAGAACCAAUUUUGAAGAUUUAAAUUUUUUUUUUUUUUUUUUUAAAGAAUUAUUUAUCUUAUUUUAUUUGCUUAAAGUGUGCAGAUUCCUUGUCUGUUCUCCCCAUCCUUCAAUUUCCUCCUAAAAUUCUCAAUGUUUUAGACUCCUAAAACAAUAUACAUACCGUGUAUAAAAACAAUAUAAAAUAAAUUCUAUUUCAACUAGUAUACGGGUAGUUUCCACCUGUAACCUAUAAUAUUACUGCGAUACUAGCUACUUCCUUAAACACACCCAUAGUAUUUACCUGCUGAAUGGUACAUUGUAAGAAAUAAAGUAGGAUGUCUGUGUUCUGUGUUGGUAAGUGUGAUGUUUGCAUACUCCACCUUUGUUUUACAUUGUUUUAUGACAUUGUGUUAAUGAGGCCACAGAUUAUGCGCAAUUAUCGAAUAUAAAUCUCAGCACGCUUUUUAUUUCACUGACAGACAGUAGCAUACAAACUGCUGAGACAUCGGUGGAAUCCGACAAAACGACAACAAACACAUUCGCCAAAGGCUUGUGACAGGUUUAUCGCACUGAUUUCCCCUAGAUAGAAAAUAAAUUAAAAUGUGCAGUGAGGAUGUUCAAGGAUCAGAGAGAAUAUUAGAUGCCAUGAGAAUCUUUUUGUUUUGUUUUUUUUCUCUAUGGAAGUCUUUCCUAAAGAUGCAACCAGUUCUAGCUGACACUUCUUGAUUUUUGCUGUUGUAACUGACUAUUAGUUUUGCUAAACCAACUUUAUUGCAGACUAUUGCAAAGGAAUGUCUGGGGAUCCUGAAGUCACCUGCUUUUAUUUAUAUUAAAACUGGCAACCAUGCUGCCAACUUCUGGUUGUAGCUCCAUUUUUUUUAUUUAUUUUUUUUAGAGUUUUUUGUUUUUGCGUCAAUGACCAUAGGACUUGAGGGUGGUAGGAUCUGAUGAAAUAGUGUUAAAAUGAAAACACCCCUAAACUCUGUUACUCAACGGGGCAGUAUCAUAGCUGGGGCAGCAACCUUUUCUGAUUGAUGGGGUGCCUGCCAGUACUUGCUACAACCAACGUUAAAGGAAAGACAAUUAAGACAAUACCAUCAGUGGGAUUUUUUUUUUUAAAUAUACAUUCACAUAAAUACAAUGGCUUACCAUCAAGACAAUAUCAUCAGUGGGAUUUAAAGGGCUCACAGGCGCUCAGUCUUCUAGGAAUAGGGUAGAUGAGACUCCAGGCAAAUAUGGAUUUGCUCUGAAGACUAUAGAGGAUAUCUCUCACUUUUUAAAGAGUCAAAGGUGCCGUGUGACCACAAAAGGGAUGCAGUUCUCAUGAGACCUCUGUAAUAGACAUUGUUCAAUGGAAGGACACUGAAAGGUUUUGUAAGGAACAGUCUAAGAGCUCAUGGAAUUUUAGAUAAGCUUACAACCAGUAGAGAACUUACAUUCCACCGCAGAGCUGUUUUUCGAUUUACAGAUGGUUUUAGACUUCACAGUUCUUAAUUGUCUUCGAUAAUUGGAAUAUAGCCUAUUUAGCAUAUGUUCAGUCUAUGGGAGAGGGCUCAUUCAACUGGAGGGUCUCAAAGAGAGUCGUUCUGUUAGAGAGAUCUGAGCAGGAUUGACCGUAAGAGUAAGAUAUGGGCCUUGGAACCAUCAAUUUGCUUGUCCUAAUUUACCACCCCAUGAAAAGAAUGAAGGGGGCUCUAACAAGUUGCUUUGAUGCUGAUGGCUAACCGGCUGGUAAAAAUGCAUGUUUCUGAAGAUAAGCAGGCAGACCAGAAUAUCUGGUGUGCCAAAUGUAAGCCACCAAGGUUUACCUAGAGUUUGCAGUUUAAAAAAAAAAUAAAAAAAAUUACACCCUUCACAAAAUAAAAUAAAACUCAUUUCAUCCCAGGACACGUAGCAAAGACACAGAACUUUGUUAGACAGAGGAAAGUGUUUAAUUUUGUAACCAGGGGGAAGUAACGCAUUGAAUAAUAUUUUAUAUCUUUUUGAUCAUCUGGAACAUUUUUAACAAUAGAUUGGAAGAACCAUCACCUGAAAUCUGCUUAGCUCAGUGAGUAAAUGAUCCGUAGAUGACAGCCCCAUUGUUGUAGUGCUUUGCUCUGAGAGAUACUUCCUGAACAGGUUGGGAAUAUCUCCCUGGCCUGUCUAGAAGUAAGCCAAAAAUGGAUUUUCCCCAUUUCUCAUGCAUUAUGUAUUUAAAGAUGAUGUCAUCCUAAAAUGCAGAAAUUACAAGAUCCUCUACUUGAGGUGAUUGAUAUAGUUUAAUCCACACGCUACAGUAUAGAAAUUGAAUUGUCAAAACCUCACCUCCCCAUGAAUUUCUUUUUUUAAAUAACAACUAAAAUCACCAAGACCAUAUCAUCUCAAUGAAGUGGCCUGGGCGCAGUGGUCCUUUCAACUCUACCCUUUCAAGGUAAAACAAAUUGCCUUUAUGCACAAACGACUGUGUUUACCUUGAUACGUUAAACCCACCUCUACUGGCUGCUACGCUGACAACCACCAUUGGUCCUUCUGCAGCACUGACCGUGUAAAACAUGGUCAUGUUACAUUGAAACCACUGUCGGAAAGCAUUGACUAAAUGCUUCCCCAUGGGAAAGAUUGAAUUCAGAGCAUUCUGAGGAGCAUUGGGUUGGGCCAUGCCUCCUACAUGAUGUCAUGGGAGGAGGAGAGGUAAGCAGUGGUGAGGGAGUCUCUGUGCUUUUUUUUAUUUGACACAUGGGGGAGCUAUCUAACCUUGUAUUCCUAACACUUUAGUGUUUCUUUAGGGCUACAGCUAGAUUAAUCAGUCCGCUUAUCCAAAGAUUGAUUUGCUUGCACAACUCUCUGCACAUUGCUUGGGGUUCCAUCAUGGAAUGUUGAGAUAAAAGUUGAGCAGUGUCAUACAACCUUUAAAGACGUCACAUUUAUAGAUCCUUCAUCCCACUGCCUGGCUGGCAUAACUGUAGUUUAUACCACUCUAUGCCAAUGUUAUAAGUAUGUGAGCUAGAAUCUUCAUUUCCAAAUUACAUUCCAUGUGGUCAUUGGCAAAGCGUUCAGCUAGUAUAAAAUGUAGAUGCUGUUUUAUUGUCUAAUAAUGUGCCACCAAGUCAGGGAGGUGCACAUCACGAAAAAUGUUCUAUAUAAAUCUUUAUUAUUAUUAUUAUUAUUAUUAUUAUUAUUAUGUAAUACAUGAGCCACUUUAGUGCCACACCUUCAUGUUUAAUGACAUUGUGAUUUUGUAAAGCACAUCUAAAAGUGAGAGGUGAAAAAAAUAUUAGGCACUGAAAAUGUAUGUUACUGCAAAAUUAUGUUCAAAAAGGUGUUUAUUGGCUUUUAAAAGCAAAGCUGAAAGCCAAAAACAGCAGAAAAGUAAACAUGACGUUUUGGGCUGCGUGCCCUGCACACCUAAAGAACGGAACAUACCCCCAAAAAUCAUGGAUUUAUUAAAUUUUUGUGUUUGGUUUGGCUUUUCUGACAUUUAAAAGCCAAUAAACACAUUUUUAAGCCAGAUUUUCUUCUUUAAUUAACUUAUUUUACUUGUACUUUUCUAGGUAAUUUGCAUUUAACGUUUGUUUUCCUAUGGGGUUUUUUUGGGGCUUGUCAUCUGCUGAGACUCGUGUCUUGGCACAUGUCAAAUGACCGAUUAGGAGCACAGCAAGGAAGGAAUAUUUAAUGUUGGGCAUAAUUGUAACUCUUAUGGAACUUGUAUACCUUAGUGCAAAAAAUAGUGGCCCACUUCAUUGCAGUAGACCCUUUUGAAAAUACUAAUAUAUACCUGGGGUCUCUCUUUAUAAUAUAUUCUAGACAUAAAAUUUGAAUAAAACAGGCUCUUUUUAGGUUCUACUAUCAAAUCUUCAUUUUAAUAGAUUUUCAUGCACAGGUAGUGAUGGCAAUGAGUCACUUGACUAGGAAGGAGUCCUUUCGGCUUUUCGGCUUUUAGAUAUCAGAGUUGGGCAAAAAUUCGUUUGACCUGGUUUGUCCUAAUUGACAUGCUGUAACAUGUUCAUCCUCCCCUUGCGGCAUCUGCAGUGGUUGCCUUCCUAAUGGACGCGGUGGUGCAGUUCGGCGGCCAUGCGUCAAUGUGUCUGACUCCUGCAGCAUGUUGGUGGACGCCGGCUGCUGCGGAUCCACACCAAUUUGUAACCCCAUGUCCGCCCACAGCAUUGACAAUGUCGGCGUGCGUGUGACAUCACGUAAAAGACGCGCACGCACAUUCUGGGGUCAAUGGUCGGGUACGGCCAAUCGAAUCUGAGAAAAGCUUAUUUAAACUCCUUUUGCCUUUUCCUCAUUGCCCUGUCGUAGUUUCCCUUAGUGGUUGUCCGACAGGGUGUUCCUGAGCAUUUCUUUCUGGUUAUUGACUUUGGCUUCGUUUUGACUUCCCUGUAUUCUGGUAUCCUUGACUUUUGGCUUUCCCUUAUCGUUGUCUCUUUCUGUGUCCCGACCUCAGCAAGUAUCCUGACUAUUCUCUGGUACGUUAAGUCCAGCCAUUCUAAGGCCUGGGAAGACGUAACCUUUAGUCCUAGGUGUGAUACAGUUCUGCAUGCUGGAUCAACUAGUAAUCCUGACACAUGCUUUUGAUCCAUGCUGGACCAUAUUGAUUGGUCUUGGAUUUACCUGUGGAGACUCCUUUGAUGAAUAGGACUGUACAUAUCAAAGGUGGAAAAAUCAUUUUAAUUCAGGUUUGGUUUAAAAAUUCUUUGAUUCUAUUCAAAUAAAAUUUUGCACAAUUAUACUGGAUACCAGCUCUAAAAAUGUAUUUUUCCCAAUCACAAUAUAACACGGACCAUACUAGGUCUCCUCUUAUGGUGAUGCAGUUUCUAGGCCUAACAAGAGGGCCCACCAAUUUAAAUGGCUCGAUAAAGGGUGGGCUGAACCAGACAGUCUCCGCCUAGAUGAAAGGACGGCUGGGUAUUUAUAAGCCGGGAUCUCCCCUCCUCCAACUACAGACUCUGCACACAGGCUCCGCCUUUCCAUUUAUGGAAUAAAUUUGAUGAUGCUCUACAGGUGUAAGUGAGCAUUACAAAUUCCGAUUUGUUAAAGGACCACUACAGUGCCAGGAAAACAUACUCGUUUUCCUGGCACUAUAGUGCACUCAGGGUGCCCCCACCCUCAGGGACCCCCUCCCUGAGGGCUCUGGAAGGGGGAAAGGGGUAUAAACUUAACUUUUUCCAGCGCUGGGCGGAGAGCUCUCCUCCUUCGAUCCUCCUCUUCUCCUCCCCGUCGGCUGAAUGCGCACGCGCGGCAAGAGCUGCGCGCGCAUUCAGCCGGUCACAUAGGAAAGCAUUCAUAAUGCUUUCCUAUGGACGCUGGCGUGCUCUCACUGUGAAAAAUCACAGUGAGAAGCACGCAAGCGCCUCUAGCGGCUGUCAAUGAGACAGCCGCUAGAGGAAAUAGGGGAAGGCUUAACCCAUUCAUAAACAUAGCAGUUUCUCUGAAACUGCUAUGUUUAUGAAAAAAUGGGUUAACCCUAGCUGGACCUGGCACCCAGACCACUUCAUUAAGCUGAAGUGGUCUCGGUGCCUAGAGUGGUCCUUUAAGAACUCACAGCAAAAGCUGCAAAGCCUGCAGAUUUGCAGCAAAUGCGGCCUGCCAGCUAGAACUUAAUUCAGGUUCGUUUGUAGUUGUUCCAGGCCAUGUUUAUCUUUAAUAUUUGUAUCUGUAUAAAUCACUCUGUAUUUGGAUUCCAUUUAUUGUAUGGUUGGUGCAGUGGCGUACUUGGGGGGAGGAGGGGGCGGUCUGCUCUGGGUGCCACUCACUAGUGGGGUGCCCGGGGCGAACUUUCACAGGGGUGGCGACCCCAUCUAGCAGCAGCAGCAGCAGGUCCUCUGUUCUUGCGAUCCGCGAGAGCGUUGCCACGGGUUGCCAUAGCAUGCAGAGUUCUGGGCCCCUCUUCACUGCCCAUCUAUAGCUGUGCCAUCGGACCACCAGUUGAGGAGGAUGGGACGGGCAGGUAAGUGGUAGCACUUAUUCCACACAAUAUACACACUGCAUCUGCAUAGACUAUACACACACUCCAUACACUAUACACACACUGCACAUACUCCAUACACAAUACACACUCCAUACACUAUACACACACUGCAUACACUACACACACACUAUACACACACUGCAUCUGCACACACUAUAUGCACACACACUCCAUACACUAUACACACACUCCAUACCAGGGCCAGACUGGGAAAAAAAUUCAUCCUGGGCAUUUUUCAAUCACAGCGGCCCCUGAGAAGGGGGCGGGGCCAGAGAGGGUGUGUUUUGUCAUCACUAAGGACAAGCACACCCCCUCUCAAAGUGAGCAUGUUGGUUCAAUGCGCAGAGCCCCGCUGAAGAGCUCUAGCAUGAGAAAACGGCCCUGUAUUUGGUCUGCGCAGCGCGAGCAAAUUUAAUAACAUGCUUGCACUGUGUUUGCUUUUCACUUGUCUCUGGUGUCUCAGUGAGUGGGAACCAGAGGACAAAAGUGUCAGGAAAGCGUACCGUGCUAGGGGCUGUAGAGAGUGUGUGUAGAGGGGGCAUAGUAUGUAUUGGGGAUGUAGAGCGUGUGUGCAUACCGGCUGUAGUGUGUGUUGUAUAGAGUGUGUGUUUAGAGAAUGUAGCAUGUGUUUGUUAACAAGGAAUGUAGUGUGUGCAUAGGGGAUCCAGAGUUUGUAUGUCAGGAAUGUAGAGUGUGUAGGUGGUGCAGUGUGUGUGUGUGUGUGUGUGUGUGUCUGAGGGUGCUGUGUGUGUGGGGGGGCAAGGUGUAAAUUUAUGAUUCUUUUUUUAAAUUAUUAUAAUUAAAAAUAAUGUGGGAUAAAAUAAGAUUUAAGAAAUAGGGGAUAAAUAAAAAAUAUUAAAAAUAAUAAACUUCAUACCCCCCUUCCCUUCUUACCUUUAGCUUGGGAGGGGGGGGGAGCCGUGUGUUCAUGGACGAAUCCCUGGUGGUUCUGUCCCAUGCUGCAGUCCCUGGUGGUCCUAGUGGUGAGUGAACUCUACCCAGCAGUUCCUGGAGUAGAGUUCACUCUCGCGAGAGCUGAACAUUGCCGCGGUAAUCGCGGCAACGCUCAGACCUCGUGAGAGGACCCGGCGGAGCUGCUGGUUAGAGCACCGCCGGUCCUCUCCUCCCUCCCCAGCCGGGGGCCGCAUGUCCGUGCCUCUGGGCCGGUGAGGGAGAUCUUUGAUCUCCCCACCGGCCCAUGGAGGCACACAGCAGGGCCGGCACUCAGGUAGCGAGGGCCCUGCAUGAGCCGGCCGUGGAGAUCCUGUGAUCUCCCCUGCCGACCUCGGCCCCUGGCCAUCGCGGCCCACCGGGCAUUUGCCCGGUAUACCCGAUGGCCAGUCCGGGCCUGCUCCAUACACUAUACACACUGCACACUUUAUGCACUAUACACACACUGCAUACACUAUACAUACACUAUACAUGCACUAUACGCUCACUGCACACUUUAUGCACUAUACACACACUGCAUACACUAUGCACACUACACACACUACACACACUGCACACACUGCACACUUUAUGCACUAUACACACUGUACACACACUGUAUACACACACUGCAUCUGCAGACACUAUGCACACACUGCACACACUAUACACACUGCAUCUGCACACACUAUACACAUUGCAUACACUAUACAAGCGCACACACUGCAUCCACUACGCAAACACACACUUAUACAUGUGUAUCUGUAUGUCUGUGUAUCUGUUUGUGUGUCUGUGUUUGUUAAGGUGUGUCUGUGUAUCUGUAUGUGUAUCUGUAUGUGUGCCUGUGUCUCUCUCUGUAUGUGUGAUUGUAUCUGUUUGUGUGUCUGUAUCUGUGUAUGACUGUGUUUCUAUAUAACUGCAUGUGUGUACCUUUGUGUCUGUGUAUCUGUAUGUGUCCCAGUGUGUGUAUAUGUGAGUAUAAUGUGUAUAUGUACAUACAUCUCAGCAUUUUGUCUACACUACACACAAAUGCAACCCUGAAUCCAAAUGUCAACACUACAUAAAGACACCACCAUAUUCAAAAACCACACUACAGAAAAAUGCACGCCUGCAUUCAAAUGCCAAUAUGUGUAAACACACCCGUACAUUCACUCACACAAACACCAUACAAAAACAUGCUUACAUUGAAAAUAUACAAACACUGCUCAGUGCCAAAUACAUAAAAAAAAAAUGUGCAGUUGUUUUUUACAUUUCAAAGUUGUGAGGGGGUGGAGGGAGUGUGCCAAAUAAAGCAUCUGCCCCGGGUGCCAAAUGCUCCAGGUACGCCCCUGGGUUGGUGACUAUUUGUUAUACAUGACUUUUGUUUUUUUAUUUUUUGUAAUUGAUGUUUUCAAUUCCUGUUAGUUAUAUGCAUGUCGUAGCUUUCUUCUAUUUUUUUUCUUGGUAAUAUUUUGCAAACCGAUAGCAUUUAUAAUCGUGGCAACAUUUCUAUCAAAUCCGUAUCUAGAAGUACCUGACCUGGUUUGGAAAACACAUGAAAUUGCAAUAUUUUAGUUAAUUAUUUAUAAGGUGUUCUUACUAGUAAUUGGCUCAUUCAUAUACCAGGCACAUUGGAUUAUCAACAUUAACAGAGGGUUAUUACAUUAAUUAGCAGCACCUGCUUCGUUAGGGGAUUUCCCAGAGGGAAAGGGAGCCAGGUGUUUACAUUUGUUAAAACGCCAACAUGAGUGAAACGGCACUUUUUAUUUUUUUCUGGGGAAAAAAAAUUAUAUAAAUUUUUGUCCCUGUCAGAGUGGCAGGUAAGCAGCUUUCAAUGUCUGUUUAAUGUGUAAAACUGCCAUCAAUUUGUGAAUGCGCCUUUUAUUUCUUAGUUAUAAUUUGUCUUAUUUUGUGAAAGUAAUCAAUGGUAAAAUCAUCAGCGGGAAAAAAAAGGAGCAAAACAAGAGAGCGUUAAAAUGUGGUUUGAAAAAUAGUUUAUUUUGUCUCACAACAGAAAGGCAGGAAACACACCAAUAUAUGAAUGUUUUAUAUCUAACAAUAUGUCGAAUGUACACAAAACGGGUGCAAACUUAAAAGCAAAUGCAACACUCACUCAGUUUUGUCAGAACAACAUAGAUUUUCAAGCAUUAAAGCCUAGUGUGUGUGUGUGUGUGUGUGUGUGUGUGUAUGUAUGUAUGUAUAUAUAUAUAUAUAUAUAUAUAUAUAUAUAUAUAUAUAUAUAUAUAUAUAUAUAUAUAUAUAUAUAUAUAUAUAUAUAUAUAUAUAUAUUUUGCAGGCUGUCCUGAAGAAAGUCCCAACCAGGGACUGAAACACUGACGCAUUCAUGCAUCAAUGCCACGUGAGUGCAUAAACUGGUGAAUAAACUUUUUUUUACAUUUUUGUUACAUUGGGAAAUGCAGUGUAUAUAAACAUAUUGUGCUUGAAAUAAAAGUACAGCAUAUUCAGUAAAUUAUAAACUAAAUUUGCUUUUUAAAACUUUUUUUUUUUUUUUUUAAUGGAACAAGGUCUAUAUUUUGUUAAGAACAGUUCAACUAUUGUACAGCACUACGGAAACUGAUGGCGCUAUAUAAAUAAUAAAAUAAUAAUAAUAAUAAUAAUAAUAACUAAACAUGAAAACCGGUAACCAACCCCAUUUCCUCAAAAGCAACAAAAAAACCCCAUCAACCUAAAAAACCCAGAAAGAUCUCCUUUAAUCCUCCUGCAGGAAUUUGACUGGGAGAACGAUCCCAAUUGCCCAGUCAGAUUUGUCCAGGCCUUCCCAUCUCUAAUCAGCAUGUUUGGGGCCCUAGAAGAAAUGAGAUACACUUGGCAUAAUAUUGCCAAUAUCAUCAUUUGAAGGGUUAUUGGGUUUUUGGCUCUGUUUAUUUUAUUUUCCUUUUUCAUUCUCCUUUAUUUUGGUGCUUUGCCAAAAUCUGGACUAUUUCAGAGCAUUGGAGAGAAUCGAGGGACUCUUGGAAUAUGUCAUCUCACUUCCUGUAUUGAUUGGACCAACACAUACUGAAAUGACUGGUUCUUACAAAUAAAUAUAAUUAUUCCUUCUAAAAUUUCAACAUUAGAUGUUUGUGCAGUUUCAUUUUUAACUUUGUAUGUUUUUAUAUAUAAAAAAAUAAAUAAUAAAGCAUAGAUUUAAAAAUAAAAAAAACCUGACAGUAAACAUUCUUUUUAAGUUUUUUUAUUUUUAUUUUUUUUAAAGAUCCGGGUUAUAGGCAUAGCUUGCUCAUCUGUAUUUUAAAUAAACUCUUAUUACCGGAAAGAGAAUAGUAGCGCUUGGUUUUUUAUAUUCUCUUGAGUAUUCUCUUUCUCUCUUUAUCUGUCUAUAAAUGUUUUUAUUUUUAUUUUUUUUCUGAGGUAUCAUAUUUCAAAUUGCAGGAUUCGGCUAAAAUACAAAACACACACACAAAAAAAGCAGAAUACAGCCACCAGUUCCAAAUGUUUCAGACCUGCUUAUUCUGUCCACAGUAAUAAGGCUUGGUUCCCAGUUCUUGGCUUAUUGUCAUAUGUGAUGACAUUUGUUCUCGUGCCUGUAUCAGCUGAUGUAUUCACAGCUAAUUGUUAGAAAUUGAAUGUUUACCUGUAUAUUGUGCAGGACAAUUCCACAGAUGAGAUGGCCUUCCUGUUUGUAUGGAUCUUAAAGGAAGCACAUUUUUUUUUGCCUGGGCUAUCUUCAGGUCACAACCUCCGAGGUCACAGCCUUACUGAUAGGAAUAGUUUCUGUGUUUCACAAUGUAUCCAAAUGAUAAUGUAGCAGGAAUGCUGGGGAGAAGUAUCAUGUUCCUGUCUAAUUGUAUUGUUCCACCUGCAAAAAAAAAACAAAUUAGGGAAACAAAAUGCUUACAACAGCCAGCCAGAGCAUCAUGGGAAAUGUUCCAUUGUUACAUGUUAAUAGAAGUUAAUGAAACUAUCUUAUUAAAAUGGAACUGUCGCUUCCCUGGAAGUGAUUUAUUGUUCCGUCACCUACAGUAGACCUUAUUUCAACAGUUACUAUGGUGACCAAAGCAGUGAAGUAAGUUUACAAAAAUCUGUACUUACAUCCAGUUGAGCUAAAACAAUUACAAAAAGUGUGGGUACACAAACCCCCACUUAGAUAUUGGCAAUUUUACCCUCCUUGGGAUAUAAUUACAGACCAUUAAAUAAACAAAAUUGCAUGCAUAUAGUGUAGUAUGUAACCGCUCGGGAUAAAACUCUGAAAAACUGUAAGAAUCUCACUCACAUACUUCUGAGUCAACCAACAUUGACUCAGACUUUUAGGCUUGAUUCAUAUCCAAUAUUGCACUGACGCGUUUUUAGAAAGACCAUACCAGGUCAAAACACGUCGGUGCAAUAUUGGAUUUAUCAUGUAUUUUAUAUUUUGUGGAUUUUAACCCUUUUGUGUUUCAUUAUUUUUGCCAAGGUGGCUAAAUAAAGAUUAAAAAUUUUUAUGGAAAGUUGCUCCUGGUAUACAUUUUGGAUCUAGUUGUGCUCGAUCAGUUUUGUUUAUUUUAGAUUCUGUUAUUAUAUCCCGAGGAGGGUAAUAUUGCCAAUAUCUUAUGGAUAUUGAUUAAUUGUUGUUUUGUAGGACCACCAUAUAUAAGCCCCCAAAAUGUCAUUGGUUUCCUCUCAAUGUAUAAUUCUAGUGAGAUACUGUCCCGCUCAUACAUAGAAGGCAGUGGGGUUCGAUUUGUUCCAGCAUUCUAUUUAAUAACUUUAAAAAGUCAGUUAUCCUUAUGUAAUAGCGUUGGAAGCCUCUGGGGUUGGUUGUGCCAGUGACUCAAAUACAGCAUUUCAAUAGCCUCUGAAUUCUCACGGGCAUUAUCAUACAAGCGGGCCAAUAAAGCAGUAGUUCUGGGAGCCAGAAUAAAUGGGUAAUGUGGAACAGUUUGAACAAGCGCAAUACGCAGCACUUCCAGCAUAGACUUCUCUUCCAGGUUUUCUAAUAACUUGGCUCAAAGGCUGCAUGAAAUAGCCUGGCUGCUCUUUCGACAUUCUAGCAAGUCUGUAAAACUGACUAAAAAAUUUUGGCCUCAUUGUAUGUUGUUGCCAUGACAACACCCAAUAUAAACUGAAAAGCAACACUUUGCUUAAACAGGUGCAUCAACUUAUUUUUAUUUUUAUGGUUUAUAUACACUGUCUGCGUGUGUGUGUGUGUGUGUGUGUGUGUAUAUAUAUAUAUUAUUUAUUUAUUUUCAUUACUUUGUUUUGGAGCCUCCAUAUACUGCAUUUCAGGCCACUGUUCUGGCAUAGGAUUAAGGAUGUGGUGGCACUUUACAGGUUUGUGCACAUCUCCCAAAAUGCUCGUCUUCCCUAAAUGCUGUCGGGGUCACGUAGGACAAUAGGUGGCCAGUGUUGUUUGUUUUUGUUUCUUGGCAUUACUUGCACCAAUAGCAUUUAGAACUCUAUGGACAGACCAUCCAUUGCCACAUUUUACCUUGUCUGAUAUAUGCCCUGGCCAUAGGUUAGAGUUGCCGAAAAUGUAAUGUAAUGGUAUUAAUAUAAUGAUUUAUGUCAUAAAAUAAAACAUAAUGAGUUUAAUGCGUUAGAAGCAGCCUAUGGAUAUAACAUUCCUUUUUUUAUUCUUUUUUUAUUUUAUUUAUUUCUCAAAUUUAUUCUAUUGACCUAAAUAAGAAUUGUGCCAGCAAAGUGUAGCUAAAAUAAAUGAGUAAAAUAAUCCACCUCUCUUGAUCUUCUAGUUAGGAUUACCAUAUUGGCAUCAUAAUCCUUGAUGCCUUUAAAAAGAACUUUGUGGUUACACUGGUGAAUUAUUAUUACUUUAUUAUUUAUAUAGCGCCGGCAAAUUUCGUAGUGCUGUACAAUGGGAUGUAAAUUGAAGGUUGUUGGUGGCCAUGUGCGUUUUUUUUGAUCAAUGUGUGAUAGAAUAAUAGCACCUAUUAUUAUUUACUCUGUCAGCCUGUGUCUAGGUGCCCACUGGCAGGUCAAACCACGGUAUGAAGAAGUAUGAUAAUUUGUGAGAAAUGAAAUGGAUAUGUGGAGAAUGCCAAAAGAAGUGAACUAAUUGUUUGAUACCCCUGGAAAUGGUCGGCACAUCUGGAAUAAUUUUGUGAAAAAGUAAUAGCCUCGUUCCUCGAAUGGAUAUAGACCAGAAUCAUUCUCAAGAUUUAUAAAGAAAAUGUCAUCGGCAGCUGAUGUCUGCUCAUUGUUCCCUGUGCUUUUUGAUAUAUUCUACGGCCAAAUUCAGAGAAGGACACGCUCAUGUUUAAUAAAUUAAAUGAGAACCAUUGCCACAUUUGUUGCUUAAAUGAAAUGAAGCCUAUAACGUCUCAGAAUAUUGUAUCUUAAAUAUUUAGUGUAGCCAUGGUCACCUUAUUAUUCUGGAGCUUUUCCAAGUUCAGCACCUUUUAUUUUUUCAUGUUUAAAUUCAAAAUUCCUGAUGGCAAUAACAGCUUCAAAAGGCAAAUGAAAAUUAAUGUUAUUUAAAUGUAUUAUUUAGUAAGUGUGAUCUAUAAGUAUAUAGAAUAUACAUUUAAAAGAGCACAAUUUAACUUUUGGGUUCUAGAGAGGAAAGUCCUGCUUUUUACAGGGUCAUUCAUUAAAUAAACAUUCCAAGCACCAUAACCACUACAAUAGGGUGUAGUGGCAUUGGUCACCGCAGUGCCCUGGCACCAUCCCACAGUAAGUAAUCAAACUAUUUUACAACAGUAUGAUAACUUAAAUGGGUUUUUAAUACCCUUUGAUAUAAGACACAUUGCAUCGAGUUAACACCUAAAACUAGCAUUUAGUCAUCAUGGCCAACCUUUUGGCACUGAUCUGGUAUGGACUACGUUUCCAUUCCGGAGCAUCUAUUAUCCUGAUUUUCUUAUAGUUCCUUGGUCACUCUGCCCAUACUGUGUAUGAAACUAGAUCUCACUUUCAUAAACACGUAGACAGUGGAACUUCUAAAUUCUCACAUUAUGCUGAUACAAGUCUUUGUUUUUAUAAGAAACAAUUUUCAUUCAUCCUUUCGGUCCAACUGUGCAACCGAUCUGCCAUAAAGCGUUGGAGAAAAGUAUUUCUAAAAUCCAGCUUGCUAAGCGUGGGAAAUACCAAUCAUAGGACUGUCCCAUACCACCCCCAUCCAUGUUUUGCCUUAUCAAUGUAUUGAGGAAUUUUCCAGCCCUGGAUAGUUUAGAGUCCCAGUGCGAAAGAAAGAAUCUUGUCUACAGUGUCGCUCAACACUUUGAGAGCAGGUUAUUCUAGAAGUGUUAAAAUCAGGCUUUACACGUAAACAGGAUAUCUGGAAAUAUAUCCUAUAUCUCCCAGCAACUAAACACUCUGCCACGUUUAUUUAUCCUUGAGGUUGGUGGCAGAUACCUUAGUUUGUGCUUUGAGAAACCAGACGCACGUAAUUAUUUCCUACACGCUGAAUUGCAGUGAAUUGAAAACCGAAUUAGAAAAAUGGUCAAACUGAGUUGAAUGGGGAAAAAAACCAACAAUACAUUUUACUACAAUUCAGAGUUAAAUGAAUUAGCCCAUAAAGUAGGAAUUUUGAGCAUUUAAAGUGAAUUAAAAGGAUUGCGUGAAUAUGCCUAUAAAUAGCAAAUAUAAAGGAGGAUUUUUAAACCUCACCCCUGCCACCCCUCACCCCCUAAAAAAAAACAUGAUACAUGGAUCAAUGGUUUAUUUGACUGUGUAGGAGGUUAUACUUUACAUCUGGACUAAUUAAUGGGCAUAGUUCACAAGUUGUUGUGGAUAAAGUGUCCUCCUUGAUCUGCAAUCCUUGUUACAUUGGCUGAUAGUAUGAGCAGAUGUUGGGGCACUGUAUCCAGAAGGCGAGAGCUGGACUUCAGGGCCAUUUUCAAGCAAAUCAAAGAUUGUUUUAUUGAAUCUUGUGUUUGACAUGAUAGAUGCACAGCGCUGUGUACAUGGUCAACAGUAAUGGUUGGAGGUUUAUCUGGCUAACUCCAGAAACAGGGCAGGUAUAGCACUCAGACUGCUUUUGGUGUCCUUGUGACAAGCGGGUAGAAGGGGCGAAGUGUACGUGCUCCUCUGAUUCAAAACCAGAGUGUGAACUUUUUACCUUGGUUUUUAAACGGAUCAACAGCUUCUUUAACAAUGAAAUCCGCAGUAGCACCUUUCUAUCAGCUGAGAUUUUCAGGGUCUAAUUUUAGCAAUGCAAAGGGAGGUCUGUAGAAACCAUUCCAAAACAAAAGCCUUGUGAUUACUCUGAUGGCGAUGCAGAAACAUGCCAUGCGAGUUCAGCUAUCUUUUUAUAACUCAGGGAUUCGAGUGUCAUGUGCAGGCUGUUUACUGUUAACUCUUUAACUCCUGGUAACCCCAAUUUAUCUCACCUUGGUAGAUAGAGUCCAGUGUGUUGCCUCUAACUGGGUCAUCCAGGCCUCCCAACAAUCCCAAAUUUAGCGGGACAGUUUGGAUUUUCGGUCCUGUCCUCUGCUCUUCUGCUUUUGGGGACACAAGAGAACUGUCUCCAACAUUUUUAGCAUAAACGCAUCAAUAGACGCACUUGCACACUGAUUACAGCACUAGAUCCAUGCAGGUAGCACUGAAACUGCUCUCCCUGCAGGGUCUGCCCUCAGUGGGUUGGCUGAGUGAUGGACAGACAGCUUGCCCCAAUGGGAGCAGAGCUUGUGACGCAAUUGCAUCAUUGGCUAGCCCCCUUUACCUUCCUCCAGGGCCAGACUGGCCCACUGGGAUACCGGGAAAUUUCCCAGUAGGCUGUCGGCACCUGGGGCCGGGGCGACAUUUGACUGACCUGUGGCCACAGGGAGAGCUUGGAUGGCGGUUGCAGGGGGAGCUUGCUGUUCUGCCUAUGCUCCCCCGCCUCGCACGCUACUUAAUUAGACGUCAUAUUCCGGCCCCGGCCUCAUUAAGCUGCGCGCUGGGGAGCAGAGAUAAAACAGCUAGCUCCCCCUGUGGCUGAAAUUUGAGCUCUCCCUGCGGCCGCCAGCACACCUAUCUGUUUGCCCACCCACAGGUAGCAACAAGUGUGUGUGUCUGUCUGUGUCAUGGUGUGUGUGUGUAUCAUGGUGGGUGUAUGUGUGUAUGUGUCUGUCAUGGUGUAUGUGUGUGUCUGUGUGUGUUUUUAAAAACAGUGUUUUUACUCAUCAUUUUUUUUUUUUUUACCAACAUCGUGCUGGUCUCCCCUCGACUGGCCCUGCCUCUAUGACUGAGAUCAUCAAGCUUGGUGAUCUCAGCCAAUCCGCACUGACACAGGAAGCGCCUAUAGUGACCGUCUGAGUGUCUGUCACUAGAGGGGUCACUAGGAAGCAAUGUAAACACUGCUUUUUCUCUGAAAAGACAGUGUUUACAUUGAAAAGCCUGCAGGGACAGGCUAUAGACACGAGAACCACUACAUUAAGCUGUGUGUGUGUGUGUGUGUGUGUGUGUGUGUGUGUGUGUGUGGGCUUGCAUGAAUGUGUGUGUGUGUGUGUGUGUGUGCCUGCUAGUGAGUGAGCUUGUGUUUUUAUGUCAAUGAACUGAUGUAUAUCAGUGAGAUUGUUUGUUUGUCUGUGAGGCUGUAUAUCAAUAAGCUUGUGUGUGUCAGUGAGAUUGUCUGUGUCUGCAUGUGAGUAUGCUUACUGUAUAAUUAAAUGUUUUACUCUGAAAGGACCAGUAUUUUAUAUUAGAAAAAGCAAUAUAUAUAUAUAUAUAUAUAUAAUAUAUAUAUAUAUAUAUAUAUAUAUAUAUUACUCAAUCAUCUGGGGUGGCAAGACAUAGCCUCCAUAUUACAUGCAACAAAAUAUGGCGCUAUGACUUAUGGGGCUGGCAUAGAUUUUUUUUUUUUUUCAGGGCUGCUUUGUAUCCCCAAUCCGGCCCUGCCUUCCUCCCACCAGCAUUCCGAUUCCCAGGACCCAGCAGUUGGGAGGUAUGAUUUCACUAAAAACCAGAUUUGGUUAAAAUGACUGAAAUCAGAUCCCAAUGGCAAUUCUCCUAUAGUCUAAAGCAAACUCCGGUCAGAAUUCGAGUGCUCUUAAGCAGUUGCCGAAUGCCUUCGGUAUCCGUCUUAAAAGCUCUGCUUUUGCAGCCGAAUCCUAUACAAAGUAUAAGAUUUGGAAUAUUCACAAAGCACCAAUUUUAAACUUAAUCGGGACUGAAUGCAUCCAGCUGGAAGCACAUUUGGAAAAAUCUCAUUUCCCAAGCAAAUAAUAAUUUUAUGUCUUAUUUGCCCGCUAGCAGCCGUCAGGUAAAUAGUUUGUGGGGAAAAAAAACUAAACCCUUGGUGGAUAAUUAUGUGACAGCUGAACUAUACACCGCACCUCUCCAACUUCUUCUCCAUGCAAUGGUCCUUUUAUCUUUUUAGGUUUUUGACUACACAUAAAAAACAUUCUAAUAAACAUUUUUUAUCAUCUCGUAGUGUCCUAUAAUGCUCUGUGGGACCUUACUUUAUAUCACAAUUUUUUUUAAGUAGAUUAUAGCUUUUUACAUGCAUCAGAAAAAUAAAUGUUAUUUCUAAAAACUUAAAGAGCAGUUUAAAUUUAAAAAGUCAGUACCACUAUAAGAACCGUUGCAGGUGCAUCAUUUACAUUUUAUUUAAAAAAUAUAUCUUCUAGUAUGUAUUUUAUACAUUCUAAAUGCACUGAUCAUGUGCACCUACUGGGCAUUUCACGAUAAUGUUUGUGAGCAAUGUGCUUCAACUCUGUCCCAUCAAUAAUAGUAAUGUAACUAGUAAUGGAAUUCACACCGGUAGGUUUAUUACUGUGUAUCAGCCAAGACAAACCAUCUGGAUUUUUUUUUUCCUGCUUGCUGCAUAACACCUAUGGAUUCUGUCCCUAUCCAAGGCUGCUUGGGCUGUUAAUGGCCCACAUGUCAUACUAUUUAAUCCCAACUGGCUAUGUAUCCGCACUGAGAUCUGGUUUCCCGUGCAGCAUUGGGAAGAAGUAGUAGAAAAAAAAAUAAUAAUUAUAUAUAAUUUUUAUUUGAUUUCUUAAAGCUCGUAAAACUAUUUAAUUACACAAUCCAGACAGAGUGAUUAUUCUUCCUGGUUGCAUAAGGAGAUAACGCGUUAAAAAGACGCACAAAUACAUGAAAGAACAUCUAUAAAUACCGUUGCGUUUUCUCGGUGAUGUCAUUUUUACUAAGUAAUGCAGCUAGGAAAAAAAUAAAUCUCUUCCCGUUGGUUUAAAAUAUGGAAAGCAGAUAAGAUCUUGGGAGUGUCCAUUUAACAGAGAUAAAAGUUUCGGAAACCAUUUUUUUUCCUUUUUAAAGUUUAUUGAAGCUGUUUAAAAAGGCACUGCAUGCACCAUAACCACAACAGUUCACUGCAGUGGUUAUGGUGCAAAUAUUUGUUACAAUUCUCUGAAGCCAGUUAAACAAUAGAAGAAGAAAAAAUGGACAAUGUGUUACAAGCUGUAUAUGGUCAUGCAUGCAAACCAAAUGGGGCCUUUAGUACCAUGAAAUCGAUUUCACAUUUUGCAAAAAGUUAAUUUAUGGUAAAAUCAAUGGCUUCUAAAAUCUUUUUGGAAUGCAACUGUUUGAUGGCUGAGAGUAGAGGGAGUUGUAGUCUCAUCACUCUCUUUGGAGAUCAAACCACUGCAAUCCUUUCCUUCUCUUCCCUUUUUGGUUCUUUUAGAAACUUAGAAACACUGCUGUUCAUUACUGACCCAUAUCAGUGUAAUGUCCACAUUGUCUCCAUAGUACUCUGAAUAAAAUGGACAUUUAUUUGUGGUUCCACUCAGAACCACAGGCUUCCCCAACUCUCCAGUUUACAACCCUGUUGUUCCUUUUAACAGCUGUGUAAAUUUAAACCAAAUGGGCAGAUCAUUUAUACAUUUAAACAGGAGGGCUUGUGAGGGACUAAGGCAGCAUUAUUCUAUAUUUAAAAUGCAGCAUUAACCAUCUGAAAUGAAUGUCCAUGUGAACAAUAAUGACUCCAAGCUACAAUGUACCAGUAUAUGUUGCUGCCAUGGAAUGAUGUGAAUAAUUGGCUCAAAUCUGAAACCCAAGUCUCUGAUUGGCUAGUUACAGUCCUGGCUCUUGGAGUUUACAAACUAUGAUGACCUUUCAGAGAAAUCUCAAAUAAUAUUAUUAAAUAAGUGGUUAACUUUCAGGUGAUAGAUAUGUGUACAGUAAUAUACGUAUUAUUAUGUUGACGGCUAAAAGAAUUAAUUUGUACAAGUUUUGACCUAAAUUCUGCAAAAUAAUUAAGUUUUAAUAAAGUGAAUGACUCCCGUUGUGCUUUGAUUUCUAACUAUAAAUAAUUGGUUACAUCGUAUUUAAAUAUGAGAACCAAAAGAAAUUGGAAAGAACUCCCCCUUUCCCAGCACUCGUAGGGUUAAUGGGUGUCCAGCACACAUCUGCUAGUAUAAGGCAGCAGGCUGAGCUUCAUAUAGAAAUGAGCUAAAUACCUUUGAGCUAUAGACAUGCUUUCAAAGUCAUAUGUUAGAGCAGCUGUUUGAUAAAUAGGGUUGUUACUGUGACAGUGACAUCUGCCUAGACACAGUUGCCCAAUUCCUAUAGAAUACAUUGUUACUUUUUGCUUGGUAUCGUUUUUCCCUACAUCAUAAUGUGUUCAUUUAAAAAAUGUUUGGUGUUGAGAUUUUCACAGACACUGUUUAAAACUUUUUUAAAAAGAGAACCACAAAUCAUGUUCACAAGGAAAGGGAUUUAUGUAUCUUUGGAAAUGUGUUUUUAAAGGACCGAUCCAAGCACCAUAACCACUAAAGCAGCAUUAAUGGCGCUAGAAGUGCUUUUGCGCCCUCUCAGAGUAGUAGUCAGUUUGACAACUUACCUGUGUCCCAACGGUCAGUCAAUUUUAGCAGCUGAGGACUACGCAGUGGGUGCCCAGGUGAGCAAGGUGAGUUCCCAAAUAAGUCUCUAAUUGUUUGACUACUUUGGGAAAGAGUAUACAGAGACGCUACAUUUAAAAGGACACUCUAUUGAGGGGCUGCUUUGUUCCCAUAGGUUAAACAAAGAUAAUGGGAGCUCCUAAGACAUAUACUGUAUAUGUUGCAGGUAAUCGCUGACUUUGUAGAGGUCACUUGCACCUUUGGAAUCUGCCCUUUCAAAAAACCCUUGGUGGCAUGGGGGCAGAGAUAUCCAUUGUCCUACUUAUUCCAGAAAGAGUUGGGGUGACGAUACUGUAGAAACAUGUGGUUUUUCUUCACUUACAUUUUGUUAAAAAAAUAAAAUAAUAAUAAAAAUAUAUAUAUAUUAAAUGUCUUGCUUUCUACAUAACAAAAUAUUUCAAAUCUCACUUUAUUUUAUUUUGCUUUAUAUUAUAGCCAGUGUGUAUAAUCGUGGUAUUUUCAAGGUUGGGUGUGUCUUGAUGGUUUGGUUCCAUUGUUCUGAAAGAUGCUGUCUAGAUGCUUUCAUUAACUGUGAUUGUAUUAAAGACGUUGUGGAUGGAGUGCUGACGGAGGUUUUGUUAAGGCUGGAUGGCGUAACGUCUGAUCAACAAUAAAACCCAAAUCUCGACUCUGUGUAUCCAAUAGUUAUCUGCUAAAAUUUGAAAUAUUACAGACUUUAACAUAGAAGGAAAAAAACUGAUAUCUGGUUAUUUCUUCCAUAAUAGGUAUAUAUCAUCAAGGUAACCUGGUUGGACUCUACAACACAAGUCAUCUACCGAAGAUACAGCAAGUUCUUCGACCUUCAGGUAACAAUAUAACACAGACAUCAUUAUUAAACCUCAGGUUCUCAUUAUCUGUAAGAGGGGCAUUUUCAUUUAAAUGAUUAAGAAAUGGUAGGGGUUUCCCUUUUUUGUGUUAUAUCGAACAAAAACUUAGUUCUGAACAUUCUAAAUACAACCUAAUCUUUUAACAUUUGAGUGAUAGCUACGUAUCAAUGAUUUAUCAAUCGUUGCAUGUCUGUGAGAUGGGUAAAGGGAAUAAUUUUGGCACAUUUUUACAGGUGAAUCUGGGGUUGAAGGAAUGUAACUUUUAGAGAAGUGUUGCAUUGAGUACCCACUUCAACGGGGGCACUCAACGCAACAUAAUCACUACAACUCAGUAACAUUUUAAUACUGCCAAAUUCUUUGGGUGCCUUACCCAAGUUUGUGGUCAAACUAUUUGGGAGUCCCCUUCAACAUCUAGUUAAAAAUAAACUCUUUCUCCAUCAUUUUCCCAUUUAGAGCCUGUUUUUGUAUUAAUAUAUUAUUCAUUUAGGUCUACAUUUUAAUGAUUUUGUAGGAAACGUUCAAAAUGAUUUAUUUUGAAAAUAUUUUGAUAUUGUCUGAUACAGAUAAUUUUAUAUAUUUGAAUAUUUUGAAAAACAAAAAUCUUUUUUAAAAUGUAAAAAUAUGAAAUUGUUUGGAAUGUUUAUCCCAAAAAUUAAAAUCCAGACCUAUAUUAGUGGAUGAUUUUAGAAUUACAUUGUGCUUGAAAGGGUUAACUAUUUUUGACUGGUAGCCCCAUCGUGAUUUCAAAGCCUCUCUGUGGAAGACGGAAGUUCUGUUCUUAAACUGAUAACUGUUUUCUUUAGUAUUAUUGGCUUAAAGUUUAGCUUUAUAUCUGCGUAAAUUGGGAUUCUGAGGGCUUUUGUUAACUUGUUUAAAAUCCUCGAUCCAUUUUCUUCGGCAUGUUCUUUGGGUCUCCUAGCCUUUCCUGGUGGAUUUAAAAAAAAAAAGUUCUCAUCAGGCCAACCUAUCAAUAGGGUUAGUGUUAUGGACAGGAAACGUUGUCUCAAUCUUUAAGAAGGGGCCUUGAAAGCCCCCAUUGAUACGUAAAUGGGUCCUUAAAAAAGCAGCAAAAAGGCACCCACUGCUCUAAUGUUUUGCCCCAAAACAGCCCUAAGAAAAAAAAGUUCAUUAAACUUUGAUUUAACCCUGUUUUACCAAAGAACUUACAAAAGUGCUUACCGAGCACAAAUGACAUUUGUGUUUCACAAAGUCCAUGUACGAAAUCUCCUCUGAAUAUGUGUGUAUUAUAUUCUCCUAUGUUCUACAAUUUGUGCCAAGGAGGAGAACCAGACAGAAAUCUUAUAGUUGAGUAGAACAGACCUCAGAAGCAAAGGAGGAGGAACAUAAGGGGGUUAGGAUAAGUUCAUCGGAGGCCAGAAGGUGAUUUCAGUAAGAAAUUAAUACAAAAUAUGGUGAAUAAAUUGGACUCCAGGGUUAGCAUGACUUGGCUAAGGCAGGAAGCCAGAUAUCAAGACAUUAUUUUGAUAAAACUACUUGCAACUAAACAAGUGCUUGUACAUUCACCAGAUUAGAGAGGACAGUGUUGUUGUGAAUGCGCAUGUUACAAUACAGCAAUAAAGAAUUCUAGUCUAUAUUUCAUUUUUACUUACAACUUUGGUUUCCAUAACAACCAAAUAAAUGCUCCUUAUGUAAAAAAGGUGUGACACAGAGGUAUGAGUUUCAAGUAAUUGGUGCAAUGUUUUCCGGGCAUGAUCUGUACAUGGGAUUCAAAUUCCCUUGAUUCCCUGCAUGUUCACGAGUAACACACAGUAAAUUUAAAAUGUUCACUUUAUUGAGAAUACUUUUCUUCCUUGUAUUAUCACUCCUUCUGCAAUCUUUAUGUAUGUGGAAAUACUAUUUUAUCAUAUAUGAAUACGUACUAAUUGUGAUUUAACUGCACUCACACUUCUCGGAGCAAUUCUCUGGAUCCCAGAUAUAAAGCGUUAGUCUUAUAUCUAAAAGCUUUGGGUUAGAGCAGAUUAAUAAUGCUCCUACAUAGCUUUUAGCAUAAGAUUUAUUUUAUGUUAAGGAUUUACUGUUUUAGUGACAGAGGAAACCAUUAAUGUCAUACAAAACACUUUUGUAUAAACCUGAAUGUAAAAAGAGGUAUUUAUUUAAUUUUGAGUAAUUCUGUUUAAUAUAAAGUUAAUCGUAUUCGUUUAACUGUAUAAUAUGCUAAUAUUCUGCUGCCUAUUAUCCCAUGAGCCCUUUGGGGGACUUUAUACAGUUGCAAGAAAAAGUAUGUGAACCCUUUGGAAUGAUAUGGAUUUCUGCACAAAUUCAUCAUAAAAUGUGAUCUGAUCAUCAUCUAAGUCACAACAAUAGACAAUCACAAUCUGCUUAAACUAAUAACACACAAAGAAUGAAAUGUUGCCAUGUUUUUAUUGAACACACCAUGUAAACAUUCACAGUGCAGGUGGAAAAAGUAUGUGAACCCUUGGAUUUAAUAACUGGUUGAACCUCCUUUUGUAGCAAUAACUUUAACCAAACGUUUCCUGUAGUUGCAGAUCAGACGUGCACAAGGGUCAGGAGUAAUUCUUGACCAUUCCUCUUUACAGAACUGUUUCAGUUCAGCAAUAUUCUUGGGAUGUCUGGUCUGAAUCGCUUUCUUAAGGUCAUGUCACAGCUUUCACAUUUUAUGACAAAUUUGUGCAGAAAUCCAUAUCAUUCCAAAGGGUUUACAUACUUUUUCUUGCAACUGUAUCUUAUUACAUUUAUUGAACUCAAGACGAUAGAUGACGGAAAUUGUAAUCCAAAUUGGCCUAGAUGCUUUACGAAGACUUUACAUUCAACAAGUGCGUUUCCAAUUGAAUAAAUUAUAUGGAAAUAUUGGCACUUUGAGGUACGCUGUUCUCCUCCUCUGAUAUUGCUGCCCAUAAUGGCAUUUUCUUAAAAAAAAAAAAAAAAAAAUGUGAGCGAACUUUCACAACCUGGACAUCAGGCCUGGUUCAUGGAUUUUAUUUUAACUUUUAAUGAGCUUUUAAUUGGCUAUUCUGAGAAGUUUUUAUUUCCCUUUUCAUAUUAAGCAGUAUUUAUGAUCAUGCUAUUUUUAGGUAGACUUUUAAACAUGAAUCUGAAUUGUUUCACUUAAUAGGCAUAUUAUUACAUAUUAUUGAGAUUUUCCAGGUAUGUGCUCAUUUAAGAGAUAGAUGUUGGAUCAGCGCUUGGAUGAUCAACCUGAAGCUAGGUGUGCUCAUUUAACGCUAUUAUGACAAGGGAUUAGGCAAAUCCAUAUUUAUCAGUCUUCGCAAAGUCAUCUGUCAUUAUUUUAAAUGAACACUCCAAGUACCAUAACCAUAUCACCCUGCUGUAGUGGUUAUGGUGCCUUCCCAGAGUUAUUUGUUAAACUGUUUGACAACUAACCUGCGUCUCACCGGGUGCUUGUGGCCACAGCCUUGUAUCUGGAUUCUCCUGGCAUGAGAAUCUGCCGAACCAAGCAGGUCCCUGCAGGGAUGCGCUGAGUGGCUGAGUGCGCCCACUUUGUGCACCUAACCAGUGAGGGCCAUCCAAUAUUGAGCUUGCCUAACUCCUGCAGGAGAAAGCAGAAUAUGGCAUAGAAGCCUGGGUUCCUGGGUAAGUUGUCAAAGAAUUCUAAAGCAGGAUAUAGUGGUUAUGGUCCUUGGCCUUCCCAGUAGCAGAACUACAGGGAUCGCGAGUGCGACUGAGCCCCUUUUUUUUUGCCUGUCAUGGGGGGCCCAAUAGAGGGGGCAACGAGAUAGCUAAAAUCUUCCUGCUCUUUUUGGUCUUCUAUUGGAGCGCCCUGCGGUGAUGCUGGGAUUUGAUGUCACUUUGCCUCAGAAUAUGCGAAGUAGCAGAACAAAAAUGCAGGUAGAUGACCAUUGGACCCCAGGGAAAGGAUCAACUGCUGCUCUCCCAAACUUGUGAGUGUGUCCGUAUGUGUCUGCCAGUGAAUGUGAGUGUGUGUCUGUAAGUGUAUGUGUCAGGGAGUGUGUGCAAGUCAACGGUAUGUGUAUCUGAGAAUGUCAGUGAGUGGGUGUGUGAGUGUGUGUGUCAAAUCAGAGAGGGGGUGUGUCUGAUUCUGCCAACUACACAAAUUAAUUUCACACUCCUCAAAGCAGCACAACUAGACUCCACACAGAAUCAGGUAACCCCUCUUGCUUAGAGGGAGCAAGGUGGGACAGUAAGGGGCUCCCUCUUUGAUUCUAGCACCGAAGCCCCUAGUUAUGCCUUUAUGACUUCCAUUUACACAUCCCCAGCAUAGAGUGAAGCACUGUACAUGAAACAAUUCGUUUGUACACUGUUUUUUUAGAAACCAUUGCAGGGUAUUUAGUGGUGCAUUCACAGCAGUAAUAAAAUUAGGCUAAAUCACUGAAGUUUGUACGCUACGUUAUUAGUUACUAAUUAGUUAUAUAAUAUAUAUAUUUAUUUAUUUAAUGCAUUAUAUAGCAUAUUGUUGCACAUACCCAAUAUUUGGUGAACCUGUUUACUUCAUGUAGGUAUACAUCUCCUUGGUCUAUAAGUAGAGGUCUGUGAAAAGCUUUUAAAGGGAUAAUAUGCACCAUAAUCCCUGCAGCAUUUUGUGGUGGUUAUGGAUCCAUGGCUAUGGCUUUUUCAGUGCAGUCCCCCUAGAUUCUGUUAAACUUGUUUUGAUAAAAACUCGGGCUGUUUUAGUACCCAAACCUGGUCAUUCUGCUUUUUCAAAGAUAACAAUGAAUUUCACUCGCUUCUCAUCUUCAAAAUGCAUAGAAGCACUGCAUUAAGCUGCAGUGGUUAUGGUGCUUAGAAAGUUCCAUCAAGGAAAUUGUGCUGGAAGUGAGCAACGUGCAGGAAAAUUGCCUGCUCUGCCCUUCUAAUCAAUAGCACGUGCGAUCUGACUAUAUAAUGCAUUAUAUGAAUAAAAGGGACAUUUCGGAAUGUUUUUUGUUACAAUGCACUUUUUAAAACAAUGGUAUAUUUUUGAUUUAGCAUCCGUGUGCCUGGAAAGCUUUUUAAACUCUGCAGACAGUGUGAUGUUAUGAGCCGUGCUCAGCAGAGUAACCUACUCCUAAACGUCAACGGAUGUUGUGACUCAAAUGCAGAAACAGAUCCCAGAUGUGUCGGGUUUAGCAAAUUUGAUUCAGACGUACAGUAGUGGAAAAUGUUAUUCAAUAACUUUUGGAAAUGGAUCAGUAGAAAACGGAUGAAGGUAGAAAAAAAAAUCUAAUGUUACUAAGCUACUGUCCAUUCUUUUUGAGUCAAACGACUUUGCAGAACAUUGUUCAGAUUUUGGUGGAAGCAAGGCUUAUCGUUUCCUGUUCAGGAUAUAGAGAUGAGCUAUGGACUCAGGAUAGUGAGCUGUUCUAUGUUUAUUCAUUGCAACCCUGCCCUUUCAGGCUUUUGUAACCCUUCCUUUAUUCGUUCUAAUUAACUGUGAAUAAGAGACACAGCUACCCACACCCAGUUACCCUCCCAGCCAUUUCUUCCUAGGCAGUAUAUGCCAACUUUACAAUAAGGUGCCCAUUAUUUAAGAUCAUGAGUCGAUGCAACCCACUAUUGAUUGGUUUCUUCCACAUCCACAUUGCCCCUUUCUAGAUAUUAAUGAACACUACUGGGGUUUUCUUACUUACACACUGCUUUUCUCACGUAUCAACCUCUUUUUCCAGCCCAUACAUUGGCUUUCAUAUUCACUAAAGUGAGAAUUCCAAAUAAACUCAAAGUGAAUUUAAAAUCAAAAUAGCGGAAAUUGAGGGGAUGGGGGAGGAAAGAGAAAACAGAAGUCAACUAUGUGUUUCAGUGUGGCUACUGUUGCCUUAAAUUUCAAAUUUACUUUGGAUCUACUUAGAAUACCCAUUUAAUUCAAUAACCUACCUAUGCUGAAACCUUGUAUCCACUGACAAACCUCCCUGAUUUUUGUUUCAAAGCUUGAUGCCCAUUCAUGCUCUCUUUAAGAAAAACGUUUAUUAGAACGAAGUAGAAAUAUGGCAACUGCCGGUUUCUUAUCUAAAGUAUCCACUUGUCCCAAUCUCUCUAUUCCACGAGGCUCCCUGCAUGGCACUCAGGACCGUCUUUAACGGGGAGGCUGCCCAGUGUCCUUUUACUUCUAGGGGGCCCAAGGCAGCUGCCCCGCGGGCCCCGAUGCCCUCGACAACUUUCUCCCACCCAUGGGCCCCCGGUGCAUCCUGGGGAAGCACACUAAGGAGGCCCACCGGAUGGAAGACUCAACUUGAUGGACACAAGUCUCUUUUCAGCUAUGUAACUAUGUAUGAUGUAGUUAGAUCCUAGUUUUGUAUAUUUACUCAUCUGAAUUAAAUGUACAUAUUGCUUUCAAAGCACCACUCCUGACAGGUGAGUGAUUGUGCAUCUACAAAUUACUAGUUGUAAUUAUUUAAAUUAUCUUUAAGUUUGCAAAUAUGUCAACAACUACCACUGGUGGACAGCACGUACCAAUACAGAACCCAAUAAAUUAAAUAGGGGUUCUAUUCACAAGUCUUAAUUGUAGCUAAUUGAAAACAAGAUUUGGACAAUUUUUAGGUUAAAAGAUUUCCACUUGGAGUUGGAGAAUUUUUCUAAAUUUGCUAUCGUAUUUUAAAUUUGGAAUUUUGAUUAUUAGUUCACUAUAGUUCGAUGUAUAGGAAUAAGUACAAGAGCACUGUGGUUAAAUUGGAAAACAGAUUUGCAAGGCUUUGGCCAAAAUAGCUAAGUGGGUGAUCCAUUAGUGUGUCCAAUUCAAAGUUUAGUAUUAAAUAGCCAAACUAAAACCUCAAGUAUAUUGGAGAAUUUGACCAAUUUGGUGAUUUUUAUUUCGUUUUUUUUCUUAUUUCACUUCUCAGUACUUUACUGGUCUGUGGGGUGGGAGGGGGGUUCUGUCAGAAGGUGAUUAAUAAACUUACAAAAGACUGAAUGAAUGAUCAUGAUAUUAAAAAUUGCUGAACGGUACAACAUAUAUUCAUCAGCAACCAUCUGUUACUGAUAAUGGUAAAGAAAGAUAUAGGGCGGGUCUUUUCGAUUUUCUGUUGGAGUUUUGAAUUACAUUUGGCUCCAGAAUAUUGGUGCUUUCAGCUGUGAACUUUGGCCAUACAUGAUGUCAUUGGGGAUGUUACUUACUCUUGCAGAUUAUGCAUUUUUGAUAACGUGUCAUCAGACUGUUCUGUGAUAAGUAUCUUUGAUAAAAGUUAACCAUUGCUGAACCAGAUGGAGUACUCCUGGUGGAUUAACUCUUUUUGUACAUUUCUCUGAGCAAAUCUGUUCAUUUUCCAGAUUGCAUUGUAUUGUCUUUAGAACAGCUAUAGAUGCUUUGUUAAUAACGUUUUCACGUGUCAAUGAAAGCUCUUCUAAUGAUGCACUGUGCACCUUGGUCGUGCCAGGAAUGAAGUGGAUUAUAAUACUGUUCGUGAAAUCUUUAAUACACAUUUACAAGAAAACCGCAUUACUCGAAAAAAGGUUAACAUAACACAGGGCUUGACAAAUCCUAGGUGCCAGGUCACCUGAGAUUUGUGAGCCCGUUCAUCCACCCGAGGUGACUGGCUGCCUGAGAUUGGAGGUGGGCAGGUAUCUCAUGGAGAGCAAAGGAAAGGCGGGCGGCUGACUGAGUGCGGAGGCACUCCAGUGAUGCCGGGAGCCAGAAUAUGACUAAACUCCCGACUUGGCAUUGCUAAUCAGCGUGAGAGGGAGCAGAGCAGGAUGAUGAGAGCCCCAGGGAAAGGAUCCACUCCAGCUCUCCCAAAGGUAGGGAGGCUGGGUGGACAAAUUUAAACAAAACACAUGAUGUGUGAGUGAAUGUGAAAGUGUGUGUGUAUCAAAUCAGUGUGUCUGUCAGUGAAUGUGUCUGUUAAGGUGACCUACCCCCUCCAAUCACAUGGGAAAGGUAUUUUUACUCCCCUUUUUUCCUACGCCGUGCUGGUCUUGUCGCGGCUGGCCCCACCUUCAUGGCUAAGAUCAUCAAUCUUGAUAAACUCACCCAAUGCAAUGCACCCCCGUAGGAAGGCAAUGGGAGGCUCUUGCGCAUGUGUGUUAAAACGCCACGCUGCACCAAUCAACAUCUCUUCAUAGAGAUACAUUGAAUCAGUGGGAGCUGUAACAUGCAGCACUGACUGUGGAAGCACCUCUAGUGGCCGUCUGAAUUACUGUCACUAGAGGUGUUACUAGACCGCAAUGUAAACACUGACCUUUUGUCUGAAAAGGCAAUGUUUACAUUAAAAAGCCUACAGGGAUGGGCUACAGACUUCAGAACAACUACAUUAAGCUGUAGGGGUUCUGGUGACUAUAGGGUCCAUUUAAGAAUCAUGUUUUUGACUUUAAAAAAACCUGGCUCUUAAAUUUCUUGGCUGGCUCCUAGAUUCCAAGCAAAUUUGUUAAGCCCUGACAAAACAUAAGCUAUAGAUGACUUUAAAUGUUUUAAUCAGUGGUACAUUUUUCAGAGAAGUGACAGUUCCACUUUAAGUGUUUUUCUUGUAACCCACCGUGCGCAUGAAUAGUGCAUUUGUUUUGUCUUUUUCCAAGAUGUGCUCCGUAGUAAAGAUUUGUCUUUUACAUAAAUGACAUACAUAUCGACCUACCUACAUCAUCAUAUUUUGCCCUUUCCCAUCCCAAUCCCUAUUGUUUUUACACAGCCAGCAAUCUCCAAAACGACGUUAUUUAAUGUACACAAGUAUGUAUGAAAGGGGAGUUAAAAAUAUAAAUAUACAUUCCUUCUCCUCUCUCACUCUAUAUUUCAACAUGAUAUCAUUUAAAAAUAUUCACAGGUGUGUGGAUUGGAUACAUAAACGAGUCUCACGACAAUUUUGUGUUUACUGAUCUUGGCGCAUUGGCCAAUACAAUUGUCAUUAAAAAUUCACAAUUUUAUAUGUUCUCAUCUUGAAACCAUAUAAACUAAAUAAUACUGCAAUUUUCACAACCCAACCCUCCACUUAGUAAACACAAUCAUAAGCGUGAUUAUAGACAAACUGUAACUAGUGAAGUGUUCACCUUGAAAUGUCUAAUUUGUGGAGCAAUGUCUUCACUGUCAUUUUUUUUUUUUAACACAAUCAAAAAAUUAAAUAAAUCCAUGUUUCCAUAGAGUGACUAUUCCACUCGGCUGCAAACCUACUGGAUAUGUUUCAAGGAUGAGUGUAACCGCACCUUAAAGACGAGGCCUAAAAAUCUGCUUUUAGAUUGAAAGCCUCAAAGCGAAACAACAUCACGGUUUGUAAUUACAGGGAGCGAAUCAUGUUACAGGCAGAGAGAUGAGAAGGAGUCUUAAAACAAAGGGAUGUAUAAUUUGUGUCAGGCAUAUAACCACAAUUAAAAACAUAUUUCAGUUGCAAUUUCUCCCAAGGCCAGUCCACAAAUUGCCUUUGUUUUCUCUUCAAAAUCCAUUAGGGACGAUUUACUCUUUAUUUACCAAAUGACAAUUUGUGGUGAAAUGAAAACUGAAUUGGCAACAUGUAAGACUAGCAUAGUGAAGUUGGCAAAAUUCCAAGAUUGGGCAUCGUACACUAAACUGUGCAAAUGGGUUUGGUUUGUUUUUGUGAUGAGGUCAGGCAGUGUAUGAACAAUGUAAUAUGUAGAAUUCUUAUACUAGUUUGGAAUUAAUCAUGGAAACCAUGCCACAAUUAAUUAUUUGACAUAAUUUCAUAUUCCAAAUGAAUUCUGGUAAAAGCUCUCAUGUGCUGCCGUACACCGUGAAUAACGCGCAUGUAAGUGCUGCCCAGCUGUUAGUAGCAUUUGCCUGCUUUCAGAAAGAAUUAAUUCUUCCCCCAUGGGAUAUCUAGAAACCACUUGCUUAGUACCUUUUGAGCUGUGAUCUAGUCCAUUUGAGGAGUAUAUGGGUUUCACAAUGUGCAUGGCAGCAGUUUCUACUCCUUUUGACAGAAUGCAAAAAUCUUGCAAACAAUAAAACCAUUUACCAACCCAACCGAGAGGUGAUUUUGUACUACGCUACCCUUCCUGGAAAUCCAAGUCAGAUUAAGGUUGCCCAGAGCCCUAAAUAGAGUACCAGACUGGGCCACCCUCCAAGAGCUUUUGGCUUUGUUUCUGUGACUGGUUUGUGCAUAGUGGCUGAGUGGUGUGUGUGGGGGGGUGAGAGCUGUGUGUGUGUGGGGGGGGCUAAGUAUUUCUAGCAUUAUGUAUCUGUGUAUGAGAGGGAGAGAGAGCAUUUCUGACCGAGUGUGUCUCCGGCAUUGUGUAUCUGUGUAUGAGAGGGAGAGAGAGCAAUUUGUAUAAGGGAUGUAGUGUGUUUAUAGGGGACGCAGUGUGUGUUUGCGUGUAAGGAAUGCAUUGUAUGUUUCUGUGUGUGUAAGGGGUGCAAGGUGUGUUUCUGUGUAUGUAAUUGAAUGCAGUAUGUGUCUGUAAGGGGUGCAUUGAUUGUGUAAGAGAUGCAUUUUGUUUCUGUGUGAAUGAGUGUUUGUGUGAACGUAAGGGAUGCAUUGUGUGUUUCGGGUGUGUCUGUGUGUGAGUAGGAAUGCAUUGUAUGUUUCUGUGUGUGUGUGUGUGUAGGGGGGGGAAUGCAUUGUGUUUGUGUUUGUGUAAAAGAGAGGGUUUGUGGGGUAGGAUAGGGACUGAGAGGGGAACAGCUCAUUAUUUUUUUUUAAAAUUUUCAUAGUGCUCUCCCCUCCUGUCAAUUAUUGAUUUUCCCUUCCCUCCUGUCCCUCCAUGUUCUACCCCUUCUGUCCCUUAGUGCUCUCCCUUGGCCCCCGGUCCCUCUGCAGUCCCCCCUUGGUGGUCUUCUCACUCCCCCCUCUCUCCCUUAGUGGUCCUCCAUCCCUUCCCUUAGUGGUCCUCCCUCUCCCAUUAGGGGAGGGGGGGAGUAAGGACCAUUAGGGGAUGGGGGGACUCAGUGAGCACUUCCUGUCAUUCCGCUGGCGGCCGGGUACAGGAAACAGAGGUUCCUGUCCCGCGUUCCGCGCCACCCGGCCACGCUACAUUGAGAGACCGGCAGGAGGGAGCGCUCUGCGCCUCCCUCCUGCCGGUCACAAACCUGGCCGCCCUCCACACAGCAAUGCCGCGCCGCCUUGGGCUUGCUAAAGCGCUCAGGCGGUGCAGCAUGAGGAGCCGCCGGGCGCAGGGAUCCGGCGCCCCCUGCUAAGUUGCGCCCUAGGCGGCUGCCUAGGUCGCCUUACAGGUGGCGCCGGCCCUGUGUGUAUGAGAGGGAGAGAGAGCAUUUCUGACAGUGUGUCUCUGGCAUUGUGUGUCUGUGUAUGAGAGGGAGAGAGAGCAUUUCUGACAGUGUGUCUCUGGCAUUGUGUGUCUGUGUAUGAGAGGGAGAGAGAGCAUUUCUGACAGUGUGUGACUCUUGCAUUGUGUGUCUGUGUAUGAGAGGGAGAGAGAGCAUUUCUGACAGUGUGUGACUCUUGCAUUGUGUGUCUGUGUAUGAGAGGGUGAGAGAGCAUUUCUGACCAAGUGUGUCUUUGACAUUGUGUAACUGUGUCUGAGGGAGAGAGAGGAAGAGUGAGAAUCUCUGACAGUGUGUGUCUCUGGCAUUGUGUUCCUGUGUAUGUGCCUGAGCAUCCUUGGAUGUGAAUGUGUGUCUGUAUCUGGAAGUGUGUGUGUGUGUGUGUGUGUGUGUGUGUGUGCUUGUCAAGUAGUUCCUUACAUUGUAUUGUAGAGGAGCUGCUUGUGGUCUUUGUGUGUUGUGUUUAUGGGGCGGUUGUGUUCAUCUUUGUGAGACUACUGUCUAUGAUGGUGACUGUGGCAGGGUGAGGAAGGUGAGUGUGAAAUAGUGAGGGGGUAUGUGUGACAGAGUUUGAGGCAAGUAUAUUAGAAUGAGGGGGUGAAAGUGAAUGUAUGUUGGGAGGCAGCCGCGGUGUUCCACGUAGUCUUCUCACAUAGCAAUGCCACAUAGUUAUCCUGCCAGUGUUUGUUAAACUGCUCAAUAAGCAACCCUUUUCAACAGCUCUGCUAAUUUCAAAACAAAAACAAUAACCUGUGAUUUGCCCUCCUUAGCAGAGAUCUAAACACACCACACCCUGCAAUGCUAUUUGCACUACACUGCAAUUUAUUAAUUGGCUUUUGGCAAAUUCAAACAAGCCCAACCCUUCCCUUCUGUCUGCAACAUUAAUAGUGCCAUUUAGAAGCUAAAUAACACCCUCAGUAUUUAAAACAUCUACUACAUGAAUACUAAAAGCACACGUGCCGUUUAUAAAAAAAAAUCAUAAUUUCCUAAAAUAUAACCUUAUCUUGCACACCCAAUUUAUUCGUAUUGCUAAAAUGUGCAUAUAUGUAGCCUUAAGCUUCCGAAUACAUAUAGGCUUACAUAAUAUAUAUAUAGACCUGUGUAGCUCUCAGGAUUUAGUAGAGUUUAAUACCACCCAAGUGUCCCGGAUUUGGUCAGAAAGUCAUCCAUGUAUCAUAAACAUUGUAUGUGUUCCUGGCUCAAUUCAUUUCUCAUUUCCAGAUCUCUCCAUGACCCUUCUCAGUAUGGAUUCUGUAUACUGAAUUAACCAAAGUGACCAAUGAUUUUAUUAGUACUCAUUACAAAGGUCACUGAUCUCAACUAAUUUAUUGUUUUCUUUAUUUUUUUUAAACUUUUUUUUUGCUGCUUACCUUUCCCCUUUGAAAUAUAUAUUUAUGCAGUUUUUUUAAUAUUAAUUUAUAUAUAGUUCUACCUUUCUAUACUCCUAUCUCUUACCUCUUGAAUUAUCACGUAUUGCCUCUUCUCUGUCUCUAACUGGAUUUAGUUCCCUUUUCUGAAGCACAAUUUAAAAACCAAAGAAAACCAUUGAUUCUUGCUGCUAACCCCAACCUUAAGGUAAUUGGUGAAACCAUCAUCCUCACCCUUUGUUCUAGUUGCCAUAAUUUACAGUGCCCUUUCCUUAAUCCAUAUCCAGUCCAUAUCCAAAUCCUGCAACCUUCAUCUUAAACAUGUAGCUCCCAUUCAUCCAUUUAAAAUACGAGAUGCAUGGACAACUACUAUUUUCCAACUCGAUUUCUGCCACACACUGUAGAGCAGUCUUUCUACUGCCACACAUCACUCGAUUCACCAUUAAAGUGUAAGCUCAUUUUCAACAUCAAGACGUUGAAGUGGCAGGUGACCUUUAAUGGCCCUUGGAGUGAAACGUCUAAACCUCCAGUUAUGUAAAUGUGCAUAGGGAUUUGGGAUAGUGCGCAGGUAAAUCAUUUUUUUUUCUUUUGCACAACGUUUCUUAAUUGGCAAUUUCCUCCGUCAAACAAUCUGUGUCCUUUUGUCAAUCCUUAUUUUGGCAUCUUGCAUAAUAUAGGAUUCAACCUUACUCUCGCCGAGAAUUCAUUCGGCAGCUAUGCCAACACAUUAUUACAUAUCCGCCUUAAUCAAAAAGUAUUACAAAUUCAGAUGCGCCUUUACUUGUCUUCCUUUCAGACCUAUAACACUUAUACAGGAUAACUCUCAGAUUGCUAUUUUUUUCACGGUUUCCUGUAUUUUAUAAAAUGCCUUAAAACCCACUCAUUUAUAGGAGCAUGUCAAGAAACCGAUUAUUUACAUAUUGCAAUCUUACACUAUCUUUCAUCAUGCGUCUGUUCUUCCCAUUGUCUUCCCAAACACUAUUAAUCCUACCUAUUCUAUAGAUACCGUGUAUGUCUUGUCGAGUAUGUAAAUAAUGCAUAUAGUUAGCUACAGACUGCACAUGUAGCAAUGUAUCUUAUUUUCUGGAUACAUUACAUACUUACCUAUUCUGUAAUUAUAACUCACUUCCUUUUGGGUGUGAGUUUGUUUGGAUGGAUACCUCAUCAUCUCUUGAUCCUGUAUUAUAAAAUCAAGAGUGCGCAAACAUUUAGUAACCAUAUUCUCAAUCAAUGGUUAGAAUUCUAGUCUUAUACAACAGCAGCUGAGCACACAAAGAGUAUCCCCAAAUUCUUGUGGUUAAAAUUUAUACGAAAAAAGUGCCAGCGCUAGCUAUUUUUUUUGUAUCUCUUGAUCCUGGUUGCCUAAGAUUUUUAUCAUUUGGUAUGAUUUGUUUAUCAAUGAAACAGUGCCGCAGAAUAUUUUAUAUCUUUUAUAAAAACCAGUAGUAAUGAUAUAGUAAGCCGUAUACGUGGAUGCUGUUGGAAUCAAAUCCACUGCCCUUCCAAGUCAAGAUGGAGGGGGCGACUCUUAUUGGAAAUCCUGUAUCUGAGUAAGACUUUGGUUUCCAUAGAGACCUCAAGUGGUACCCAGGUUGGUUCUACAUCCAGAAUUGCUGGGAACUCCUCUCUGCAUCAGCCACUACCCCAGUUUCAACAUUGCUCCUUUACCCGAUUUCUAAACCCUCUUUCUGUGUUAUGUUAUUUUGCUGCAGCAUUCACACAGUCAGAAGCUAAACCGUAAAACCACUGCAUCAUUCAUGUCCUUGUAUUGAAUUAUUGAAAGCAAAGAAGUUCCAGAGUAAAUGCUAAGCCUGGUCUCAUACAAGAUAGAAUAUGUAGGGAACUGCACUCACUACCAUCAGUCUGAGCCAGGGUGCUUUUGCUGUACCAGGAACCAGGCACCAAAUUCCAAAUAUUGUAAAGAAAAUAGAGGUCCUGGCACUCAUUGGUUCAAAAAAAUAGGCACUUUAAUGGAACCACAGCAACGUUUCGACCAAAAAGUCUUUGUCACGCUUGAUAAAGACCUUUUGGUCGAAACGUUGCUGUGGUUCCAUUAAAGUGCCUAUUUUUUUUUUAACCAAGGAGUGCAUGGACCUCUAUUUUUUUUUUUGGGUCUCAUACAAGGGCAUGCCACUGUCCAUUAACUCAUGUGUGCUUAACAAAUAGAUUGCUACUUAUAAUAUGAAGUCUUAGUCGUGGCUCGUUUAUAGGUCACAAGACGUCUCUCUCUUUAUUGGUGUGUAUUGUGAAGUGAAUCAAGCUUUGACGUGCAUGUAAUCAUGACAUGCUAAUCCUCGGAAUAAUGAUAUAUUAUUGUAAUAAUAUGCAGCAGGCACACAGCAUACCAGAUAUCUUAGGAAUUAAAUGUGCUGUCUAUUUCUAAACCUGGCUGACGCCCCACUAAAGGCGUGCUUUUGUUUUUAAUUUUUCAUCCUGCAAUGAUUUCUAGAACAUGUUAAUUGCCCAGGGUGUUCCUAAUCUUAAUAUUCAGUUGGUUCUGGGCAGCCCGACACACACGUACAAAUAAUUGAAUCAUCAAUAAGAAUAGAGUCUACAAUCCUGGAAACUAAAAAUCUGUUGGAAGACAUUUUGGUAUGGGAACGUUGAAUCUAAAUGGAAGAUAAGUGGUUGAAUGAGGAAGUUAAAGGUUAGUGAAUGGCAGGAUUGAGAAUUUUGUGUCUGUAAGAAGCAAUUGGAAGAUAUUUGAAUAGUCUUGGCCAUCAGUCUUGUGGUUACUGGAACUUCUGCAUAGUACAAAGAAACGAUUGUUUGUCAGUUACCAUGGAAACCAAUGAAAUGUUCUUAUUGAUUGUUCCACAUUUAGAACUUUGCAUGUUGUUGUUGUUCUUUUGCAGUGAUAUCUCCAAUUAUGUUGAUUAAUGUUAAUGUGCUCAGUUUGAUACAUUUAUUGGAUGUUAAUAACGACAUUUAUUUUUAAAUACGGCGUUUAGCAGAAUCAGGGCAUCCCUUUGUAUCUUAUUAAAUAUUUGUGUUUUCAUAAUUUACUGAUACAGUGAAGUGAACUGGUUUAAAUGCUGUUUGUUCUUAUACAUGUUUGUUUCAGUGUACUGUGACUCAAUUAUUCAUUGUCUGAGCUACUGGAAAGAUGUUGGUAAACAAAAGUUGUUGUAAAAGGAAUCCCCUAAAAGUUGUUAUUGGUUUUGUCAAUAAAGUGUUCAAACUGUGAAACAUUUCUUCUAUUAAUUUAAAUAAUAUUUAUUUACUUAAGACUCAUUCUGUGUGUGAAUGUAAUAAAGCUGUUGGUAUAAAAGACCUAUAGAAUGAUUUCUAAAGGAAAAUUUCACAUAUUAAACCCCUGUAUUAGUAAGCCUGUAUUGGCUAAAAAUGACCUUGGUUUGUUUUAAGAACAUAUACAGGUGUGCAAGCUUUAUCCCUAUAUUAAUCACAUGUAUUUGUGAGGUGGGAAAAAUAGAUUUAAAGGCAGAAACCCAAACAUCUUUAUACUGCCAGUGGAAUCCUCCAUGUUGGUUCCCUGUCCUUUAACCCCGUAAGGACCAAACUUCUGGAAUAAAAGGGAAUCAUGACAGUCGUAUAUAAAGUACAUGUCGCAAUGUUGUAUUUUAAUGCAAGAAUAGAAUGAAGCUUGGCCACUUGUAGGCAGAUGUCAGCAUAGAGUAUAUGGUAGUGGUUCCCAAACCCCUUCCAGUCCAGGAGUUAGAGAUUACCCAGUUGUGUCUAAGAUGUUUUUAGAAAAAGAAAAAAAGAACAUAAAAAGAACAUAAAAUCCUGCAUUACAUCUGACAUUGUAAUAGCUCUUUCUCUGGAAAAUCCCAAACAGAUGAAGAACUAAAUGAUUGUCUUUGUUGAGCCUCUAUCAAGGCCGCAAUCAGACCUUUCCGGUCAGCGAGAGAUUGCAGUUUAUCCAUUGUACUGCAGAUAUAAACAUAGCUUCCUACUGUUUGAGUUGCCAGCAUUUUAUCAGUUGGAGAACAGAGAGAAUGCUGUAACUUUGAAAAAUUCUUUAUUGAAUGUAUAGAGCAAGAUGAUUUGAUGUCGAAUGCUUGAGCUGUGAUGUAAUACCCUGGACUAAUGAAGACAAAACUCAACCUCUCCUGCCCAUGGUUACCAGUUCAGAAACUGGUUCUUUGGGGGCGGGGGGGGAAGAGGGACAGGGCGAUGUAUAUAAAGUACAUGUCGCAAUGUUGUAUUUUAAUUAAAGCAUACAUGUAAUAGGUACCCCUAAACCUAGCCAGAUGCUGCAAAGAGGAUUCCCCAGGAUUCUGAUCAUCUGGCAGGCUGGGUAUCACGUUGUCCACAGUAGCUGCAAUGCGAAAGCUCGCCAUCACUAUUAAAAGUUGCUGUUCUGAUAAUAGUAUAAUGUUCAGUAAUGGAAACUCUUUGUUUAGAGCGCGAUUUAGCUCUUGUUUUAUUACAGACAAAUGUAUGCACAUUUUUAGACAUCUGUACAAAGUUACCAGUAUGACAGCACUGUACAUGUCGGUUCAUACAUGAACUUACAAGUUCCGAAAGAGGAACAAUCGCUAUGGGAACCAGUACAAUGUUUGUGAUAAUUCCAUGUGUUUCCACUGAGUGACACUCUUGCAAAUCUUCCAUCAUGACCACAGCACAGUAAAGCAGGGGCAGGCAGCAUUUGGCACUCCAGAUACUCUUUGGUACUUUGCUGCCAAUAUUGCUGUACAAGCAUUAUGUGAGAUGUAGUCCACAACAGCUGGAGUGCUAAAGGUUAAAGUGUCAUUCUAAGUACAAUAACAAUCUUUGCUCAUUGCAUCCUCCUUACACACAUUGCAAUCUGCAAAUAUCAUGCUGUACCCUUAGUGAUGUAAAUCAUGGGAAGAAUUUUAGUUUUUUGGCAUAUUCUAGAGAAAUGGAUGCACGGCUGUGAUCACAAACUUUUGAAUGGGUCUCUGAAUAAACUGACAGCAAUCACAGAGUAAAGUCUAUCAGCAGUUCCACUUUUCAGAUCUAAUGAGUGGAACAGCAGCUGGAGGCUGAACCACAUAUCCCAUAAACCCUUGCUGGACAAGGAUUUAUCAGAUAAGAAAACCUAUAGAUCAGAAUAGGAGGCUCUUGAUUGAUGCCUUUUCCUGGUAUUGGAGAGGUAUAUCUGCCACUGAAUCUUACUGCUGCAGCAUUAUUAAAGGUAUCCAAUUCUUCUUUUCUACGCUACAUAUAUUGAUUGCGUUAAACAAUGACAUGUCCACGUUUCCUGACCUGACGAAUUUACCAGCUCUGCUAUUUUGACCUCCAAUUUGAAAUUCACUUUAAAUUCUCCAGAAUGCAUGCUUUAGUGGAUAACCCUGUUAUAUUAUCAUGACAGUAAUUUGAAUUAUCCAGAAUGUGCCAGAUUGGCUCUUGCGAUGAAGCUACGAUCCAAUAUUGUACACUAGUUUGGGUGAUGUCACUUGUGAACCAAACCCAGAAUGCUUUAUAAGGGAAUCUCAAAUUCUGAACGCUACACUACAUGUCAUUCUUUUUACUAAUAUUUAUAUUUGACUGGCACCACUUAAAGCCAUGUCUGACAGCUAAAGCUUCAAAGAUUUUGUCGUCGUCCCCCUUAUUAAAUCUAUUGAACUGAAUAUUUAAAAAAAAUAAAAAAAUAACUAGAGUUGAAACAGACAUGAUUAAAUCACUCCACUGGGUUAAAAAAAUGGCAGGGUACUUACCCAUAAAUUCAACUUGCAAAAUAUAUAGGUGUAUUUUGCACAUUUACAGGAAGGUACCGUUAACCCUUUGCUUGGCAUUGCUUUUGAUUGCAUUUCACUUAACAUUUUUAUUCCACUCAGUUGGAAAGAUUUUCAGCGGUUCUCACGUAAUAGGGCUUGAGGAAGGAGGGUAAAACCUUCUAAAUUCAGCCAAAGUAAAGACAGAAUCUGCUUCAUUGAGAAACAAUCACAGCUGCAGGAAAAGUAAUUUUUGUUUUAGGGUUACGAGGUUGGCACAAGUCAUGCUGCUGGCAAAGAUACCACUUUUUCUUUCUAUAUUCUAAAUCAUAUGGUCAUUUGUUUAUUUUCCUGCUCUAUGGAAAGAGUGCGUGUUGUGCUGUCACCUGUUAGAUAUCCAGAAAUGUUACUGUGAAUUAUUCCAAUGAGUAAGAAAUAGAACUGUUUAUUUUUUGUGUGCUAUUUUCUAUGGUGAUCACUAUUCACCUAGUUAUAGAAAAGGCACAAAUGAUAUAUACAUAGUUAAGCCACCUGGAUUCAGUUACGUGACAUAUGAAAGUCAUACGGUUUAAUUUACAUCCAUACAUGACCUGACUGAGGUUUUCUUAGGAUAAGAUUAGAAAUCACCUACUUCACUGUUUUCCCAAAAAUUGACAAAAAAUCUAGGAAACAUGCAAGCAAUUAUCAUUUAUCAUUAUUCCGUCUCUUUUAUUCUUAUCAUCUACAACUCGCGGGACUGAGGUUUGGAAUAGAAUUGAGAUUUGAAAUAGAGCUUAGAGGUCAAUGAAUAUUGUAUUUUAAGAAUUACAAAACAGUUGUAAGUAAACACCAUUAGGUAUAGACUCUCGUAAAAAUGUUAAUCAUUUUACAAUAAUUGUACUGGCUUGAAAAACAUUCUGCUAUCGGUGUAGGGAGAGGUGAUAGGGUGAUCAAUAAUAGAAAGGGAUGAUUUUGAAAGAUGGUGGAAUAGACUCCAGUUAAAUCUAUUUGUCAUUCAUUUAUUAAAGGAUUCUUGUCAUGCUUCUUUUCAGUAGAAAUGGAUUCCUCAUGCGAUUCCAUCUAUACAUGGUGAUUUCAAAAUCGCUAGCACAUGUAUAGAUUCCUUGGAGCCAUUACUUAGGCUCCUGAGUGUGUGAGUACACAUCUACAUACUUACUUACUUUUGGAAUUUUAAACUCUAGAUACUACACCAUAUUAUUUUAUUCUGUUCUCCUUUUAUAUACUCACAAGACUCUACCACAACAAGAAAUACUCAAUUACAGAACAAUUUGCCACAAUAUAUCCCUAGGCGGAGGAUCAUAACACCCAGUCACUUAAGUCAGAGCUGGAUUACAGCUCCCAGUGCACAUCUUAUUACUUUUAUUCCUCACCAGUAUAUGUACACUUACUACACAAUUAGUUCCCGUAUAAUCUCUUCUUGUCGGUGCAUAUACCUUUUAAGGACUACUCAGGCGGUACAGAAACCCUUCUGUUUUAUAAUAAAAUGUGCUUUUCCUUGGCAGACGGACUAUUGGCAUAGACCAGUGUUUCCCAAACCAGUCCUCACGGCAUCCCUACCAGUCCAUGAUUUAUGGAUUGCCCACUUGUCUGUUUUUGUUUUUUUCUAAAAACACCUUAGACACAACUGGGUAAUCUCUAACUCCUGGACUGGAAGGGGUUUGGGAACCACUGCCAUAUACUCUAUGCUGACACCUGCCUACAAGUGGCCAAGCUUCAUUCUAUUCUUGCAUGCAUAAUUGUUUUGUGGCCCAUGUAGAUCAUAAGGGUCCUCAGCUGGAGCAGUGCUUAUUGUGGUGCUGGAACUGCGUGGGAAGGAAUUGAGUAUUCCUAAAAACCUGAAGCUUCAUAGACGGUAAAUAAAACAACCUAAACACUAUUUUCUACCAUUUAAUUUACUUUAGUGAACAACUGGUUCACUUUAAAUUCUAAGCCAUAUCUUUCAAGUGUUUUGGUAUGCAAGCACAGUUAGAAAAAUCUCAAUCUUCUCACUUUAAGACUUCAUGUAUAAGCAUUUUAUAACUUGUUUUAUCAGGAAAGAUUGAUGAAGAAAUCUCUCAUUUUAAGGAUUUUAAGAAAUCUCUCAUUUUAAGGAUAUCCCAGAGAUGUGUAAAUGCUUGUGUCUUCCACCCAUCACAUCCUAAUUGAAUACAUUCCUCAUGGGGGUAGAAACAUGUUGCCAAAGUUUGAAGAUGUUGUGAUUUUUGCAGUGAUCUGCAUCAAAAAGAAAAAGGAAGUUACCACCUGAAAUUUCUCAUGUAUGUUCCAAUGACCUUGGCUCCUAAAAAGAAAAAGCAGAAGACAACAUGGUUGAAAUAGGGAUAGUAAGUUGAUUAUUCCAGCCAAUCAGGAGUGUAGGACAGCUCCAUCAACUCCCAGACCCUCUGCAAAUUUAGGCUAAUUCGCCUUCUUACAAUAUAAUUUGGAAGACCACUUACACUAAAUUUGCCCGUGUUGGUGAGAAGGCAUUGCUGCUAUAGCAGCCAGUUUAUUGUUCUCUGGUGAAUAAAAUAUGCCUUUGUCAACCAUGGAAGACUCUAGGAAAUGUUAUGGAGACCCAAGCAUAGUUGGAAACUUUCUGAGUUUCUUUCAAAACCCCAGGAGGUUUGUACAAGUAUUGCUAGUGCAGAAAACCACAGUGGAAACCAAUAGUCUACGCCAUUAAAAUGUUAAUUGGUCCACUUCUAGAGUUUAUUCCUCCGUUGCUGUAAGGGCCGUCCAAUAUACUUGUAGCACAUUUUAUGAUGAACGCCUGUUUUUACGUAUGUAAAAUCCUAGAACUGCACAGUUUGUAAGGGUAUUUAAUGCCACGAUACGGACUUGAAUGAUUAAAAGUUUCCAUAGAAUGCAGCAAAUAGGAAUGAAAUAUGGGCGAUUAUCCAUUUAGCUUUUAAAAAAAAUAUAUAUAUAUAUUAUUAAAUGGAGGAAAUCACCACUGGAUGUUUAUUAAUUAAUGUGCUAUUGCUAAUGCAAUUUGUGUUCUAAAAUUCUGAUACGGCUGGUACAAUCUGCUGGUCUUUAAUUAUAGAGCCCAAAAUAUUUAGCUUUUUGCUGUGACACGUUUAAAGGGACACUAUAGUCACCUGAACAACUUUAGCUUAAUGAAGCAGUUUUGGUGUAUAGAACAUGCCCCUGCAGCCUCACUGCACAAUCCUCUGCCAUUUAGGAGUUAAAUCCCUUUGUUUAUGAACCCUAGUCACACCUCCCUGCAUGUGACUUGCACAGCCUUCCAUAAACACUUCCUGUAAAGAGAGCCCUAUUUAGGCUUUCUUUAUUGCAAGUUCUGUUUAAUUAAGAUUUUCUUAUCCCCUGCUAUGUUAAUAGCUUGCUAGACCCUGCAAGAGCCUCCUGUAUGUGAUUAAAGUUCAAUUUAGAGAUUGAGAUACAAUUAUUUAAGGUAAAUUACAUCUGUUUGAAAGUGAAACCAGUUUUUUUUUCAUGCAGGCUCUGUCAAUCAUAGCCAGGGGAGGUGUGGCUAGGGCUGCAUAAACAGAAACAAAGUGAUUUAACUCCUAAAUGACAGUGAAUUGAGCAGUGAAAUUGCAGGGGAAUGAUCUAUACACUAAAACUGCUUUAUUUAGCUAAAGUAAUUUAGGUGACUAUAGUGUUCCUUUAAUAUAAAUAGAUGACCUUGUUACCAAUUACUUAAAAUUACAAAUCGGAAUAUUGGGAAGCCAGUUAAAGGUUUGCCGAUGCUUCCUCUCCCAAUUUGGUAAUUUUAACACUGUUUGCGUAAAUUUUCAGGACAUCUCGCAUUCCCCAUUGCACACUCCUGUGGCCCUCGAAAGGUUAAUCAUAUCUAUGUCCUUUGUUCUUGUGCGAGACUGAUCCUUGCAAUGAUACGGUCUGGCCAUCUGUCAACGUGCUGAAAUUCAGACUAUCCCUCUGCGUUCUCCCUUAUAACGCAAGUUUGGCUAUAUGAGAACAGCCACACAUGCCAGGAACACGCCUUAGCUCUGGGAUAAAGUCUUACAGCUGGAACCUAUUCUAUUUAAAAUGUUCAUCUUGCUGACUACAGUACGAAACUCUCAGGAGAAUAUAGCAGGAUAUUUAUUACAUGCCCAGCUGUAUGCUUAUUCUGUAGCUGAUGAGGUUCCUUCCCUGAUCUGUUUAUAAUCACCAUUUAACUGAAAGGUUUUGACAUGAUCGUAUUCCACUUAAUUAUCAAGAUCUUUGUAUUUUACAUGAAAGUUCUUUCGGGCUCCUUUUUGUAUAAUGAUACCCAUGUCUUUUUUUUUUUAGACAAACCUUCUUAAAGGAACACUAUAGAGUUAAGAAUACAGAAUAUAGAGUGCAUUGCUAACGCUAUAGUUCCCUGGGGUCCAUUUAGGGGAUCAGCCCUAACCUGCAGAGAGUAAAAAAUAAAAAGUACUUCUACUUACCUUUUCACCUUUGUGGCACCUCGUCUUUGCACCUCCUCCUUGGCUCAGAUCAUCAAGAUUGAUGAUCUCAGUCAAUCCAGUGUUUUCUCAUAAAAAAGAAUUGGGAACCUAGUGUGCAUGCAUAGCAAAAUGUCACGCUGCACCACUCAGAUAAUCACUCUUUUUCCUCUACCUCUAGCGGCUGCCUGAGUAACAGCCAACAGAGACACUUAAACUCUGAAAUGAAAACAUUGCUGUUCUGCAAAACUGCAAUGAUUUCAGCUGCAGGUUUAAAACGGUGGGGUAUUUGCGUAAAAGGAUGCUCUAAGCACCAUAACCACAAUAGCUAUUUGUAGUGGUUAUGGUACCAGUCAUUUUCGGUUUCUGUCUCACUAAUUCGUGUUAAAACCCUUUUCAAGAUGUUUGACAAAAAAGAAACUAUGCAUUCAGCCAAAUCAUUGGUAGCCCUCACUGUGCCACUCAAUUGACGCAUGCUAGGAUGGUAUCUGUAAAAACCAUUGAGGAUCUUUGUCACCAGUGCUUCUCGGGCCUUUGACACGAUGGUCAAACAAUCAGACCUUGGCUCUAUCAGCUACCUGAAAAUAAAAUGUGGUGUUUGGAAGUUUUAUUGAACAAUAACUAGCCCUUCCAGCUUGCUACACUUCUAAUGCAGGGCAGCCAACUGUCAUUGCUUUGUCAGCAACUGGCCAUUUAGAAGUCUACUGCGGGAAAAGUGGCUUAUUAGUCUUCGUUAUAAUCUGGUAUAUUGUUGAGUAUAUUGUUUUAAAGGGAUGCGCCAAGCACUAUAACUACUGCAACCCACUCCAGUGUAAUCAGUUAAACUCUUAGUGGGGUUUGGCAUUUACCUUGGUCCUAAUAUCUGCCGUGCUGCUACUGGUCGUAUUCAGGAGGAGAAGCUGGACACCAAAGCAUCAACACCUCAAACAAUGAACAAGUUCCUGUCUUGAGUAAACUGACAUUUGCCUUCUACUGCUUAAAGGACCAUUAUAGUGCCAGGAAAACAUACUCGUUUUCCUGGCACUAUAGUGCCCUGAGGGUGCCCCCACCCUCAGGGACCCCCUCCCGCCCGGCUCUGGAAGGGGAAAGGGGUAAAAACUUACCUUUUUCCAGCGCUGGGCGGAGAGCUCUCCUCCUCCUCUCCCGCCUCCGUUAAGCCCCGCCGGCUGAAUGCGCACGCGCGGCAAGAGCUGCGGCGCAUUCAGCCGGUCUCAUAGAAAGCAUUUACAAUGCUUUCCUAUGGACGCUGAGUGCUCUCACUGUGAUUUUCACAGUGAGAAGCACGCAAGCGCCUCUAGUAGCUGUCAAUGAGACAGCCACUAGAGGAUUAGGGGGAAGGCUUAACCCAUUCAUAAUUAUAGCAGUUUCUCUGAAACUGCUAUAAUUAUGAAAAAAUGGGUUAACCCUAGAAGGACCUGGCACCCAGACCACUUCAUUAAGCUGAAGUGGUCUGGGUGCCUAGAGUGGUCCUUUAAGAAGAAGCAGUACAGGUGCCCUUCAGGACUUGGGUAAGUAUAAAACUGGCACCAUAACCACUAUGGGUGUAUGCAAUGUUUACGGUGCCUAAAGUGGCAUUUAAGGAGAUUUCACUGAAUAUUUUUUUUUUUUUAAAGGUACUUAACAUCUGCAACUAUAAAACAUCUGCAACUAUGUUUGUCUAUUUUGACAGUUUUUGACCGAAAUUCCGGAACUGUCAUACGGAAUUACUGUAGUUCACUGCUUGGUUAUUAUACCCCUGUCUUUAAGCUGUGACUAUUUCUGCUUUAUUUUGGAAAACGUCCAGCUCUGUCGCUGUUUGAGUUCUCCAGACUGGUUGCAUGAAGCAGCUGCCUCCUUGAUUUUUUCUGAAGUUAGAAUAAGUUAUCAGUCAAACUUGACUCAUGUGAACUCUGCAAAAUGAAUUGUGGUUUUUGAGCAAAUGAGACAGAAAUUUAAAGACUUUUAAGGUAACGAGAAAAAGAAAAAAGUGCAAGUAAGCAGACUCUUUGUGUUUGGAGCGCCAGUAAAUUGUUCUGUGACUUUCUACAUAAGGUAACUGGUUAUAUUUCUGCUUAACAAAACAAAUCUUAAUGUAUAAGGAUAAAUAAAAAAUGUGGGAAAAAAUAUACUUUAAGAGUACAAAGGACUCGCCAGGGUUUAUUUACUGUACCUCUUUUAAAUGCAUUUAAUGGUAUGUAUAUAUAAUAUCUAAAUUAAAAACAAAAAAGAGAGUUUAUUUCCUCUAUUACAGGUUUUUAAAACACUGUCACCGAAUUUGCAAAGUCCCCUGACUGUGACAUCGCCGCUGGUGGUUCAGUGGCUGGGGGGGACAGUUAAGGGUGGGAUUACUUACCUGAACCUGUCUCUUGCAGGCGCCGCUAUCUUGCUCGCACUGCUGCACUUCAACUCCUGGAGCUUCAGCACCAGGAGCCGACAUAACUGCUGCACUCUUACGCAUGCGCGAGAGUACUACAUAGAGGUCUAUGGGGGAUCCUGCAGCUGUCGGGACUGACUCCGUAUCUUCGCCUUGAGUCUAAGAAAGUCAGGCGGUGGAGAAAUACAGAGACAAAGUAGUCCCUAUUUAUUUUUUUUCUGUAUAUCUCUUGACUGGGUUGGGUUUUCAGUAAAAUUCUAACACAGUCAAAAUUGGUAUUUUGUAAAUUCUAUCAUUUUUCAACAAUUGCUUCCUCAACGAAUAAGAAGAAUUUAUUUUAUUGGGAGUCCACCAACUCCCGAGAGGUGACCUUUUCUCUUUCAUGGUGUGCUCAUCCCUUGAUUCUACCUCUUAUGGCCUGCAUUUAUACCUCCAAAUAGGUGUAUAGUAUGGUAUUACACAAUGCUGGUAGAUACUGGCGUCAGUAGAGUUGCGAAAAGCAGAGUCUGUGUCUCCUAAGCAUUCAGGGACCUCUGUGAAUGGUCCCUCGCACUGCACAAGAUAGAGGUUGCUGGGAUGAACUACAGCAGUGUUGCAUCUGUCAAACCCUAUCUUGUAUUGCAUGUUUAAUAUGACUAGAAACAUCCACAAACAUCUGUAAAUUUGUGUGCAAAAAACAAACACUUAUUGCUGUGCUGUCACAUGGUUUUAUUACUUUUAAAGGUACACCACAUUCACCAUAACUACUGCAACUUAUUGUAGAAGGUAAAUUCUCCAUUGUCAAGUGCUUUGACAAAAAAACAAACAAAGGAAUUGCCCCAUCUGUGUUUGAGUUCAGCCUCUCUGUUUUUAUUAACCAUUUAGCUGUAGGUGAAUUUUAAUAAAAUUUUUCAACAGCUUUGACCUGACAGAGUGAGUUCAAGCUACCUGGGACAGGUUUACUGGGGACCAGAGGAUAUGAUACCCAUGGUACUAUUGCAGGUCUGGGGUGUAAUUCAUUUUUCUUUUUAGGGGCACAGGGAUUGCGCAUGGUGUGCUGUUUUAGGGCUAUGGAGCUGGGCAUACCCUGAUCCACUUAUCACUGGGCUAUAGCACUUGGGAAUCUCCUAGCCCACUCAUACUAUUGCCUAUCUACCUAUAAUAGCAUAGCUUCUGGCAGAUGCAAUUUUUGAUAAUGUGCAAAUACACCCUUAUGCUACACUCAGUCGAAGCCUCAUCAGUGCAGUUUUUUGUUUGUUUUUUGUGUGGCUCUUUUCUUUCUUGGACUAAAUGUUGGAAGCUGAAAUGCCUUUGUCAGAAUUUUGGCAGCAAUCAACUUGUGAGGAGGUUUCCUUCAUAUAUUAUACAGGAGAAUGGGAUUCACAGGCUUCUAUUUUCCAGAGUAACACAGUCUGUUAGGCCAAUAUUAACUCUUACAAAUGGAAAGGGUUUUUUCUUAGAAUUAAAGUGCCCGUAAUGCCUUAAUAUAAAUGCUUUUCAACGUUUCAACUCAAGCUUGAUAAAGACCUGGUUGUGUUGAAACUUUGCUGCAUUUGCCUCAAUAAAGCUGCUAUUUUUGCUACUGGACUAUUAUUAACUCUGCAUGGGAGUGGGGCCUGGCCAGCCCUGGACCCCGGAGCACCUUGGUUGUUUGGGGAGUGCGGUAUCCAUUAUUUAUUUACUAUUGGAUAGAUCUAUGACAAAACAAGUAGCCAGUCAUCUCUUAAGUCGUGCACCUAUGACCUUAUAGGUACAGCUGUGUUAGUAAGGUUGCCUGAAACUUGUUAAUUGUCUGGUGGCAUUCCUCUUCACAGAGGCUACAGGAGAACCUUGGCACGUUACCAGUAAGCAUCCUUGGACAAGACCCAUAACGAUAUAUCUCCCAACCUCAAAUCCUCGUUUGAGCAGGACGUUCUUUGCCCCUUAAUAUCCAUUUCUAUAAUUUUAUUGUCCUACAGAAUAUGUUGGCACUAUGUAAAUAUAGUUCUUGAGGUACCAGUAAUAACGAGAUUACACUUCACUGGGAUCAAAGCCUUCCAAGCUCUCACAGGCAUACCACUGUAAACAUAUUAACAUUUAUAAACAGACGUUAGUGUUUGGUUCUAAUCAUGCUCAAAUUUAUUUGAAGUCAGAUUUUUUUUUCUUAACUUUAAGUCUUCAUUAGUUUUCUUAACAGAAUGCCAGUUGAGCUGGGAUAAUCUGGUAAAUUGAGAGUAUAAACAACACACAAUAGCACGUGUAUGCGUAUUCUCACACACCCAUUAAUUGUUUAUACAAUUAAAUAAUUGAAUUUCAGCCGUUUGGGUAGAAACCAUUUAUUUAUUUAUUUUCCUGGCAAUCAAACUGUAUAUGUAUUUUUAAAUCUGCUUUCUAACGACAGUGCUGGAAAAUGCGUAGUAACUUAAUUUUACAGUUUAUUUAAUAUUUUUCUUGUAUGCAGAUGUUCAUUCAAGUGGCUAGAAUAUGUUUCCUGCGGUUCAUCUUGCCAUAUGGUAAACACGCUACACCCAAAUCCUGGGAGGUUGCAAGAGAGAAAAUGUUUUCCUUGUUAUAUUUGCAGGGAUUUAUUUAUUUUCUUAAUAUUUUCUGGUUGGAAAAAAUUUUAAUAUCCUAAAAUUAUGUCAAAUGUAACAGAAAAUACAAUGUCUCGGUCCAUUUUUCAGAAGUACUAAACUUUUUCACCAUAUAGGCAACUCAAAAUGUAAAAUAAAUUAAAAGCUAAAAGUUAUGUUCAACUGAAAGUCAUCUGGCAUCCUGCCAGAUUAGACUUGGUGGCUAACAUAUGUUGAAGAAGUGACACCUUAAUAAAGCUGACCAAAUUAUCUCUAACCUGAGUUGCAAUUUAAACAUCAGAAAAUAACAUAACUUGAAAAUAGCGUAGGAAAAUAACAGUUCAUGGGACAAUACAAGCGCAGAAAAUGUUAUCUUAGGUGACGCGUUUCGCACCAUCUGUUUUGUAUAUUCAGAAUCUUUAUUUUGCCUAUUUAACUUUUCUGAUUUUUUUUUUUUUUCUAAUGAAGUAUUCACAAAUACAUAAAUACAGGUAUUUAAUAUGCCUAAUAUCAUCUGAGUUGUAGUUUAGUCUUUUUUUCCUUAUGUUCCACCUCCUCAUAGCCCCCUAUAGCUAAUCUUAUUUAACUGAACCCAUUCCCUAUGCAAUAGAUUACACACAAGCAGCCUGAGCCUGCUUUGUCAUAUGGACUAGGAGUGCAGCUAUGAUACUGCGGAACCUAUAAAUUGGCACGUCUCCUUGAUCCAUGUGACACACUGGGGGAGAUUUAUCAAAGUGUGUAGACACUUGUCUUUUUGCAAGUAAAAUGCAUUGACACAUGAUGCAAAUGCUCUAUGUCCUUGUCUUGCUGUUUGAAAUCUGUUUUUCAUACAUCAUGUAGGACAGAUCUUCUUCAUACUUGCAUCUUGUCCGUUAAGUUUUAAUAUUUAUUUCCAUCUGUUUUCACUCUGUUUUGGUUUCUCGGCUUGCUGUGUUAUGUUGUUUGUCGUAAAAAAGUUGUUGCUGGUUUUUUUUUUUUUUUUGCUUUGCUUUUUUUUUUUCUUCUUCCAAAACAUGCAAAUGAUUCUACCCAAUGUUCAUCCCAAGGAUGCAAAAAUAACGGUUACCUUGUAAGAAGUCUCGUGGAGGUCUGUGCAAAAAAAGUAACUUUUUUUUCUUCAAUUGAAAUAACAUCUGUUCUUGUGAAGUGUAACCAAAUCAGGUGGGUGGUCCAUGCUAUUCAGUAUUCAUUACAACACGCGGGAAACAUCAAACUAAAAACACAGUAAAGGCUUUUUUUUUAAACUCUCUAAAGAACUUUGGCCUGGAAGGUGACACCAGCCUCCACCUUUCUCAAUGCUUCCAGUUUACUUGGAUCAUUCGUUUCCAGAAAUAGAAAAUAAUCCCGAAUUAAAUGUCAUUAUUAUUGAUUUGGUUAAAAUCCAAUUGGAAAAGUAUGGGACCAAAUGCAUAGGCAUUGAAAAAUAUAUAAGGUAAUACGGCGAUAUUUGUAUUCGCACCGAGCAAUGAAUGAGAAAAAAAAAAAAAAAGUCCACUCCUUCUUUGGUAAACCAGCACCGGAAAUAUAUAAUGUUCCAAGUUAAGAAGACAUUAAUAGGUUUAAUGUUUCAUUAAUUUUUUUAACGAUAAAAUCCAACAAAUCUGAUGGAAUUGCAAAUAAAUGCAGAAUAUGCACAAAUCGUGCUCACGCCCAGACUGUUGUACCGUGCCAAUACAGAGUGUCCCUUAAUAGGAGCAUACUUUUCAGCAUUUCAUAUGGACAAAGAGGGACACUUUAAUUUCAGGGAUAAAACUGGGGCCAUGGGUGUGGCUGUUCUGAGACAUUUUAAGUGACUUACUAAUAACAAUUUUUGUCACUAAAAUGUAAUUUAGUUCAAGAUUAAUGUAUCUUAUUUACACACUUUAAUUUCUAAACACAUUUAUUGUAAUUUAAAGUACCACUAUAGUGCCAGGAAAUCAAACUCGUUUUCCUGGCACAAUGUAGUCCUUAGGUCCCCCCCCACCCUCAUGGCCCCUCUCCCGCUGAACUGAAGAGGUUAAAACCCGCGCGCACCUUCAAACCGCCCAUGGGAAAGCAUUUCUCAAUGCUUUCCUUUGGACGUCACGGAACCGGCCUCUAGUGGCUGUCAGUGAGACAGCCACUAGAGGCUGGAUUAACCCUCAGUGUAAACAUAGCAGUUUCUUUGAAACUGCUAUGUUUUCAGCUGCGGGUUUAAAACUAGAGGGACCUGGCACCCAGACCACUUAAUUGAGCUGAAGUGAUCUGGGUGCCUAUAGUGGUCCUUUAAAGACACCUUACUUGGAGGAUCAUUGCUGUGGAGCAGCAUAGACACACCAAUAAUAUCGAGCUCCUAGCAAAAAGGACAUGAGGAUAGAAAAGAGGGGCUGAGGGAUUUGGGCCCAAAAUACAGACUGUCCCUCCUUAAUAGAGACACUUGGGAGGUAAGUAGGAGGGACAUUCAUUGUGAAUCACACCUCUCUUUUUUCUAUCUUUGUUUCUUUAUUAUUUUUUUUUCUCUAGAAUCUUGCAAUUACCUCUGUGAAAUCCAUCAUUCUCACAGUAAUGUGUCUUUGCACUGUAACUUCCCUUAAACUACAUAUAAUCGUUUGUGCUAAUUAAAUACUGUGAUAUUGUUUCAAAUAUUUUUCAGUAAUUUCAUAAAUGUCUCUUACAGUAAAAUUAUAAAUAAAGGUGACGUUAUGAAAGCCUACAAUUCUAGCUAAAAUGAAAGUGUUCUUCUUUGGCAAUUUGAAAUGUUCAGAGGUAAUGUUGCAAAGAGUGAAACCGUGACGAACAAAAACAAAGAUCUUGCAUGUUUCUGUCUUUGUGGGCAACCUUUAUAAAGGAAAACACUUGUUAUCUGUAAUACAAAUGACGAUAUGAGCACCAACAGUUAACGAUCCCAUUUACCCAUAGCAACUACAUAGUACAACUUAUAGUCCGAGUAACCCCCUCUGAAAAUCCUUGCACCGGGAUUUGUUCACCUGUAAGAAUGUUUUUGUUUUUUUUUAUUUCUUUUUUUAUUUGCUUUUCCUUUUUUUUCCCUUUUUUUGUGUUGAACGUUUUGCUCACUGCAUUCGCUUUGCAAAUCUUCUGCUUUGCUCGUUAACACUUCCUUCCCUCCAUUACUUCUUGAGACCUAUUAAAAUUGAAUCCAAAUGCAGCAGAAGCACGGCUGUCUAUUUAAAUGGAUCCCCCCAGAGACCCAUGGGAUUUGUAGUUUUACAGGAGCUGGCUUUUUUUGCCUUGCUUGGAGAUGUUUCUCAACUACGAAAAUGGCUCCGAAUUGUGUUUGGAAAUCACCUUGUUUCUUUCCCACUAGCGAUAGCUGAUAAAUACAUUUUGCCCCAUUUUGUAUUUCUCUGAUGGUUUUUCUUUAUCUCUGUUUUAGAUGCAAGUUUUGGACAAGUUUCCUAUUGAAGCUGGACAGAAAGAUCCCAAGCAAAGAAUUAUACCAUUUCUUCCAGGUAACCCCAUUACAGAAAUACAUUCUUGUUCUUUAUACGGACUAAAGACACGCAAGAAUUUUCAAGGUUUAAUGUUUUUUCACUAAAUCGUGAAUAUUGUUACUUACUUUCUGAUUAUUCCGUUGACACUAGGGUUAUUGUCCUAAAAUCUUUGCCGACAUUUCUAUCUAUGCUAGAUGCUGCUUUGGAUGAUCCUGAAGGAGGUCCUGCAGACAGCUGACAAUGCCAUUAUCUUCUACAGAACUUCCCUCGAAUGUGUAGAGAGAUUCUAUAAGAAGAUAACUUGUUACCUUGGGCCUUUGUCCCAAACACCUCCACUUGUCAAGACUUUGAAUGUGUUGGGGGGAGAAAGAGGGGAUAGUAAAGGUACAGAGUACCUACACCCCCUGCCACCAAAUUCUAAAACUAUAUAUAUAUAUAAUGUGCUAUUAUACCAUAUACUUUCAUUUCCUUACAGUUGGUAACACGCUUAGACUUGCAUCUAACUUAGCUUAGACUUGAGUCGUACUUCUGAUUCACAAUGCUUGUGAUACCAUUGUGAUACUGGGGCUCUGCAUCUGUGACAAUAACCACUGCAAAGUCAAACUCGAGAUAUGCUUCACUUCUUCAAACUCAAAAUCAUGAUUUGCUUCGCUGAUCACCAAUACUAAAUAUUGAUAAGAAUCAUGGGAAUAAUCUUUUGCCUCUGUGAAUAAAAUCCCCUCUACCAGUGCUUGUUAAACUUGACCCUGCAUAUAUACGUAAACUACAUUUCCCAUAGUGCAUAGCCAGCCUUUUUAAAAAAACAUCUGCCAGAUCAAGUUUAGCCUUUGCCGUCCUAAACUUUUGUAGUAUUAUCGGCCUCGUACAUGAGCGUCGUUAAAUAACAUUGAGACGUCAAGCAAAUGGCUUUCUCUCUCUAAUGUCUCGUCCCUUGGUGACCUUGAAAUAUAUGUCAGCAACCUUGUAUUUCAGCGAACAAACAGUCCCACAGUUCAAGUGUCUGCAGAUGUUGUCACUCUCCUGCACCGACUGUUUCUCCCGUGGGAACUCUAUUUCAAUCGGCUUUGAUUUGAUUUAUUUAUUUUGUAGUUGGUGGCUAUAUAAAGCAGCUAGAAAGUCAGACACGACCCCCCGCAGGAGCACAUAAACUUCACAGCUCGCUAAUAAUUGUGGAUACAAUGACCCGGAAGCUGCACGUUUCAAGAUCUUACAUUUGGCAAACGAUUAGUCCAUCUAAAAGGGGGGGGGGGGUAUGUUUUCUACCAAUCAAAGCUACUGGAUUCCCUGUCUUUAUAAAAUAAAAUGUCUGUGAGCACCUGUUAUUCUUGGUAUAAAGGAAGUCGGUGGGCCAUGGCUGGUACCAGCGUAUGUUACAUGUAAUCUAGGUUGAAAAUAAACUCUGGUUCAUCAAGUUUAACCCUUCGCUUGUCUGUUAAACUUCAAACCCCAUUGCUCUCUCCUGCAAAAUGUCCAAGAUAUGUUGCUUUACCUUGAACACAGCUGCCUAGGAGUGAUUUAAUUAGAACAGGGGUGCCCAAAAGGUAGAUUUCCCCAUAUGCUGUAGAACGACAAAAUUAUGUACAAGCAAUCCUGGGCAUUCUUGUGCCCACGUGUGAUCUCUUUGUAUGUUUUGUUUUGCUGCAUGGCUGCAUGUGUGACAGUUGGUGUACAUGUGUGGUCUUUAUGGUAAAUCAUAUUUAGGCAUGUGUUAUCUCCGUCAGAGUUUGUCUUCCAUGUGUGUGAUCUGUGUGACAGUUUGUUUCUGCAUGCCUUUAACCUGUGUUCAAAUGCUUCAACUCAGACAGAGAUCAUGUAUGUGGCCAGGGUCUUUGUGUAUCUGCUUGUGUAUUUCUGCAUACAUGUGAGCUUUGCUAAGCUCCAUGCAUGUGAAGAGGCAGAGAUCACGCAUGUGGCUUGCAUGGCCAGUUCUGUGUCUGUCCUGUGAAACGUGCCGUGUAAUUAAAUGAGAAUAAUGAAAUGGGCUAGAGGUUCCUUUCUCACUCUCAAACCAAACACUGCUAUAAUUUAUUUUAUUUAUUUUUUGAUCGAUAAAAUCAGUUAGAAUAAUUUGCUGAAAUUUGAGUUUCCUCUGUUGGCAGAUUUUACUUUGAUUUGCACCAACUUGCUACACCCCCCUCUUUACACUUGCUGAACUAGAGAGGUCUUGUUAGGUUUUCAGUGCUGGAGGGACCAGGCCUAUUGGGACAAGGGUGAAAUAUGAGCAAAUCCAAUUAGAUGUUCUUUUGUUUUGGUUGGGUCCAUGCAAGCCCUAGCAUGCCCGACUGUAUAGGUUAUGUCCAUGUGUUCACUGACUAAUGGGCAUAGAAUGUCAGAGAUAAAUUUAAUUAUUUAGGCAUUUGUUUGACUGGAAACUUAAAUACCAUUUUUUUUUCCUUUUGUUAGGGAAGGUUUGGGUAGGGUAGGGAGUCGAUCUAACCCACAACAUUUAUCUGUGCAAAUGAACUGUUUCAUUAGAAUUCAUCAAGCUUCUACACAAUUUAUUUGCAAUGAGCCAGUAGAUGCAGAAUAUUUUGAUGUGAAUUUCAAUACGCACAGCUUAGUGAAAAAUACACUGAACAGCUCAGAGUUUAGAUUCCUGGAACAUGGUAAAAAUGACAUGACCCGGCCCAGGUUAUACACUGCAGAGAGGGGGGCAUGGGGGGCAUGCCCCAAUAUCCCAAUGCACCAUCAAUUGGGUUGGUUUUUUUUUUUUUUUGUAAGCACACGAAGUUCCAAAUAUUUUUGGGUAUAUCAUUACUAUUUUGUUUACUAUACUGUUUUGUUUUUGAGAGAUACAGUUGAGAUGCAUUUAAUACUUUCAUUUGAGUACUUGGAGCUUCCUAACACAUGCCGCAGUAGUGCGUGUGUUGCUAAUAAAUGCUUUUAUUUUUAAUUCCUCUCAGACAUUCAAGUCUAUGCUGGUUUAGCAGCAAUCUGUGCAAGUGUAUCCAGUAAAUGUUUAUGUGCAUUUUGACUCAUGCUUAUUUGGCAUUGUCUCCUUUGUCUAUCUGAACCCAACUUCUCCAGUUUGCUUCUUUGAAUAGACUUAAAGCAUUUCCUGGCAUUCUACAGAGAAUCUGACAUCACUGGUCUAGGUCUACAAAAUAGCAUUGUGAAAUUGUGGUCGGUGGUGAUCAUUAAAGAGAUCACACAGAAAGGUAAAUUAGGGAAACAUGGAGGAUAAAGGAAUUGUGGGGUAGAUUUAAGAAAGCCAAACACACAUUGUCCGAGAGCAAAGUGCUAAAUGUCUAGUAACAUUCUAUUGGUAUGCAAAGUGGCGGCUAAUUAUUUGGUAUGCAAAGUGGCGGCUAAUUAUUUAGCACAUAAACGCAAAAUAGCAGCAGCUUCAGCUUUGGUAAAUAUCCCUAAAUUGAGAUUAAAAAGCGGUUGUUUCAGGUGAAAUGGACAAACCCUGAACCCAUUUAAAAGAACAGUCCGAGCACCAUAACAACAACAGUAUAUCAUAUACGCACACACAGGCUCUACCCAUCUAAACAUGCAUGCAUUAUAUGUGUGCUCCUGAGACCAAUAGUUACAACGUAUAAAAUACAGCUCAAUCAAAUUCACGUUAAAGACCCUAAAAAUUAAUUAACCCCUUAAGGACACAACUUCUGGAAUAAAAGGGAAUCAUGACGGAAUAUUUCCGUCAUGUGUCCUUAAGGGGCUAAAACAUCUUACUUGGGUUAUGUAAUAGAAAGCCAAUGCCCAGAGAUAAAGACAUUCUGGAAUAUGGCUUUUGGAUUUGUGAAAGAUCUAGGUGCCCACUCUCCCCCACCCCCAUCUCCCAGUGACACAUAGACCAGAAGGUACACUAUUGCACAUGAUAGAAACAUACCAGAUAAAAAUGUAAUUUUAAUCAUAAAUGUGAUGAUCGCCUCAAAGGCUGUUAUAGCCAGAAAAUGGAAACAACAAAUAGUACCUAGUAUACAAGAACUUAUACAACAGGUCAAAGAUAAGGAUGGAAAAAAGGAUAUGAAUGGCUAAGUGAAAAAGCCAGACAGAAUAACAGGAUGUAUAGAAACUGGUUAGAAUAUAUAGAUAGGUUUAAACUCAGACAGCAAAUAUUAUAAAUAAGGAGUCAAAAUAUAAGAAAAUAACCAAGAAAUACACUGGGGAAGAAGUCUAGAGAAAUAUAAACCAUGUCAAAGUCUCGAGCAAGUUGUAUGUAUGAUGUCUGUUUGUUAGUAUGUUAUGUCAUUAUAAAAAUUGCAGCAUGUACUAUAAUUGUAUUUCAUACUUUUCUAAUAAAAUGCGAUUAAAAAGAUAAUAAUAGUAGGCCUCUGAAUCGUCCUGAUUAUUGCAGGACAGUCCCUAUUUCAGGGACUUGUCCUGACGUCCCUUUGUUCCUUGGUGUCCAUUUUUGGAGACACUUGGAAACAGUCAACAGAAAGUGUAGCAUGAGCACAUCAUUCCGCUGUAAGACCAUGCAAAGAGCACAUUUGGGACUGUGACUGCAAUUCGUGUCAUUGGCCUGCUCUCUUUUACCCUAUUGGAUGGUAUGUAAUUAGGAUUUAUUGACAUGACCAAACCUUGCAUAAAUCUGACACAAAAGUCAAUGUAUCCUAUUUUUGUUAGGUUCUAUUCUAUACUAAUCUAAUGACUUUGAGCUGAUCCCAUUUACAUGGGUCAUCCAUUCUAUUUUUUUCCUUUUUAUACACUGAUUUGUACUAGCAUAUAUGGUGUUUAUUUACAAUGCUUUUUGUUUUAAGCUUUCUCGUAUUUUCUGUACUAGAGAGAGUUUAGUUGUGCUUUAGUACUCAGGGAUAUUCCAGAUUUGUUUUUCAUUAGUCUCCCAAAACGGCUUCAUUUGCCAGAUACUAACAUCAUGUCAAAUGGGGAAUAGUUUUUGCUGUCGUCAGUGUUGACAUCUGGUAGACAGAAUAUGGCAGCAACCCUCAAUAACACGUUGGAUAAGAUUGUAAAUUUACAUAGUUAACACAUUUCUACCUUGCCAUACUCUGCAAGAUUUGUAUCGUCAAACUCUUUUAUUGCAAUUUUAAUGUGGAAUUUUUAAAUGGAAAACUACAGUUUGAAUUACUUUUUUAUAAAAGGAUUAAUGUUUGCGUUCUCUUCCUUUAUAGUGAGAUUUUCCUGAAUAAGUUAAGGUUUUUCUGGGAAGCGUUGAUACUCUUCUUCACAGACAGCAUUAUUUAGUCUUUAUGAGUUUCUCUAACCAUAAACCGUUUCAAUAAAACUCUUUUUUUGGAUGGGAUAAGCCUUGCUGGUAUGUUCCCCCUCUUAAGGUGGAAAAAACUUACCUUUGAUCCUGCACCAAAGCCAGGCUCUCCUGCAGCCUCUGGUGACAUCGUUCCCCCCCCAUUAGUUGUCCAUCGCCAGCAUUCAACUACAAUACAUGUGUUUGGAAAUCAGACUGUGUAAAUAAGACUCAGUGUUCUUGUUAUAAAUUACAUUGUAGUUCCAUAAACUAUUAGCAAAUCACAUAACAUUUCUCAGAAUAGCCCCAACCAACAUCCAUAAAACUAAAGUGUCCCUCUUUGUCCAUUUCAAAUGUUGGGAGGUAUGGUAUAGCCAAUGUAUCUCCUCCCUCUACCCUCUCUUUUAUCAUGCCUCCCUCCAUCUUUAUUUCUGUUAUUCCUGCCUCUUCCCCUCCUCCCAUUUAUCCCUUUUUUUUUUAAAUCACUCCUUACUCUGUUUAGUCUUUCCUUUCCUCUCUACCCGUUCUCACAUUUUCCCUCCUUUUCUUUUCUGCUGUUCCCUCUCAUUAUGUUGUCCGUUGCCUGUGUCUUUUUUCCACCCUUCCUUCCUCUCUGUUUCCUGUCAGCCUUUUUCAGGAUGGUACUCCUCCGACCCAUCUCAGUUGAACAUCCCCUUCUUGAGAUCCUACUACCCAUUCCCACCUCUUGAGAGGGUACUACCCACCCCCACCUCUUGAGAUGGUAGUUUCUCCCAUUCUUGCCUAAUUCAGUUCUAUUAUUCGGUAUUAUUUAGCGUGCAGGAUUCUGUUCAUUUAAGGAAUUGUCGUUCUCCUUUACACAAACUGCUGACUAGCUAGUGCUUAUUUUUAUUUUUUUCUCUUUCUCUUGAAUCCAGACAAUGGUUUUUCUUCAUGGCUGUAAUUAUUUUUAAAAAUAACUCUCAAACCAUUCAUCUAAUGUGGAUGGCGGGCUGGUGGUCUGGAGUACUGCACACAUACACUCCUAGUCGAACAAUCAAUGCAUACCAUCAUCGACUGCAUUUGUCUUCCUCAUGUAGACAAAAAAGUAACAGUGGGCUCCAUCCUUGAUCAUUUCAGGGGUCUCCAUUUCCUAUAUCCCACAGAUUGCUAAACAUUUGGUUAAUUAAGAGCAUGGCAGACGUACACUCUCAAUGCUCUUAUCUUCCCUGCAAUGUUUCAUUAAACAAAUUAUACCCUCUGUAUAAUAUUUGAAUUAUUAUUUAAUUAGUAUUUAAAUGUAGUGUUUAGUAGUUACGCCUGUACAUAGUGCAAGCCCAAUCAGCUAAUUUAUAGUUAAAAUAAAUAUUGAAUUUGAUUUGUUUGAUCUACUUAGUCUUUCCUGCUGUGUAUUGGCCACUCUGCCUUUGUGUGACACUGCUGUAUCCCACAAGAACUAUGAGGAUUAUAGGAUUCAGUGUGCGACCCAUGGGGAUAGUGUGUCUGCCUUCUAUUCUAUAGGUCAUUCUACAACACGAUCUUUAGAGUAGAAUAUAAUUCUUGAAUGUUUGUUUUGCUAAAUGAUUAUAAAAUAAAAAAUAAUAAUAAAAAAUUUAUUUUUUUAUAUUAUAUUUGUCAAAUUUUUCCCAAUUGAUAUGUACGUGAAUGUGAAAGUUAUCAUUCACUCGAUUAGUGGAAAGCAGGUUCAUUACACAAAUACCUAGAACUCAAAGCAACCAAAAUAAGCAAUAGGGGUUACUUAUAUGAUCUACACUGCGGCCAAUGGCAUGAUAUUUUGGAGCCAGGUUAGUAACUGUACUCCUGUAUUCAAUUCUCUGCGUCUGGGCCCUCCAAACUGAGGAAUACGCUGUAGUGUUGAUUUGCAGACUCCGGGCCCAGCAGCUAUUUUUAAGGAUCUCCUGUUACCGUAUCAUGCUAGUCGUUAACUUCAACCUGCAACUUCGUAGCAUUGACAGCAUGACUCGCUAAACUGGGAAUUAUAGAGAACUGGCAAGGGAACGGAACAUUUUAGGACGAGGUAGCGAAAAAGGUAAAAUAUCCAAAUCUUUGUAACGUUUUCCAAAUUGACUCGUCUGGUCUAAAAUGUGCAGUCCUUUUCGUCUAUUUGCCAUAAUUCUCACUUCAGUGGGUAGACCUUAGUGGAAAAAAUUGAAAAUAUCAUUAAAAAAAUAAAUAAAUUAUAUUGGCGAAACUGUGAAAUAUUUUCUCUGCGUAUUUACUUAUUUUAUGUUUUUUUCGAAAACUGCCAUUCUUGUUAAGCGUAAUAAUUUCAUCAAUACGUGUGCACAUUUCACUUUAAACGCCUAAUCUAUAGUACAACAUAUUACAGCUAAUUAACAGCAAGGGACAAAUCUUACUUUACUAAUCUGUUAACAACCUCCUGGAACAAGCUACCUUUUCAUUAAUGGGCAGUGUUUUAAAGAAUUCUGCCUUGGCAGAAAUACGAUGUUCUUACUUUUUUAUUUAUUUAUUUGCGGAGGGCAUGAUUUGGUUUGUUUAGCAGGCGUUGAGAGCAUUUAGUCUAGGUUUCUCUAUGCCUGCAUUUAUACCUACCGUCUGCUGUGUUAAUGCUUUGCCGUUGUGGUCAGGAUCACAGUAAAUAACGGUAUAAUAAUAAUAUACUUUUUCUAACAUGUCUGGUGCGUUGGGAUUUGUCUUGCUAGAUAGCGUGCCAGUUAUCAAGUCACAGUCUAAGUGGCAGUUCCCCCUUCCACCUUCAUUAUACCUCUGAAAAUCAGGGUUAUAUUUACUCAAAUGUAGAUUAUGGAGAAUUUCAAAUGUUAGGGCCAAAUAGCUGAUCAGAAAAUAUAUCUGAAAAAAAAAAAAAACAACAAAAAAAUAAAAUCUACAUUUCUAUUUUGACUUCAUAAUGACCUGACAAUUCACACUGUAGUAAAUAUUCAAUACAUUUGGAAUUUGGAAUGUGUGAUGAGAUAAUUCCACAUUUCAAGCCAAAAAGGUGCGCUGGAAAAAGAGAUGCAUUUGGGAAGUUUUCCAAAUGAUCUCUUUUGGCCUACACUUUGCCUGGUGUAUACUCCACGGUGAUCCAUCACUUUGCUUAAUUAACCUACCUACUUUGCCUAUUCUGAUUUUUCUAAAUAUCUUGAAAACGAUAAUGUGGAGCGAUAUGAACUAGUGGUGUUUGGGCUAAAAAUUUCUGUUUUGCAAUGGAGCUCUGUGAUAUUCUCAUGUGCACGGCAUAUUGCUGUGAGUUUUAUUGUAGUGGAGCAAUGUGAUGCACGCAUACAUACAACACAUUACUAGGAGUUUUAUUUCUGUGGAGCUCUGUGAUAAACAGAUUAUUUUCCAGGAUAUCAGGAGAGUAAAUGAGAUAAACCUCAGAAAAAUAAACAUGUAAUUUAGUUAAAUCAUAAAUGGUAGAAUAUACUACUGUUAAUGCAAACAAAGUUCAUAAGUUAUACCUAUACACUGAUGAAAAUACUACAAUGUAGAACACUUAAGAUGGCCAACUGCUGGUGGAAAUGUAACCGUUUAUGUCUUUUUGCUGAUGAUACUAAGAUAUGUAACAGGGUUGAUGUUCCAGGAGGGAUAAGCCAAAUUAUUUAGGUAAACUGGAAAAAUGGUCAGAGUUGUGGCAACUGACAUUUAAUGUGGAUAAGUGCAAGAUAAUGCAUCUUGGACGUAAAAACCCAAGGGCAGAGUACAGAAUAUUUGAUAGAGUCCUAACCUCAACAUAUGAGGAAAUGGAUUUAGGGGUGAUUAUUUCUGAUGUCUUAAAGGUAGGCAGACAAUGUAAUAGAGCAGCAGGAAAUGCUAGCAGAAUGCUUGGUUGUAUUAGCAGUAGAAAGAGGGAAGUGCUCAUGCCAUUGUACAGAACACUGGUGAGACCUCACUUGGAGUAUUGUACACAGUACUGGAGACCGUAUCUUCAGAAGGAUAUUGAUACCUUAGAGAGGGUUCAGAGAAGGGCUACUAAACUGGUUCAUGGAUUGCGGGAUAAAACUUACCAGGAAAGGUUAAAGGAUCUUAACAUGUAUAGCUUGGAGGAAAGACGAGACAGGGGGGAUAUGAUAGAAACAUUUAAAUAUAUAAAGGGAAUCAACACAGUAAAGGAGGAGACUAUAUUUAAAAGAAGAAAAACUACCACAACAAGAGGACAUAGUCUUAAAUUAGAGGGACAAAGGUUUAAAAAUAAUAUCAGGAAGUAUUACUUUACUGAGAGGGUAGUGGAUGCAUGGAAUAGCCUUCCAGCUGAAGUGGUAGAGGUUAACACAGUAAAGGAGUUUAAGCAUGCGUGGGAUAGGCAUAAGGCUAUCCUAACUAUAAGAUAAGGCUAGGGACUAAUGAAAGUAUUUAGAAAAUUGGGCAGACUAGAUGUGCCGAAUAGUUCUUAUCUGCCGUCACAUUCUAUGUUUAGGUGCUGUCACUAUGGAGACCUGCACUGGUAUGCUUCCAAUGUAACAUGGCAGUCUAGAAUGAUACCGAUGGCAGUGUAAUGGGCAAUUUCCAUAUCUUGAUGUACAAUGCAAAAUGCUGGUGUCAGGCAGCCCUUCAUGUUCUCAAUUAAGAUACGCAGUAGAUCAAGGGUGUUGUGCAUCCGCUGGGCUUUGUGCAUCCGUGUGCAACAUUAUACAAAAAGGCUCCCAAAUAAGAAAACGAUAAACGUAUCUUCAGUUUGUGUGACUGGUGAUAGAAACACUAGGUCUAGUUUUUGUAUUGUUCUGUUCUACAGGAUAGUGUUUGGCAAACUUUUUUUUCCCCCCAUGAAUAUUUUAUUGAGAGAGUAAUCGAUAUAAACUGUUUCAUUUAAAAAAAAUUAAAAAUAAAUAAAAACACGUAUAUUGGCAACCAUUCAGUGAAACUUCCAGAAAGAACUAAAGGUAACACAUUACGUUAUAUAUAAAUAAUUAUGCACACACUCUACAAAAGAAGAAACAAAUUAAUAAAAUCAUGCAGAGUUGUGCCACCCUUCCUGCUCUGCUCUUCUAUAAAUUUGAAGGGUACAAACCAUACACCAAAUAACAAAACGGAUUAAACAGAAACAUGAUUAUUACACAGAGAUAAUUGCGUUGGGAGAUGAUUUGGAACAAGGAAAUGUUCUGGUUUUUUUUUUAAGAAGGGGGUGAGGGGGAGAAAUAUAAGGAUCAGUGACUGGCAUAGAUGGGUUGACCUUUAAUUUGAAACAAGCCAGAACAUGUCCACAGUCAACCAUGAAGCAUAUCAAUUGUCCAUAGAAGAACUUCGUAUUCCCUCCAUGGAAACCAAACCCUGUAAUGAGAAGAGAACACUUUGCUAAUUUUUAUAGAACACAGUAUAUAGUGGAGUCAUUGAUUUGCUUUUUAGUUAUGGUUUUGCCUCUCCUGCCAUAACUAAUAUUCAUGUAGUGCCUACGUCCUGGACUGGACCCUGCACUUAAACAAGUUGUCUGAGAGGCUGUGUUGGUGUGAACAAAUCUCUUAUACACUGGUGAGGUCCCUACAUAUAUAAAAACGUUAUUUGUGCGAAGAGUCAGUUUCAUCAUAGAAAACAAAGUCCCAAAAUGUUACAAGCUCUCAUUUCUGCAAACACAGCGCCAUUCGCAGCAUCAAACUGGAGAUUCUCAUUAUUAUUGGAGAGAGUCCACUCUUCUUUUAAUACAGUGGUUGGAAACAUGUCUGCAGUUGACGCAGGCAAGUAUAAACUACGAUGCACACUGAUCUGUGUCUCUAUUUUAUCAUUGGUUGUUUAUUUUGGAAAUACAGGCCAAAUCUUAGAAUUCUGUAUAACCUUUUUUCUUUUUUUUCUUGCCUGUGCCUCUGGGCUUUCUGAAGCCACAAACCUCAAGUAUUCUAUGUAACCAGCAUGGAAUUAUUAAUGAGACAUAUUCACAAUGGCAAUUCUAAACAAGAUGAUCUGAUAUACAGCUUUACACAUAUAAUAAAUCAUGUUUAUUACUCCGGGAGAGGUAACAUCGCUGCAUUUUCCCCCAUAUGUUUGCUUGCAGACUAUGCGGUUUGUUCACUAAAUUACAAAUUGCAGCAAAAUUAUGACUAGAGUUGAAAUGGAGAGGCUUUUUUCUCCAUAUUAGGUUUUUUAGUCUCAGAUUUGUAUUUCUCCAAGUCAGAGUAAAUAUCAGGGUGCUUUGUCAAACAUAGUAUCGGUUUCUUAUCAGACAUUCACUCUUUAUUCAAUUUAACUAAAGAAUAAAUAGUAGAACUGCUAGAUUGCAAUCCUUAUUAAAUAUGAAAUUAGAGACACUACAGUCACCAAAACAACUUUAGCUUAAAGGACCACUAUAGUGCCAGGAAAACAUACUCGUUUUCCUGGCACUAUAGUGCUCUGAGGGUGCCCCCUCCCGCCCGGCUCUGGGGAGAGGAAAGGGGUUAAAACGUACCUUUCUCCAGCGCCGGGCGGGGAGCUCUCCGCCUCCGAUCCUCCUCCUCUCCUCCCUUUCGGCUGAAUGCGCACGCGCGGCAAGUGCUGCGCGCGCAUUCAGUCGGUCUCAUAGGAAAGCAUUUACAAUGCUUUCCUAUGGAUGCUUGCGUGUUCUCACUGUGAUUUUCACAGUGAGAAUCACGCAAGUGCCUCUAGCGGCUGUCAAUGAGACAGCCACUAGAGGAUUUGGAGGCUGGAUUAACCCAUUUAUAAACAUAGCAGUUUCUCUGAAUCUCUCAAUUUGAUUCUAGAAAACAAGGCACACAAAUUAUCGCAUAGAGCUAAUAUGCAUGGUUUCACAAUAUUAAAAUAUAAUUGGGAUAAAUGGGAGGAAAAAAAUCAAAACGUUUAUGGUAUUUGAUAUGCUUAUUGUUAAAGUGCAUUGAUGUACAAAAUUUUUGCCAUUUCCAAGUUCCCCUUCCUUUCCUACCCCUAAUACAAUGUUUGUAUUAUUAUUACUUGUUCAAAAAAAAAAAUUACUUUGUUUAUACAGCCCUAGUUACACCUCCCUCCAUGUGACUUACACAGCCGUCCUAAACACUUCCUGUACGAGUCAUUUAAUGUUUAUACUUCCUCUAUUGCUAAUUAUGUUUAGAAUUUAUUAUCUCUUGUUCAGUUAAUAGCUUGUUAGACCCUCCUGUAUGUGAUUAAAGUUCAACUUACAGAGCAGGAGAUGAAAACUUUUAAAGCAAGUUAAAUAAUUUAUUGAAAGUAAAACGAUUUUGUUUUCAUGCAGGCUGUGUCAGUCAUAGUCAGAGGAGGUGUGUCUACGGCUGCAGAAACAAAAGUGAUUUAACUUCUAAAUUGUAGAUAAUUGAGCAGUGGAACUUCAGAUGCUGAUCUAUACACAAAAACUGCUUCAUUAAACUCGCAGUUGUUUUGGUGACUAUAGUGUCCCUUUAGGCACAAAGUUAAACUAUAAGCAUGAUGCAUGUAAUUUUCGAUAAAUACUUGACAAAUUUGGCUAGUCAGGAGCAUGGAAACAAUAAGGAAAUCUAAGUCGAAAUAGCCAAAUUUGAAAUCGCAGACUUGACAUUUUUUCCAAUUCGGCAAUUGUACUCUAAAAUAUUAGCUUUAAUUUAGAUUUCCAGCAAAUCACACUGUAGUGAAUAACUUUAUUGGUGUCCUCAAAUUAUUACCUAUAUACUGAAGCAUUACCAUUGUUACCCAACAAAUCAUCACCUUUGACAAAAGAUGACGAUCUAGCUUUUGUCUGGCCUUCACCUAAAAUAUAACCUAGCCAUCCACAAAAUGCAGGAACUCCAGUCAUUCAAUUACAUUUUGAAGAGAAAACAAGAGGACAUGCCCUGAGGGAGGGUAUAAAAGUGCAUCUUACUUCCAUGACGGAAGUAUCCAUCUUUUAUACCUUUCUCCGGGGCAUCUCCUCCCUUUUCUUUUCAUACCAUAGCUAAUCACCUCAUUUACCCAAUGUUAGAUUUUCCGAAAACACAAUGGAAAUGAUGGGCUGUAGUGACUAAUUAAAACACAGUUUAAUUAGAUGAGCAUUUAACUGAAGCAAGUUAUUGGCAGCUGCACAAGAACUAAACUAUUUUAGCUGUAAUCCACGUAACAUUGUUUGGAGGGAUUUACUGUAAUCUUGCACAUAAAGCACAAAGUAGAAUAUUUGCGUCAUCGAGAGCAGUUCCAUGUGCCUAGCCAUGCAGUAGUUUAAAGUGUAAAAGAUUACAACUUGUUACAAAAUGUUAUAAAAAAAAAAAAAGUUAUAUGGUUUAUUCUGGUGUUAGAUCCAAAGUAUUGUGUUUUUUUUCUAGCAGUUAUGUUUCGGUUUACGGGAUAUGAGUGAAAGAUCUUUGUGAUGGAUAAGUGUGGGAGUCAAGCCGCUAUGGGCUAUAUGACUCUCAGCCGUUUACCAGGCAGAGCGUUUUGAGAGUUGUAGUCCACAAAAGCUGAACUGGCAGACUGAUCCUUCCUGGUAUCUCUUAAAGGGAACCAAUACUCCAAAAGCGAAAAAUCAUCCCUUCUGUCCAGCCCACUUUGCUGCUAAAAAUUAAAGUUUGAAAGGGAUUACUUACCUGCUUUCCAGCCCUGUGACUCCUUUGCUGCAGCCACCCAAUCCACCUUUGAAGACAUCAGCAUGCCUGUUGACAUCUUCACUAGGUCCUCCAAUCAGAUUGGAGGUAUGCAUGCGCGGUCAAAUGUCGCGCUCUUCCAAUCAAAUGCUGCUAUCAGCAGCAUUUGAUUCCCAUAGUUUUGCUUAGUCUGGAGGAGGAGCAAGUCUAGUGGCAGUCCAGAAAUCUAGAAACCUGCAUGUUAAAAUGACAGGACCACUGCACCCACACCAAUUCAUCUUGUCUGGAUGACUAUAGUGUUCCUUUUAAAAGGUGUACGCACCUUCAGUAUCUGGGAUAUAUUUAAGAUAGGAUAAAACGACAACACAAAACCUUAACUUUUAGAACAAAUCCAGAGAAUAUCUGAGGAUUUUGGAUGAUCAAAUUAGAUUACCAUUUGUCCGGCACGAUACGUGCCUCGAAAACAUAUUCACAGGGUGGGCUGUAGAUAUUUUACACUAGAGAUAUGAACUUUAUAAAACAAUGAUGUCAUAUAAUUAAUCAGAUGUUCUUGGGUAAACUGGGUUCAGCAGAAUGUCCCCUGUGUAUCACAUUUUCAACACUACUGUGAACUAUCCAGAAAACACCCUUUACAAAUGUGAUAAUCAUCCAAAAUGAAGUUUAAAGUGUAAAAGCAAAAUGAAUGUUUAUUACCGUGCAAUUUAUGGGAAAAUCUCUGCAUUUGAUAUUUAUUUGCAAGAAAUCUCGACCUUAUUAUCUCUUGGAAAUGUGAUUAGAACUCUUAGACUUCAGUUUGUCCCUCAGAGGUUUUACUGACCAGUUUUUCUGUUUUCUCUUUUUCAUUUUGGGAUUUAUUCACUAACCCAAGAAUUGUGGACACAACGAGUUAAAAUGUACCGUUGUUUUAUGCUGUUGUCUUCCUAGAAGAGAUAAAAUUUCCCACAGAUGGGGAGGAAUAAUUUGUGGGAAAUCGUUCGUUUAUUUUUGUUAGGUUAUUCUGAAUAUCAGCCUGAUGUAUCUCUGGGGACCACCACUUGUCCGUCACUCCCGCCUGUAGUGUUGCAGAUGUUUCUGCUGGUGCACGUGAACAAAUCCAUUAUGUUAAAUGCAUAAGAACCCAGAAUGCAUUUAAGGGCCGUGCUUGGCUAAAUAAACUCAGCUUCCUGUUACCCUAGAAGUUGUAGAUCCUGGUGAUGUCCUGAUUUAUAUUUUUAAUUCAGCACUUUCAUGUCCAAGAUUAAAUCAUUAUCAGCUGGUUAGAGCAGUGGUUAAAUCACUGCAUUAGAACUGGGAAACCCCCCUUACCAGUAAGUGUCCGUGGGCAAGACACCUAACAAUAUAUAUCCGCCUACCUUAAGUCCUCAUAGAUUGUAAGCUUGUUUGGAGAAGGACGUUUCGUUACCUUUAAAUAUCCCCUUUCUAUGAUUGUAAAGAAUAUGUUUGCGCUAAAUAUAUGCUAAUAAUAAUAGCUGUAUUAAAUUAAAAAUUUAUUAAAAUGUUACGGUUUCCAAGCUUAAAGGAACACUACAGGCACCAAAACAACUUUAGCUUAAUGAAGCAGUUUUAAUAACUCUCUGCAACCAGACAUAUUGGGUGCAAUAUUUAGGGUAGAAUACAGUUAGUCCUGCUUGAUGUCUUUAUUUUUUGUUUGUUUUUUUGUUUAAAUCCAUCCCUCCAGUCCUUCCAACUCCCACCUUUAGAGUUUCCCAUUUUACUGUAAUACAGCCGUUCGCAAUAUCAUCACAUAGCAGUGGUUAAUGGAAUUUGGGUGUAGACUUUCUAUAAAUUUAUUUUAACUUUUUUGUACUCUCACUGUGACUGCUAUAUGUUGGAUGUUGAAGAAAUUUAUUCCUGAAAUCCUCCCACUGUGCUUCACCUCUCGAGGAUACUCCAGGUUGGCCGAUUAUACUUCUAAUUCUCAUUGCACGGUGAGAAGAACAGUGAGUAGCUUCUUUCGUAACUUGGUGACCAGGACAUGUCUUCUACUUGCCAGUUGGAUGGAGAUUUUUGUUUUGGAACCGCACAAAGAACAUCAGUGUUUGCUCUACAGGGUGUCUGGAUAAUGUGUUGCAACUUGGGUUGCUUUCCUUUGGACCUGAACAAGACUGAACAGAGUCUACAGAAAAUACAUUUUUGUUUUCUGGUCAUUUUGUACCGUCAGCAUGGGUCACCAAACUGAAAAAAAGGCAGCUUUAUAAUGUGUGUUUACCACCCAGCAGGUAGAAAUGAGAAUGAAACCUUUCCUUUGAGAUCAAAUCAAAAAAGGACAUGUACAUAAAACAUCGGGUUGGCAGGCUCUGCGAUUCAUAUGUUUUGGCUACAACUACUGGUAACAUUUAAGGUUUUACUGAAUAUUGGUCAUGAAGACAAAGCAACAACUGUAUAGAAAUUAAUGUAUGCUUGCUUCACAGCGAAUUAUCUCUGUGGCUCCAUUGCAUUGAGGUUGUGUGGGUGGAUUUUGUUUUGUUUUCAAAUUUAAUAAAGAAUAUUCCUGUGAAUUUUGUUUCAAAUAACCUUGUGACCUGGAGGAAUGUCUGUUUUUGUGAAAAAGAUGUCCAUCUCACUAGUUUCAAAUGUGCAAAUCACAGCACUAUAGAACGUAACCCCUUAAUGUUCUUCUUCUCAAUACAAGAGGUCAUUAAAGUCUGGCACUUGAAGACCCAUUCAUAUCAGCAUUAAAUGUUCUACUUGUUUGCCAUCAACAGUUCUACAAGGUAUUACAAUUAUAUAGUGAGUUAGUAAUUCCCGAAUAUUAUGACGACAUAGACCGUCAUUGAUCGAUAGCUGAUUUAAUGGAUAAUAACCGAAAGCAUUCUAAGUAAUAAAACUCUUGUAUCCCAUCAUGAAGAUUCUAUGUACUGUGACAUGUUAAUGGGAUAUUCUAGCAGUGAGACUAACAUUAUUAAUGUGUUUAAAAACUAAAGAAAAAAGAUACUGACUUUUGAUGUUCCCAUUUUUGCUGCAUAUCCCCAGCAUUUGCAGCUUCUACAUUGAGCUCUCAUCGCACAAAGACAUGCCUCUGUUAAUCCGGAUCCUUCUACUAUUUUCAAUUGGAGUUGAAUAAAACUCAGAAGUUCAGCCCUUGGCAACAAUUCCAUCCAUUCAUUUAAACACUAUAGUGUCAAAAAUACAAGAAUGUAUUCCUGACACUAUACUGGUAAAAACACAAUGUAGGUUCCUGGCACCACCUUGCCUGCCUUCAAAAAAUGCAUUUUUCUUACCAUUAUUCAAGUUCCGCACAUGUCUUGCUGCAGCUGACUCCGCCUUAUCCCAUCUCUGUGGCUAAGUUCAUCAAAUUUGAUGCAUCAGUGCAUCUCUAUGGAGAACGUUUAGCGUCUAGUCUAGUAAAUGUCACUAGAGGGUUACUAGGCAGUAAUGUAAACCGUAUACAGUUAAAUAUUGAUGUAAAUACACUACCAGGUACUUUAAAGAAACAAAGAAUGUGAUGGCAGAUCAGAACCAUUUGGCCCAUCUAGUCUGCCCAAUUUUCGAAAUACUUUCAUUAGUCCCUGGCCUUAUCUUAUAGUUAGGAUAGCCUUAUGCCUAUCCAACACAUGCUUAAACUUCCUCACUGUGUUAACCUCUACCACUCCAGCUGCAAGGCUAUUCCAUGCAUCCACUACCCUCUCAGUAAAGUAAUACCAGGGGCGUACCUAGAGCAUAUGGCACCCGGGGCGGAUCCUGUGCUUGCCCCCCCCCACCCAAAAAACCUGUAAAAAAUGUUAAAGGUUUUCUUUCUUUUUUUUUACAAUUUGUAAACUUUGCAAAACCGCUGUCAGCCCCUCCUACAAAACCCUUGUCCUGCCCCGCCCCUCCUACAAAACCUCUGUCCUGCCCCUUCUACAAAUCCUGUACUGCCCCGUCUACAAAACCCCCGCAACCCCCUUCCACAAAUCCCCUGCUUAUCCCCCCUUAUAAAGACGCCUGUCCCAAUACAAAACCCCCGCCCCCUUCUACAAAAUCCCUGCAGCCCCACACACACAUUUACAGGCAGACAGUCACACAGUCAGUUACAGACAGACAGUCACACAGUCAGUUACAGACAGUCAGUCACACACUCAGUUACAGGCAGACAGUCACACACAGUCACAGGCAGACAGUCACACAUACACAUUUCCUCUGUGCGGCCAGUUUAUCAGCUGUUUGCUUGUGUGAGCUGUAUGGCACCCUAACUACCAUGGGACACUGUGCGGCCACAGCUCACACAGCCCCCUCCAGCCAGGGCCGGUGCAAGGAUUUUUGCCGCCCUAGGCAAAAGUAAAGUUUGCCGCCCCCCCAUGUGACAUCACAAUGCCCCACCCAUAUGAUUUGCCAUGUUAACUAACGCCAGUGCUGCAGUGCCGCCGUGUUUACAUUAAAAGGCCUGCAGGGACAGGCUAUAGACACCAGAACCACUACAUUAAGCUGAAGUGGUUCUUGGGGACUAUAGUGUUUCUUUAAUGUGAGGUAAAUUAGAGCUUAGUGCCACGAAUAAUAUACUAGAUUGCCUACUUACAACCAGAUGAGGAUGAUGAUGGGCUCUAGCUGCAGUCUGGCUCCACUGGUCUGUUGCAGAACAGGCUCUCUGGAGGCGGUUUGUAACUGUGUUCACAAAAAUCAAUGUUCUGGGAGAACGGGAAGCAGCUCCAUUUUCCUUUACACAGCUCAAGGUCUGGGUCCCAGGGUCCACCUUCAUGUUCCACCAAUGAGUUUGUUCAUAGGGGGUGGAGUGUGUAAGGGAUGUCCUGAUAUGUGUGUAAGGAAUGCAUUGUGUGAAAUUGUGUUUGUAUGUGUAAGGGCUGCAAGGUGUGUUUCUGUGUAUGUAUGGGAUGCAUUGAAUGUGUGUAAGGGGUGCAUUGAGUGUGUGUAAUGCAUUGUGUGUUUCUGUGUGUGUAAGGGAUGCAUUGUGUGUAUGUGAUGAAUGUCAAUCUCUCCUCCCGCUCCAAUUUCCUUCUCCUCCUCCCAAUUUCUCUUUCUCACCACCCCUCCUAAUUUAUCUCCCCCCCUAAUUUCUCUUUCCCCCUCCUAAUAUCUCUUACCCCCCUCCUAAUUUCAAUUUAUCUCCCCCCUCCUAAUUUCUCCCCCUCCUAAUAUCUCCUCCCCCUCCUAAUAUCUCCUCCCCCCUCCUAAUAUCUCUUCCCCCCCCCCUCCUAAUUUCGUUUCUCCCCCCUCCCUAAUUUCUUUCUCACCCCCCCUCCUAAUUUCUCUCCCCUAAUUUCUCUACUUCCCCCCCUCCUAAUAUCUCUUCCCCUCCUAAUUUCAGUUUCUCUCCCCUUCCUAAUUUCAAUUUCUCUCCCCCCUCUAAUUUCAAUUUCUCUCCCCCCUCCUAAUUUCUCUUUCUCACCCCCCCUCCUAAUUUCUCUCCCCCCUCUAAUUUCAUUUUCUCUCCCUAAUUUCUCUCUCACCCCCUCUUUCUCUCUCACCCUCUUUCUCACCCCUCCUUUCUCUUUCUCACCCCCCUCCUUUCUCUCUCCCCCUUUCUCCUCUUGCUCACCCCCUUCUCUUCUUUCUCACCCCCCUUCUCUUCUUUCUCACCCCCCUUCUCUUCUUUCUCACCCCUUCUCUUCUUUCUCACCCCCCUUUCUCUUCUUUCUCACCCCCUUUCUCUUUCUCACCCCUUCUCUUCUUUCUCACCCCUUUUCUCUUCUUUCUCACCCCUUCUCUUUUUUCUCACCCUUUCUCUUUCUCCUCUCCCUCCUUUCUCACCCCCUUUCUCCUCUUUCUCACCCCUCCUUUCUCUCACCCCCUUUCUCCUCUUUCUCACCCCCUCCUUUCUCUCAACCCCGUUCUCCUCUUUCUCACCCCUCCUUUCUCUUCUUUCUCCUGCCGCCUCCUUUCUCUGUCCUUUCUCCUCUUUCUCUUGUUUUUUUUUUUUACCCCCUCCUUUCUCUACCCCCUUUCUCAUCUUUCUCACCCCUUUCUUUUGUUUAUCAACCACGUUUCUCUUCUUUUACGCUUUUGUUCUUUCUCACCCCCUCUUUCUCUCGCCCCUUUCUCCCCUCCUUUCUCUCACCCCUUCUUCUCUUUCUCCCCUUCUCUCCCUCUGCAUUUGCUGUGAGUGGCGUGGCCUGUAUGGUCGCGGGUGCAGAGGCAUCUGUUUCUGUUAGCCGGCGGGACUAAGCAGGGAGUGUACACUCGGUGUGCACUUCCUGUUAGUCGGCGGUGCUGAACAGCUGCUCUCUGUACCCGUCGGUUCAUCAAUGCUGCGGGGCUGGGCCGCGCUACAGCAAGGCUUAUUUGGAGGGGAGGCUGGGCGUUCCCUCCUGUCAGCCCCUCUCCUCAGGCUGUGGGUUUGUUGGGGGUUUUGUGGCGUUCCCUCCUGUCAGCCUCUCCUCAGGCUGCGCCCGGGCGGUGCGGUCCGCCCUCAUGGACGCACCGCCCGGGCAAAGCUGCAGCCGCCUGAGGCUCUUCACAGAGCGCUCGGGCGGCUGCAGCAUGGGGGGGACCGGCGGGGCUGGUCAUGAAACCCCCCACCCUGGUGGCACCCGGGGCGGACCGCCCCCCCCGCCCCACCCUUAGUACGCCACUGAGUAAUACUUCCUGAAAAGUAUUCUAUUCUUAAUAAAUUGUGUGUUGUAUUCAUGUUCUAAUAAUAAAGUUUAUUAAAUUAAAUUUUUCAUUUGAAUGAAGACUUAUCAACUAUUGCUCUCCUUUGAAUUGUUUCCUUUUUCAGUAAUGUAAACGGCAGUGUUCACGUAAAGAGGUCUAAAGGGACAUGCUGUAGACACCAGAACAACUACACUAAGCUAUAGUUGUUCUGGUGACUAUAGUGUCCAUUUAAGUUUAUUUUUAUUUUUUAUUAGGCCUACCAGAAUUACUGGUGUGGUCAAAUAAAAAUACUCAUGAAAUAUAGGUAGGGAAGUAAAAAAAAUGAAACUAAAUAAUUAGGUAAACUAAAUUGAACAUAAUUAGGGGUUCAGGAAAUAAAAAGAGGAAAAAAGAUAAUAAACAAACAAAAUAAGAUUUGCCAAAAGAGUCAGGGCCAGAUGGGCUACUAAGAGCAGGGCUGAGAAGAUCUGCAACCUGUGCCAGAUUUUAGUAUGCAACUCUAGGGUACCCUGAAACCCGAAAAUAAUUCCCUCCACUUAGAAAAUAAAUCUUAUCUUAUUCAAAACAACCGAAAACUGCAGUUUCCUUACUCAGUCUUGCAGCAGUGCAGAUCUUGCAGCAAAGACGUAGUGAGGAACCUGUAAGUUGGACCAUAUGGUAACAAUUUAGUAAUGUCAAGAUGCGUUCUUCUAUAAAGCGGGCGACAACUAUAUUUUUGAAUGGAACUAUGACAAAUGAUCACAAGGCCAUGUCUCAGUCUCCUCACUGUAAGCUUAGCUCCAUAAAAGCCACCCCAUCCCAGACACCAAGCAUGGAUUAUGGUUGCAUCAGUAAUUCUUGCCUGCAUCUUCAAAAGAACGAUGAAGACCAUUUUGAUUAAUAUAGGUCAAUGGCAUUCUGAACAGAUGAUCAGAUUUUUUAUUUACUUGUUUUUUUUAUUUCAUUAGGAACAAAGAGCUGUUUUUAGUUAUUGAAUUGAGCUUUAUUAUUUGAUAUUGCGGUGGUGUAACAAUCAUCCAUUGUCCAUACUGCAAUAUUUGUUAUUGUCCAGGCAAAGUCCUGACAUUCCAUAAUAAAUGUAAAGUGGUUUUACAUUCUCAACCAAUUGUAAGUGACCAGAAUAACACACAGUCUGUUUCACUUUCAUAAUAGUGAGAAAAAUUAAAUCCGUUGAUUUGAAUUGUGCGGUACUUGGGAAUAGUGUUACUGAAGAGUCUGUACAUAGUUUGAUUGGGUUUAGACAAUGGGUUCCAUAAAACAGUAGAAUGGAUUUAAAAUGGAAAUGUCUGGAAUAUGUCUUUGCAGCUUGCACAGUAAUGUUAAAACUACCUGUAACACCAGCACCACUUCCUGUAGGUACACAACAUCUCAGGAUAAGAAGAAAUCUGAAUGCAGUCAUCGUGUAGAGGGCUGGGUGGGAUCACUCCAAAUUAGGGAGGAAAUAUUCAAACUUCACUUUGCAAAGAUGUCUGUGUUUGGGGCAAUUGUGUGUGUGUGUGUAUGUGCAUUGCAUGUCCAUCUCUGUGUGUUUGCUACAUUACAUGCAGGUAUAAUAACACCCGGAAACACAUGUAAUGUGGUGACCCCUUUCUAAAGCCCCAUCCCAAAUCUCACCCCUGCACCUCUUCUAUUUAACCGCUUGACAUGCCUCUUUGCACACACAAAUACGAUAUCGCAGGAGGAGGGUGAAGCGGCGGAUCAGUGAUGCAAUCACAAAACUUGCUCUGCCCAGAGGAAAUGGGGGUAUCUGCCCAAAUUACUGGUAGGAGGGCUUGGCUUUGACGCACUCCUGGCUGCCUGCCGAUCAAGCAGGCCAGCCCACUGAGGGCACCACUUUCAGGCAGCACGGUUUCAGUGCUCUCUGCAUGGUCCUAGUGCCGUGACUAUUGCGCAAGCUCAUCUAAUGAUGCGCUCGCACUGCACUUCUACAGUUCUAUGGAGUCCCCAAAAGUGGGACACCAGGGAAUAUUCAGGAUGGCGGUACAUGAUGUGAAUAUCAGGACUGGCCCUCCAAAACCAAGAUGGUUGGGAUGUAUGCAGAUACCCAUACACACCUAGAAAUGCAUGGGCAUACACACACAACAUGCACAAGUACCCAAAGACACAGGCAUACACUGAGGCAUAGACCGACAGAUGCAAAAAAGCACAAAAUCUUACAUUAAUGUGAAUAGUAGUAUAUCACAGGGCCCCACAGCUAUAAAAUGCAGAAUAAUGUGAAUUGUGCACGUCCGUAUCCUAUUGAAUCGUAUGUCAGUAUGCUGACUUGUGUCUGGUGUCUCCAUAAGUGGGAUACCAGAGCACAAAGUGGAACAGGGGCAGUAAAUGACAUUAUGAAUGUGUUUGAAAGCUGCUUGUGGGAUUGCAUGUGUUUUUAGAGGGAUGUUUUGUGGUGUAGUGUGUGUAAAUAUACGUGGUUGUUUUGUGUUUGUGGUGUAGUAUGUGUGUUUGGGUGUUGUAGAGAGAGAGUGUGUUUUUGCUGGUGGUGGUGGUGUGUGUGUGUGUGUGUGUGUGUGUGUGUGUGUGUGUGUGUGUGUGUGUACGUGCUUUUUUUGAGUAUGGAGUAUUUGAGAAUUCCUUUUGAGAGCAGAACUGCAUAUCCUUAAACUCUGUGGGAAGAGUUAUAUCCCUAGCAUUGUGAUAGAAAAUAAUAGAAGCACUGGGAUUGAUUGAAGUGUAUCAGCAGCAUUCUGGUGUACGGAGGGCUCUGGGGAAAAACACAAAUGCUAUUCUGCAUGUUUUCGAUUUUGUUUAUGAAGCUUUAAAAAUUAGUAUUUCAUUUCAGCUUGGAGAUUCCCAUUAUUUUAAAUUGUUAAUAAUCAUUUUUCUUUUUUUUGUUUUGUUUUCUAAAGGUAAAAUUUUAUUUCGGAGGAGCCAUAUUCGAGAUGUAGCUGUGAAGAGACUUAAGCCCAUUGAUGAAUAUUGCAGGGUGAGAAUGCAUCUUCUUAGAAAUGCUAGUCUUAGGAUAUUCUGUAUAACCCUAAAACAGGAGAGAGUGUUUGUGUGUAUGUAUAUACUAUAUAUAUACAUAAUACCUAUCAAGCCAUGAGACUUGCUUUUCCCAGAGAAAUCCCAUAACUGCAGCGAUGUUACAACCGCAAAGGAUUCUGGGUGGGCAUAUGCAAAUUAGUUUAACAAAGAAUCACAUUUUUGCCUCAUUCCAUUUUUUUUUUUUUUUUUUAUAUUCUUUAUUUUUGGAGUGCAGCGGAAACAAACAUUGUUUGACAAUGACAUAUAGUUAAGUUGCAUUAUAAAUGAUUACAGGCUUAAAGUAUAAACAUAGUAUGUCAGGAGAAACUGCACACAUUUUUUGGUUGAAAAUGUAAAACAAGAGUGAAUUGCUGCGCCAGCGUUUACAUACAUGCUUAUUAUAACUUGUUGAAAUGGCCAAGCGUUGUACAUCACAUUGGUAAGAUCUGAGACAUAGCUUGCUAAGGACUUGCAUUAUUACAGGCUAUAAUAAUAGGCUAAUGAAGAUGUAGUUUAGUACAAGCUGUUAUUACCACUGGGAGACCAGGCCCUGCUGCAGAAAUGAUUGGGGCACUGUAAAGUGGUGUGGCUGACUGAGGCUUAGCAGAGGCUCACUGGUUGAGCUGAGUUAAACUAAGGGCACAACAUUUAGUAGGUGUCUAAUUUUUUAGCUGCAUCAUUUUAUAAUAAUAGAGACAUCAGGCCACAGUUCUAUCCUGUCAGGUGGCUGGUAAGAGUAAAAGAGUUAAGGAGUUAAGGACAGAACUGCAGCUUUACAGUGGGAGAUAAAAUGGUCACCUCGAGGGCCCUUGUGGCCGAGUUCUAGGUCGGUCGGUUGGUGAGGUAAGUUUAUCAUUGGUGCUGGAUCUCGCCUGUGUAGUCCCCAUAUAGUGCAGGUUUAAUUCAGCAGGGCACAUAGGCAAAACGUCCAGGUGAUUCUCUGCUCCGCCAGUGUCCUCUGUGUGCUUCUCAAGCUGCAUGCCGGCUGUCAGGUGUGCUUGCUGCCCGUUCAUGUCAGGUUGGGGAAGGUUGUCUGGCAUUUCGGUAGGGGUGUGCGGCUCUUUACGUUGGAGACCAGUUCUCCGUCUCGGCUGGAAGGUAGGGUUUUGUCCGUGGAGUGUCUCGUGUCUUUUCCGCGGGGGAUAUGCUGGCUCGUUGUGCCCCCUUCGCUUCGCCGGCCUCUGGUCUGCUGAGGUGCUACAAUGCGUGCAGGUGGCUGUUUGUUGUUGAUUUCUGGCCAGUUGGUGCUUAAAUCUGUGCUGUCAGGCUUGAGCGUGGGGAAGAGUAUUCCUUUCCUCUGCCGUUAGCGCACAUGGCGUCCACCAUUUUGGGCGAGGUGCCGAGGUCGCCGCUCUGGGUGGUCUCAUUGCUGGGCCUUGAUUGUGUUGCAGCGGUCGGUGUCCCAGGGCAAGGACCGGGAUCACCCCCCCGGUCCAGAGGGGGGGGGAGACAGGGCCAGUUCCACUCUGCUCUGGGCCUUCAGGUCAGGCAUUGUUAGGCGGGAUAGUGGGGCAGCGGCCGUCCGCCCCGCUCACCGCCGGAGUAGGCCCCAUCUGGGACUUCAAAGAUUCCUCCUCCAAGGGACUGAAGCUCGAGGAGCCAGCCUCUCCCUGGAUCCAGUGCCUCCCUUGGGCCGAUGGUCUUUGCUGUUGGUCAGCUUUUAAGUUGAAAUUUAUAGUUUUAGAGGCUUAAAGUUUAGAAAAUUGCAAGAGCUGUGCAUUCUUGUGACCGUCCAGCUCGGCGGUCCGGCCCCGCCCCCCUGCCUCAUUCCAUUUUAAACAUGGAUUCCUUUUAAUCUGUGUUUGCAGUAUACAACUGCUUGAAACACAAUUUAGGAAAAGAUGCAAAACCAGUGAACCAGUCAUGGACAGCUGUUUCGUUGUUAAUGCAACUCGUCAGCAUGAGGUUGGUUACUGGUUUGCUUAUUGAUGCUUGGUAGUGCUUGGGAAGCAAAAUCCAAAUAGGAUUCUUUGUUAAACUAAUUUGCAUAUGCCCACCCAGAAUCCUUUGCGGUUGUAACAUCGCUGCAGUUAUGGGAUUUCUGUGGGAAAAGCAAGUCUUAUGGCUUGACUGGUGUGCAGAUUUUUGUUUAACAUUGUACGAUUAUCCACAGACUUCAGGUGGAAGGGGUUUUCAAUCACAAUUGUUCCCCACCAUAACCUAUUUGGAUUUUGCUUCCCAAGCACUACCAAGCCUCAAUAAGCAAACCAGUAACCAACCUCAUGCUGACGAGUUGCAUUAACAACGAAACAGCUGUCCAUGAGUGGUUCACUGGUUUUGCAUCUUUUCCUAUAUUGUGUUUCAAGCAGUUGUAUACUGCAAACACAGAUUAAAAGGAAUCCAUGUUUAAAAUGGAAUGAGGCCUCAUAAAACUGUACCAACUCCUGAGGGUUGACGGAUCCUAAAACCAGACUUACCGCCCAAGCAGUGACCUUCUCUGUGAGGGUGUAAACUCAAUUGUAUAUACUCUGUGUGCUGCAGCAUCCAAAAUGUUGGGUCCCCUUCAAGCGGCUCCACUAUUUAACAAUCUCUAUUGCACGUUGGAUCAUUAUAGUGGUUAUGGUCAAUUACAAUUAAUGAGCUACUACAAAUCUAGCUGCAUGGCGGACAUGCAUGUUUAGCCUGAAUAGGCACUUUACUAUACUGUUAUUACCAUACAAUUGUGCCAUUACUCUAUGUGCCAUACUACAGUCUUACCAUGUGAAUGAUGAACCAGCUUGUUAUUGCUGUUGUGGCAUUGCAAGCAUGUUUGAUAUACUAUGUACAACAAAAAUAAAGAAUUAUUAAAAUGGAAUGAGGCAAAAAUGUGAGUCUUUGUUAAACUAAUUUGCAUAUGCCCACCCAGAAUCCUUUGCGGUUGUAACAUCACUGCAGUUAUGGGAUUUCUGUAGGAAAAGCAAGUCUUAUGGCUUGACUGGUGUGCAGAUUUUUGUUUAACAUUUUAUUAAUUAUCCACAUACUUCAGGUGGAAGGGGCUUUCAAUCACAAUUUUUCCCCGCCAUAACCUUUUUGGAUUUUGAUAUAUAUACUCUGGUAUUUUGGAGAUAUAUAUCUCCAAAAUACCAGAGUAUUGCAUUAUGCAAUGAUACGUUUUUUACUGGACUAACAUAAUAAUUUAAAGACAAGCUUUUGAGAGUUUCCUCUCUUCCUCAGAUCUGAAGCUUCAUACCAAAGGAGGAGAGGUAACUCUUGAAACUUGUCUUUGAAAUAUUAUGUUAGUCCAGUAAAAAAGGUAUCAUUGCAUACUGCAAUACUCUGGUAUUUUGGCCUCUUGUCUACUGGACUAAUACGGCUAAUCCAAUCUACACUAUAUAUAAUAGACACACACACACACACACACACACACACACGUACAUUCUACCACAUUUGGAAGUCCUACAGCUGGCAACCACUUACAUACUGAUGAAAGAGCUGGGGUUUUCUGUUUUUUAAUGAUUAGCUACAAGAAAAAUCUGCAGUCAGAAGUACUUUCAGACUAAGAUUACAAAGCCGUUAAAUGAAAUUGCACUAUGACAUCGAUAUACCUACAGAUCUAGGAAUGUUUAAGGUCUUGCAAGCUCACAAUUGGUCUGUAAUCCAAUAUUCCUGGUAAAUAUUCCCGUUCAGGUGUUAGACUGUGUUAUGAGGCUGCCUUAUAAUAAAAGUUUGGUCUUUGUCCUCAUAUUACCUUCCUUUUAGUCUGUUUUCAUUUUAGAACUGCAUGUGAGAUGUUUAAAGCUGUGACACAGCUGUGGGACCUUUUUUGUCCCUUCGAAAGAAUGUCCUAUUGCAAGUAUUCUGUUUCAAUUGUGGUUUUCAAGCAUUAAUUAUGCUGGAGGAAUGUGCAUAGUAAUUCACAUAUAGCUAAUAUUUUCAUAUUUUUUAUUAAGGAAUAAUAGUCUGUAGAGAUUAUUAAAGGGGGGACUCCAAGUGCCUCAAAGCAUUUGGUUGGCAAUGGUAGACUGUGCUGGGAGCUCUGUGCUCUAAAAAAUGUUUCAUAUGCUGCCUGCUGUCUAGAAAUUAGACAUCUCAAACUAUGCCCCCCCUCCCACCCCCCCAAAUGUUGCUGAACUAAGACUUGCCGAUUCUAUAGUCCUCUAUUGCAUUGAAAGAAUUCCGUGAGUUGUAGACCAUUACCAUCAAUAUCCAUUAGACCAUCCCUAAUGUUAUGGCUUUAUAAAACUAGAAGUAAAUAGAAUCUUUGAUAUUCUUGUAAUUGUCCUAUUUAUUGUUACAUCCCCCCUCUCAAAAUAUUGUAAAGCGCUACGGAAUCUGUUGGCGCUAUAUAAAUGAUAAUAAUAAUAAUAUUGUGUUUUAAAUGUGGACUAGUAGUGCUUUAACCCGUCCAGGACAUGGAAUGUAUCAAAUCCUAUGUCAUGACAGUUCAUGUAUGUCAUCUGUUAUGAAGGGGUUGAAUAAAAUUAUUAAGAAUGUUUCUAGCUGUUAAGUAGUAAUUUCUUUUUUUUUUUUUUUUUUUUAACCAGUCUCUGGUGAAGCUUCCAGCCCACAUAUCACAGUGUGAAGAAGUCCUGAGAUUUUUUGAGGCUCGUCCUGAAGAUCUGGACCCUCCUAAAGAGUAA
This is a messenger RNA of Pelobates cultripes (western spadefoot toad), 94216 nucleotides long. Lineage: Eukaryota; Metazoa; Chordata; Amphibia; Anura; Pelobatidae. The record is from the annotation of a GenBank genome assembly.